Molecule: messenger RNA, 93372 nt
Organism: Anolis carolinensis (green anole)
Lineage: Eukaryota; Metazoa; Chordata; Lepidosauria; Squamata; Anolidae
Gene: tshz2
Product: teashirt zinc finger homeobox 2
Exons: 2
Coding region: 65549-69475 (1308 amino acids)
Biological process (GO): regulation of transcription by RNA polymerase II
Cellular component (GO): nucleus
Molecular function (GO): DNA-binding transcription factor activity, RNA polymerase II-specific; DNA binding
Source: RefSeq, a predicted model, not a curated record
UCAGUGGAUCGAUGUUUGCUGGCAUCGCCUCGCCCUGCCUGUGUGUGUGUCAGUGUGUGUCUCUCUCCCUUUCCGUGUGUGUGUGCGCGUGUGCGCGCGUGUGUUCGUCGGGGCACGGGCGCGCGCGGGGAUGGCGAGUGUGCAGGCGAGUGUGAAGGCGCGUCCCCGCCCGCGUGCGCGCACGUGGAUGUGAGUGUGUGCGGAACACCCCCCCCCCCGCACCCCGCACCCUCCUCCCAUCCCAAGCUUGUCUGUCCUCUUCCCCUAUCACUCACAACCUGGCAUCUGACAGCAACAAACCUGCAGUUUUCUCAGCAAACACUCACCCAUCCGCCAUAAGAGAGCGACGCGCAAAGAGGCGGCGAGAGGAGGAGGAGGAGGAGGAGGAGGGGGGUGCUGGCAAAGAACAGGAAAAAGAGAGAGAGAAAGAAAGAGGAAGGGGGUGAGAGGCAGGGGGCAAAGCAAGAUCCACCACCACCCCCGACACACACCCCAAACAAAACUCUCUCUUCUUGAUUGAUCCACUUCCAAGAACAUUCUAUUUCCCCGCUUUCUCUCCCCGAGUCCUGGAUGUUUGUCUCCAAAAGCAAGUCUUGCAACAGUUCCAAGCAAACCAGAGAGACCCCCCUCUCCUCCUCAAGGGAACAAGGCAGCCCCCCUCCCGAGCAUAAGAUCUCUCUCUGAGGGAGGAAAGGGGGAUCUCGAGGAUCCGCGAACAGGUUGAUCUCGUCCUCGCGAAGUGCCAAAGGAGGCGAGAAGGAGACGCUGCUGAGAGAAGGGAAAGGAAAGGAAAGGGGGGCAAAAGCAGCGGAGCGGAGGGAAGAUCGGGCAAGGAAGGAAGAAGGAAGGAGGGAAGGGGGGGACCCUCCACAGCCACAUCCACGCGCGACGAGGGAAAGCCGGAGAGCGAGGAGCAAGCCCCGCCAGCUUCGAGCGAAGAGGAGUCCGGCUGGGGAAAGUACCGCGAUGCCAAGGAGGAAACAGCAGGCACCCAAACGGGCAGCAGGUUUGUGUGAUACUAGAAUGCUCAGCAUUAAUCUGGACCCCACUGUGUCAUAUCAUCUUCUUCACUUCUCCAAGACAGAUGUUGCUGCAACUUGCUGCCAAGAUCAAUAUAUUGGUUCAUAAGUGGCAUUCUUUGAAAGACUUUAUUGGAUUAAAAUUGUUAUUUUUGUAUUUUGCUGAACAUUUGCAUUUAUUGAGAGUGAUAAUUUCCUGUAAACAGGACUAGAUCAUGAACUAGGCACAGUAAUAAAGUCUUCAUCCUAUAAUGAUAUCUGUGAAAGGGUGAACACGGUAAUGGAGAAGGGCUUUUUUAAGGAACAAGGCUUCCAUUAGGUAUAACAAAACAUCAAUUUCAGGAGGCAGAAAGGAGAACUAAAAAAAAUCAAAGUGAUUCUAGGCUGCACUAAUAGGAGUAUAGUGUCUAGUUCCAGGGGAGUAAUAGUACUACUCAAUUCUGCUCUGAUCAGACUUCACCAGGAAUGCUAUGUUGAGUUUUGGGCACCACAGGUCAGGAAAGCAAUUGACAAGCUGGAACGCAUCUAGGGGAGAGCGACCAAAAUGAUCAAAGGUUUGGAAACCAAGUACUAUGAGGGGAAUGUUAGGAAGCUGGAUAUGUUUAGGAUGGAAAGGAAAAGGUUAAGAGAGGACAUGAUAUACAUGUUUAAAUAUUUGAAAGGAUAUCAUAUGAAGGAAGAGGAAAGCUUGUUUUCUGUGGCUGUGUAGACUAGAACUUGGAGUAAUGGAUUCAAACUGCAUAAAGAGAAAUUCCAUUAAAACACUCAACUUCCUGAUGACAAGAGCUGUUCAACAUUGGAAUAUGCUGCCUUGGAGUUUGUUGGACUCUCCUUCUGUGGAGGUUUUUAAAUCAGAGACUCUAUGACCAUUUGUUGGGAGUGCUUUGAUUGUGUUUUCCUGCAUGGCAGGGGGUUGGAUUGGACUGGAUGCUCCUUAGUAUAUUUUCCAAUUCUAUGGAAUUCUAUGAUUUCAUAAGAGAUCAAGUGUUAUUGUAAAAAAAAAACCAAUAUAUUUAAUCAGAAUUCAAUUUUUUACACUAAACCUUGGUUUUACUCCCCAAAGCAAUUGCUGUACAAAUUCAUUUUUGCACACAUACAAAUAAUUAAGAUUCCAGAAAUGUAAUCUUUUUUUAAGAAAAAGCAAAAGCAAAAAAAGAGUGUCCUGAUGUGUGAAGACACUAUUUCUCCUGAAGAUGCUAUAUAUGAGAAUAUCCUUUGCAUUCAUAUGGUGAAAUAAUCCCUGUUGGAAUCCAGUUCAGAUGUGUUGGUUGGGUUAUCACUAGUAACAGACACUUCCAGAACUGUUGAGACUCUGCAGCUAUUUGACUGCUUGUGUUGAUAUAAAAGUAUGUGAGAGAUAAUUUAUGCUGGUUUCAAAACCCAUUUUUUCUCAGCAUAGAACUGUCAUCUGGUUUUUGGACCCAAUUUUUAUAAACUUUUAUAAACUUUUAUGAGGCUUCUGCACCAAGGGAUGAUGGGUUCUGUAAGAAGUAAAUUAUACGAUUUCAUAUAAUUGAGUUCCUUGUGAUUGGAUGGAGAGCAUUCAAAUCAUAAUACUUUUGACCCAGAACUCUCAUUGUUCCCUCUUGCUACCAACUAACCUCUCUCAGAGAUUUCACCAGGAAAAGUCAUGCUUUGACCCCAUCAUUGAUCUGCUUCUCAGCAGCAAUAACACAUCUUUAACUUCCAAGCCCUCAUUACAAUUGCUUCAAAUGAAUGCAUAUAUCUUGGCCUCGUAGUGUACAUUACAUUCCUUGUGUAUGUGUAUUUGAACUGUAUCUUUAUCUUGCUGGCUUUAUAUUUAUUUCAUUAGUACUGCAUUAAAAAUGCAGACUAGGCUCCAAAUUCUACAAACAGAUUUGCUCAUUUGUCCUUGGAAGGUAACAAGAACGGUGCAAAUGUCUCAAAAGAGAGAAUUGGCUUCUGUUCAUCCAGAAUCCAUACUGUAAUGCUUAGUUUCCUGUUUGCAUAUGUAACAGAUGCAGUAGUGUCUUCAGAUUCUUUCCAUACCUUCAAAAAUAUCCGCACUAUAUAUGCUUGUACUGUGGGUCUGGAGUUUAUAUCUGUCAAAUCUGGCUGCACGUGGAAGAAACAUGAUGCUAAAAUAUGCAGCGAGCAUGAGAACUGUAUGAAUGCGAAGCCCUGUAAUUGAACUCAUGAAAAGACUCCACCAUUGACCAACUGUAAGGCAUCCAUUUGAUGCAUCCAUGCUGUCAGUGAAGCUGUUGGCUACCAGAGUGACUAUCAAUAAAGACUUUUCCUCUAAAUGACUUGCUUCAGUUUGUUCAGGCCACUGUUCACUUACUGUCUGCAUUUUAUUGCACCCUGAAGACGAAAGCAUUCUGAUUGGUUCAUAAAAUAACCAUUGUAGAUUAAAAAAAGAAGAAGAAGAAGCAAAUAUAAUGCAAUGCAAUGCAAUAUGUGUUCUGUUGUUGUCAUCUUUACUAGUGUUUUCAAACAAUUUUACCUAAGUGUUUUUAAUAGAUUUUUAAAAAGCUUUGUGUCAAAUAGGUUUUAGUAGUAUUCUUUUCAAUUUGUACCAGGAGAAAGUUAGGAUGCAAAUUAAACUAGCAAACAAAUUAUAAACAAAUAAAUAUAAAAUAUAAAACAAAUUAAAACAAAUACGCAAUUGAAACUAAGAUGAGAGCAUUACCAUAAGAGAAUCUGCAAGAGCAGUUGGAAAAUUUAAAAACACCUUUUUACAAUGAAAGUUUAAAAGUUCUGGGAGAAUGAAGUAUAUUCACUAAGCAACAAAAGUGCCAUGACUGGUAAAUUUGUCUGGGGAGGAUGUUCCAUAUCUGAGUCCCAGGGCUGCAUUCUGCCUGAGAUACAUGAUCAACUGCCUAAAUACCCUAACUGGAUCAGAUCUUAUCUGAUAUUAGAAGUUAAGUAGGGUCAACACUGUCUGGACAUCCAGAUUCAAAUUAUGGUCUGCUUUGUGGUAAAGGGCUGGUGUAGACAAGCCCAAAGUCAAAUACAAACCUUGGUGUACAGUCAAAUUCCAUCCCAUCAAGGUAGUUAUGCAGCAGUGGAAGUAGUAACCCUUGAUAGGUUCAAGGAGCACAGUGCAUCUUUGCCAAAUCUUCAGGAGUUCCCCAUUUAUUUAUUUUUUCCAAAGAAAUCCAUCCUUUUCCAGAGUAGACUGAAUACAGCCUAGUCAGACAGAUGGACUGCAUGCUGAUUGCAUUUCUUGUUUUAUCUGGGCUAUUUCUCCAUUUGUUGGCCAUUACCACACCCGGUCAAUCAUUCAAAACACCUGCUGCUGCACCUGAAUUUGAAAAGGAAAGUUAGCAUUGAGUGGUGUCUGUGUAUUCCAUCUCAAACCACAUCUUCAACUGACCUCCUCCUGCAAACAUCAUUUUUGUUGGGUUUGAACACUACACCAAAUAUAAUUUUCUUCAACAGUACAAAGUGCAAAACAUCCUUGAGGCCUCAAAAGCAAGUCAACAUCUCCUUGACAUGCCUUGUAGCAACAUUAUUCCAGUGAGAGAGUAUUGCUGUCUUCCAAAGAUAAAAUAUUCAGAGAUAAAUGAAAAAAAUGAAGCACUCUUUUUUUUUCUAAGAUGCUUCGGAGAAAAAUGUAAAUUUCAUAACUUAUUUAUUUAUUUUAGUAAUGGAAUUUUUGGAAACAACAAGCAGUGUGUAGUCUUUUAAGUGGGAGGUCAUUGCGGGAUCUUUUUUUCUUUGGCCCCUACUCUUGCUACCAAUGUUUACAUUCAUGCCCUUAUUAAUUCAUUCCUCAUAACACUAUUGCUCUUUUUUUACAUUUUCUGUUUUCUCAACAACAUCUACAUCCUUGUUUCCUAACUGUAUGGGUUUCUUUAGAAGCUGAGCCUAAGAUUCCUUGGAGCAUUAAGUAGCUCAGCACAUAUUAGAGAUGUGUGAAACGGCAGAAAUCUAAUUUAUAAUUCGUUUUUAAAUUCAGAGGGCCUCCUAUUUCCAUUUGGAAAGAUUUUUUUUUGGGGGGGGGGGAUUUCAAUCUGUAAUCUGAAUUCUGAAGUUUUGAUAUUGCUUCAGUAAGAUUUGUUCCAUUAGCGGCAAUGGGGAAGCUUUCGAGGCCCAGAAAACAUACAACAACCCUUUCGAGGCUUGUUUCCCUGUCAUUUUUAUAGCUAUCAGGAUGAAACUUGCCACACUUAUAAGCAACAUUUGCUACUUUAACCCUGCUAAAUUUCAGAAUGUUUUGGUCAUCCACUGAUAUUUAGGAAAAUGUUAAAUGUUUUACACACACACACACACACACACACACACACUACAAGAGGAAUCCCCUUGAAUUUCUCCACAGUCCCACAACAUGUACAGAGCAUCGGUCCUGCAAAGUUUCAGAAAGAUCUGGUCAUCCACUGAUUUUUAGGAUUUUUUUUCAAUUUAAGCACCUUGGGUGAAACACUCAGACUCAAAGACUUGAAAAAUCAAAAUAUUUAUUCCUAAAACUAAAAAAAAGAAGAAAUUAUAUAACACUCACACACACAUUUCAUAAUCUUUACCAGUCUAACUAAGUAGCAUUUCCUGGCUUCCAGUUUGGGUUCUUUGGCACAGAAUAUGGAAUGUAUUUAAUUAUUAAGCAUGGGGUGCACAUAGACCUGAUUGUGUACAAAGUGUGAUCUAUCAUGAGGAGAUAGCCAGAUAGAUUUAAAACCAGUCAUUUAAAGGUGAUAUCUCCUAAGCAGUGAUUCCCAAACUUGGGUCUUCCAGAUGUUUGGGGCUUCAUCUCCCAGAAGCCCUAGCCACCUGACCCAACAGUCAUGAAUUAUGGGAAGCAAAGUCCAAAGCAUUUGGAGGAUCAAAGUCAGAGUGCUCAGCACAGAUAAUAUUUUAAUGGGCUUUCUUGUAUUCACUUCUUAUAAUGUCAGUGCAUUCAGAGAAAUGAAGCUGAUGGGAUGUUUAAUACAGAGACACCCCCCCCGCCGCCGCCCACUGCUGUAGGCAGUCCUGCCACAUUACAUUUUUUAAAACUGUCUUAAAAGAAUGGGCCUUGUUUUGUCAAGGUACUGUGUGCAUAAGCAAUUAAUACAACACAUAUCAGAAACAUAGCAGGGUGUUCUUCCUUGAGUAGAAUUUCUCUAACAGAACCCCUAAGGUCAGGAGAGAGAUAUUCAGAAAAUGUAAUGCAAUUCUAGAGCAAAUCAAACCAAAGUACAAUUCCCACAUCAAGAGAAAUAAUAAUCCUUGCUAUUCUACUUUCUUCAGAUCUUUCCUGGAAUAUUGUGUCCAGUUGACAGCACUACAGUUGAAAAUGAACAUUGACAAGCUGGAAUAUAUCCAGAGGAGAGCACCCGGAAUUGUAAAUGGUCUAGAAACCAAGACCCAUGGGGAAUGGUUGAGAGAGUUGGGUAUGCUUUGCCUGGAGAAGAGAAGACUGAGAGAUGAAAUAAUUGUUUUUUAAAAAAUAUCUGAAGGACUGUCAUGUAGAAGACGAAAUGGGUGCAUUUUCUGCUGAUCAAGAAGAUAGAACCUGAACCAAUCAGUUCAAAUUAUAACAAAGGUAUUCUUACUAAACAUUAGAAAGAACUUCACAGUGCUAAAUGCUGCUUGUCUGAGGAAUACAUUACAUUAGUAGUAGAUUUUUGCAUGCCAGAGAGUUAGAAAAGAUGCUACUUGUUGUCCUAUCUCACGCUAUGAUUCUGUAACUCUACAGUUAGAGCCAUAGAAUCAUAGAGUCCAGCCUUGUGCUCAGUGUAAGAUCUCCAGCUAAAAAAUCCCCAGCCAAUAGCUAUCCAUUCUCUUUUUGAAGAUAUCCAGAGAAGGAGAAUCCAUCACCUCUAAAGACAAUUGGUUCCCUUCUGGGGCAGAAAAAAAGGCUGCCCUCUCCUCUCUGUGACAGUCCUUGAAGUAAUAAACACUACAGUCAUGUCACCCCUUCAGUCUUCUCUUCACUAAACUGAAUGUACCCAUCUCUUUUAUAGGCUUUGUUCCACAUGCCUCCUAUUUUAUUGGCCUUCUCUGAACUUGUUCUGAUUUGUUCUGAUUUGUCUGUAUCUUCCUUAAAGUGAGGCUCCCAGAACUGUAUGCUCGAUAUUAAUUAAUUUUAUUGAUACGUUGAGGUUAGGUUUUUGAGGUCAAAAUUAUGGAUUUUGAUAUGAUCUGUGGAUAAGUCAAAGGUCAUUCUGAGCUGAGGAUGAAGUGCCAGCACCACUUCAAGGAGCAGUUGUUCUUGGUUGCCACUGCAAUUUUACCACCCAGGCAUUCAAAAAAGCCUUUUCCCCACUCUAAUUAGAGAAUGGGAUGGAUCCUUUUGUGAUAAAAGUUAGGGGACCUUUAAUUUCUUUGAGUAGAGGCAAAAUGCAAGAGAUUAAUCUAUCCCCAUAAAAACUAAAAGAAGCACUGACUCCCUCUGCUCUCUUGUAGCUCCUUCGAGGGGGAGUGCCAAAGAGCUACCUGAAAUUUAAAAAGGCUAGAUCUGGCACCAGAGUGGAGAGAGGAUCAGUGCUUCUUUUAGAUUGGCUCAGAAGGGACUAAGCUCUCACCUUUCACCACAAUGCUUAGAGAAGAUGUUUCUUUUUCUUUUUUUAAUAAGAGUUAAGGUACAGUACUUACAUUCACCAGUAAGCUGACCCAGGUUUUUGGGUCAAUUUUUAACAAAAAUAUCUAGACUUAUACAUGAGUAUAUACAGUAAUUAAAUUAGAACCGUAUGAAUUUUGAAAACAAAAAUUACAUUAAGAUGUUAUGGCUAUCUGCCAAUAAACCUAUAUACUUGUUUAUUUCUUUAAUGUCCUCUUUCUUAUCAUGCUUUCACCAUGAAUAUCUACCAAGAACUUAAGGUGCUUUCAGACAGCACAAAAAUUCAGGGUUAAUAUGUGGGAUAAACAUACCCGGGACCUCAGAGCUGGUCCCCAUACAUACCUGCUGGUCCCAAGCUUUCUUCCCCCACCGUCCUCUCAGCCCUUCUGUGUCUUGGGAUAAAAUGGAGAGCGGACAGGGGGUAUCCGUCCAUACAAAUAUAGAGAGACUCCUAUGUGUGCACAUAUGCAUCAGUGUAUAACAAUGGCACAUUUUUUUUUAAAAAAAAAGUCAUAUUUCCCUCUUUCCCCAAUUGCUCAUUUACUAUUAUAAAGUUUAAAAUAAACACUUUCAGAAUCCUUUUAUGGCUCUUCACUUUACCUCACUUUAAACCAGCUGGAAAUCAGCUGAGUCUCCGUGGGAGCCCAAAGAGCUGACCCACUGUUUCAGGCUUUUUAAAACUGGCAUGGGCAGGAAGCAGUCUCCACAGGGGGUAAAUAGGGAAACCCCAAACUUUACAUGACUGUCAUGGGAAAAUCCAUUUUUUCCCCGCCCAUAACCGGGAUAAAGGGGACCUUUUUGAAAUGUGUUUCCCUCCAUUGCUGUGAUUGAGCAUGCAUUUAGCACAAACGUCAUCUGGCCAUUUCACCUUUUAAACCAAUUUUCUCUGAAAUAUAGGUACUGCAUGGAAGCGCCCUUAGACUGUGCUCCAGGCAGAGAUAUAUCUGGGGAAUCUGACUUCCAUUCUCUAGUGUCUGCCACCUGAGGUUCUUGCCUCUUUCUGACUUAAUACUGGUGAUCAAACUCUAUCUUAUUAUAGCAUAGCACUGAAUUAAGUUGUGAUUUAAACUGCCAUCAUCAUUUUCUUGAUCUAAACCACUCCUGCAAACUCUUUACCUAGUUAGGAAAUUACUUACCAGCUUCACACAAGUGUCCUCUUUUCACUGCUUUGUUUAAUCUCUUUUUUAAAAAAAAAGUAGUGAGAGAUCCUAAUCAUGGAUAUCCUACAUCUUGUCUAAUUAGAUAAUCCUGUUUUGUUUGCUUGGAAUAAAUUGAUUCCUGCAGUCCUGAUUUUCUUUGCUUUCUCUACUGUACCUUUUACUACUUGUCCUGACAAGGUUGAUUGUAUCAAGGGAUCAGCAUGGAGAUUUCAAAAUUUGGAUAUGCAGCAAGGUGAGCUUAAAAGUCUGCAGAAAUAUCUAGCUUCCUCAAGGGUAAAGUUUCUUGCAUUGUCCAGAUAGUUUGAACAACAGUCCCUCCAGCUACUUACUAGCUCAGUCUUCUUGGAAUUACAGAUACCAGUGACAAACAGUAUGACCCAUAUAUUCACAGAACUGGUACCCAUUAUUUCAUUCAUCCACAUCCAAUAAAAUAUGUCCUCUCUAGGCAUUUUCAAGAUUCUUCAGCACAACUAAAUUACAUUCUUGGACUGAAUGUCCUUCAUUUCAGUAGGAUUCACCAUUGUUCACAGUACAUCAAUCAACAUGAAGACUGGAAGCCUAUCUUCCAUGGAUAUGGGGGCCGUACUGUACUUUUAUGGUCCAUCUUACAGGAUUGUGCCAGAAUUCUUUCCUUGAGAGACCUAGCACUCUAGUGGAGAAUUAGUAGUUCCCCAAACUAUUAAUUGCAGAAUUUUGCAAGUCGCUGCCAUGAUAUCUUAUUCAGAUGUACAUAAUGUUCAACAAUAUGCAAAGCUGAAAAGUCCCCUUUCUCAUCAAAAGUCAUCCUGUAAAUUUAUGGCACUUCAGACAUUUGAAAACAGAACUUUCUUGCUUACAUGCGUUCCCUAUGCCUUCCAUAGACAAACUAUUCUUUUUCCGUCUUCAUCUCCAGCCAGGUGAUGACAGUACAGCUUAUCUAAAUUAAAACAAACAAACAAAUAAAUAAAUAAAUAAAUAAGACCAUUUGAUUAUUGUAAGUAUUAUGGAAAUUGUGUAUGUGAAAUAUAUUAAAAUCCUAUAUAAUACCUCAUUAGUUAGACCCUCUAAUUUGAACAGUAUUUUCAGAUGAUUCUAUUGAAUCACUAUUGAUCUGUUUCUUUUUCACUGCUCAUAAAGCUAUGCUGUUAGUGAUGAGAACUAGACAUUAUAUAACCUUGUAUAUGUAACUUGGGGUUGGUUGGCUGUUUGUCACAUGAGCAGAAGCAGUGAAAACAAAAUGUCUGCUUUGAUUCUAGUCAAAGUUGUCAAAGCAAAUUAAGCAAAGUCAAGGUUGUCAACAUGAAUUAAAUGAAGAUGCCAAUGUGAAGGCUUUGAAGUUGAAGUUCUCAGAGGAUGAAAAGGUGAAUUUGAGCAUUUGUCAAAGGAAAAGCUUCACCGAAUUUGAUCUGCUAUUCAUUUCAGCUCUGUGUAUUUAUUCCAGGUUGGUCCAAGUUGGUGAUCUUUUCUCUGAAGCAAAGUCAAAGUUGCUGCUCCCCACUGCUGUGGGCCAAUCAAUGAAUGGGCUAGUGAGUGAGUCACUGCUUGCUGUGUGAAGUUUUUCACUGAUGUGGCUUGGUGUGAGGCUCUCAUGAUAUAAUACUGCUGAAUACCUCUUGCAAAAUAUGCGUCAAUUGCUAUGGAAUCCCAUGCUGGAAGUGAAAAUAAUGAUAGUAGGCAUUCUUUGCAGCUGCUCUCAAAAGAUAAUCCUAGCAAUGAAGUCAGUUAAUGCCAGCAGCAGUCUUCAGUUCAGCAACUAAUACAAGCAUCCCUUGCUUUGAGCACUUCACUAAUACAGCACUUUUCAAUUAAAUGGUACUGUAUUGCUGGGCAAUCGUCUAUGGUAGUCAUGGGUGUGUAGGGUUCUUUUCUUUCUUUAUCUCCUUUAGGCCUGGCAGUAUUGCAUGCUUAAUAAAUUAUCUCUCUCUCAUAUAUAUAUAUAUAUAUAUAUAUAUGCACUAGCAAGUGGGGAAAACUGUGGUUCAGUUUAAGGUAAUAUUUGCGUUGAAGCCAUGGUUUGUAACCUAAACUGCCAUUUUGGUGAAGUAUGCCUGUAUAGUUCCAGACUGAUUCCUUGCAUGACUAGUUAAAAGUAUAAGCCCGAUCCCAUUCAAUCUGACUUAUUUUCAAGUAAACAGGUGUUAGUAAAAUAUAUUGAUGCAGACUACAGUUUUUACAAAAGUAAUGCAGUUUAAAAGGUACAUUUUUGUGUGCUGUAGAAGAAUGGAAAUAGCUUCUUUUGAAGAACAGUCUUCAACUUUUCUCAUGCUUAGUAUCUUUAUGUAAAAUAUCUUAGGCAUAUACCUAAAGUAUGUGUAUGCACACACACACACACACACACACACACACACACAUUGAGUAGACCAUAUUUGCAAAUUCUAGUGUGAAAUAAAAAUCUGUGUUAUAUUAGGUGAGUCUGUUAGUCCAUUUAAACUAGGGAUGGAACAGAAAUGUGUCAUUUUCCUAAUGGGUUAAGUUUGAAUUGUUGAUCCCUUGAGAAGUUUAUAUAGGAAGUAAAACAACAUACCACAACACAACAUAAACGGCACACUUUUAAAGAACUGAUUAGAGUUUGAGAAACCAUGCAACUUUACAGUAAAAAAUUCCUACACUUCUUUUCAGAAAACUGUGCAGCUUUCCGGGGGGGGGGGGGACGACACACCCACCCACUUACUUUGUUCUUCACUGUAUUUUGGAAAAGUGUGCAGAAAGCAAAGCUAAAUUGCAUUAUAAAUCUAUAUACAAGGAACACAGGGCAGAUCUACAAUAUCCCAGGGCUAAACUGAACUCUAGAUCAACCUCGGGGUGGUUCUCACUGCCACCCCCGGAUUGCUGCAGAAGUGGGAAAAAGUCCUUACCACACACAGGCACCAAAUCUAAUUUGGUGCAACUGGAUAACCACCCUUACUGCCCUGCUCCUGUUCUAAUUGUACUGGCAAUCACCAGGUACGAAACGGCAGGUGGCCAUCACUCAUCACCUGGAGUGACAUUAUCAAGGGCAUCAGAGCAAUGUGCAAGAGGAAAAAGGAGGAAUUUCCCGCUUUGUAGAUUUGUCCACAGUCAAGAGUUCAACAAGAGGUUUUAUUUAUUUAUUUAUUUAUUUAUUUAUUUAUUUAUUUAUUUCAUGUCAAAAGCAUUGCAUAAUAAAUAAGUUUAAAAGUAAUAAAAUAAAGACAAGAGGCCAACAUUGUAGUUCCACCUUUGCUGGUUUGAAAGUUAUACAACCAAAAUAUUACACAACAAGAGAAGAAACAGACUGACUGAUACUUCAGCAGAAAUUAUCUUUUGUGCAAGACUAUUAUCUUUAAAUGUGCAUGCCCUUUCUCCAUGCUCUCCAAGGUUUUACAUAGGGUUUCCUCCACUCUAAAGGGUUACAAUGUGUUUCCCAAAGCUUUGUUAUUCGUUCUUGAAAGUUCAAGAUAAAAUAUUCUAGCACUUUUGGUCCCAUCAUUUUGCAUUUUCCCUUGCACCAACUUAACCAAAAUGGAAUUCAUCUACCAGGCUGAAAGAGGUUUCCAUUCUUUUGUUGCUGAUGCCAUUAAUAUGUCAAAAGAUAAGAGCAAGACCUUCUCUUUGCAAAGUAGAUGCCCUAUCAAUGCAGUAGUCUCCCCUAUCUGUGCACCAUAAUCUUUUGAAGAGAAGUUGAGGAACAGGGGCAUUUUUAGAGGACAGGUAAAGUUUUAUGUCCUGAUGAAACUAUUGAUGAAAGCUCCCAGUAAAAAUGUGUCAGUACCACUGACUGCAGUGGCUUUCAGGCAUGCUUGACUUCAAGUGGAUUGUGCCCCUGUCUUCAUUCAUCAUCCUUUCUUGUACUAAUGUAAUCCAUACUAUUUUUAAAGAAAUGCACUGGCUGCCAAACCACAUCAUAUAUCUUCAUGAUCUAUAGCAAUAGUUAUUUUUUCCCCCUCAAGAGGCAUUCCAUGAUCUGUCAGAUGCUUCAAGAUUGUUCUUCUCUUGCUUCAUGACCCACUUUGGUUCCUCUUUUAGACAGUUACAGUUGGCCCUCCAUAUCAAUGGAUUCUGCAUCCAUGAAUUCAACCAUCCACAGAUUGAAUGUGUGUGUGUGUGUGUGUGUGUGUGUGUACGUGCACACACACACACACACACACUGCAUGCACACAAACAUAUGUUAUGCUGCUGUAUAUAAUGGGGCCUGAGCAUUUAUGGAUUUUGACAUCAAGCCCCAACAUUUAACAACAGCACACUACUGUAGAUAUAAACAAAUCCACUUACCACCACACCAAAACUCCAACCCUUGUACCCAUAAGACAUCAGAAGAUUUAGUUAUUCAUCUUCUCUUAUAGGUUCUUUUUGAAGAUGAAUGCAUGACUUUUGCUUUCAUAGUAUUUCUAGAGUUCCUCCUACUGUGAAAUAGGUUGCCAAUAAUGGCAGAAUACAUCAGCAUGCAGUCAUUCAUAAUUCUGGACUAAGGGAUCUCAGUGUUUUUAGGUCAGUGGUCCUGAAUGACCAGACAAUGAGGCAUAAACUCAAAUAGUAAUUCAUACCUACCCAUUAAAUUGACUUGAUAUUUCUUCGAAUCACAGGACUUGAUAUUACAACCUUAUUCUAUUCAGAACUGAAAUGAAAUGUAAAGGUUAUGUUCACUAGUCUAAAAUCCAGCUUCAGAUCAUGCGGAUUCCAGUUUGAGCUGCUGGAAGUAGAGAGCUCAAAAUACAGGUACAGGGUGGUCAUGUGGGCUAUGUUUAUUUGGGAGGCAAAUUCAGUCUAUGCACAAUGAAUCAGAUGGAAGAGCAGAGACCUUGAGAUUGCCCAUCCAAUUUAAGCAUUGGGGUAGAAAUCAGAACAGGAACACUGUUCCCCAUAAUGGUGUGAUUAAAUUGAUUUAUAUAUUUGAUUGAAAUUAGCAUUUGGAAAUAUUGUGUAUCCAGUUUUAUCCUCUUUUUUAGCAUGAUUUUUUCUUUUGGGGGGAAGAGUUUGGGUGGUAAUAAUAUAAAGAUAUAAUUAAUUAUAUAUAAAGAGUACAAAAUACUGACCAUACAUGUGACAAAUCCAUCCCCAUAUUACAGCAGAUAGUGUUUUUCUAAAACAAAAUCCCCAUGUAAAUGUCUGCUUCAAGGACUUGCCAUCUCGUCUUCUGUGUAAUGUUGUGUCUAUUCCCCAUAGAUACCAAGAGGAUGCUGCAAGCUGGCUCCUUUUUUGCAUGCUAACAUUUGAUUGAAAUAUAUAGUACAUUGUAAGGUCGUACACAAAUGACUCUUUGAAAAUUCAAGCUCAAGCAAAGCAGACUUUCUCUGUUGAAGUUAAGUAGGUCAACAAUUUACCUAGUCUGUCUGCUAAUGUGCUUGCUAUACAAGCUAAUGAGAUCUUGAGAACAAUCCACGUACCUAAGAUUGUCAAGGUGAACAUGUUAUCUUUAUUUGGAGGUGGAGAAAGAACAAACUUUAGAAUUUGCUCAUUGUUUGCAUAAAUAUUCUCAAUUGUCCUAUGAAUAUAAUCAGCAUCAAUGAAGAUCCUGCAAUCAAUGCGUUCUUCUGAAAGCAACUCCAGGCAUAAUGAAGGAGUGAGAGAGAGGGCUAAAAAAAGCAAAGUUUUGUCUUUAUUUCCCAACUUCUUCCAGAGUAGUCCAACAUGUUUUUAUUUGAAAGCAACUCUCACUGACUUUGGUGGUGACAAAGAGCUUAUUCCCAAUAGUAUACACUGCAGGAUCACUGUUUUAUGCUACUGCUUUUGGACUCAAUUCCAGUCUUUUCCUUUGUCAAUUUCAUUUAUUUUUCUUAGAUUAAUAUCGUUCAUUCCUUCUUUUUUACUGUUUCACUAGGGAAGUGAGGGUGGGCAUGCAUUAGGGAGGCUGUGAAAGGGCAUUGGGGUCCCCACAGGGGAGUCCCCACAGGGAGAAUUUAAUCCCCUUCCCCAGAUCUAGUUGAACAAUAUUAGGGGAAAGGAUCCCAGAAAAAGUGGUUUCUUAAGUCUGGUGUCUUAACUCAGAUCUAGUUAAAAGAUACUAGGGGAAAGUAAAGGUAAAGGUUUCCCCUGACGCUAAGUCCAAUCAUUUAUUUAUUUAUUUAUUUAUUUACAUCACUUUUACCCUGCCUUUCUCUCCGAGGGGACUCAAAGCGGCUUACAGUAAAUAGGCAAAAAUUCAAUGCCUAAAAACAAUGUAAAAACAACAAUUGAUAUAAAGCAAUCUACAAAACAACAAUUCAUAUAAAACAGAUACCAUUACAAAAUAAAAUCACAUUAUAUAAAAUUUUAAGCAUGUCCAAGAUUAAAAUCCAUUCAUCCAGAAUCCUCAAUAAGUCUUUGUACAUGUCAUGUAAAGUCCAUGUUCUCAUUCAUUAAAAGCUUGCAUGCACAACCAUGUCUUUAAGGCUUUCCUGAAGCCUAGGAGAGUUGGUAUCUGCCUUAUGUUGCUGGGGAGGGUGUUCCAUAGCCAAGGAGCCACCACCGAGAAGGCCCUGUCCCUUGUUCCCACCAGCCUUACCUGCGAGGCUGGUGGGACCGAGAGCAGGGCCUCCCCCGAUGAUCUAAGAGUUCUAGAAGGCUCAUAGGGGGAGAUACGUUCGGACAGGUAAGAUGGGCCAGAAUCAUGUCUGGCUCUGGGGGUUAGUGCUCAUCUCCAUUUCUAAGCCGAAGAGCCGGCGUUGUCCGUAGACACCUCCAAGGUCAUGUGGCCGGCAUGACUGCGUGGAGCACCGUUACCAUCCCGCUGGAGUGGUACCUAUUGAUCUACUCACAUUUGCAUGUUUUCAAACUGCUAGGUUGGCAGAAGCUGGAGCUAACAGUGGGUGCUCACUCCGCUCCCGGGAUUUGAACCUGGCACCUUUUGGUCUGCAAGUUCAGCAGCUCAGUGCUUUAACACACUUUGCCACCGAAAAGAGGUUUCCUAAGCCUGAUGCCUUAACUCAGUUCUUGAUAUGAGGGCAAACAGGAGAGGAGACAUUUGUCUCCUGUGUGAUAGCAAAACAAAUGGAUAAAUCAAGUGGAGAAAAGAAUUAGGUGUGGUGGAGAAAGGAAAAUCUUCCAUUUAAUUUCAAUCCUUUGACUCUCUUGUAUUUUUCUGUUGGCUUCCAUGGGUGUGUGCUACUUCUCUCACAUAAGAAGCCUGAGCUUCUCUUCCCCUUCCAAAUAUGCUGCUGGGUCAAAUGGCCAGGCUUUCAAGGGAGCAAAAGCCAGAGGGAUAGGUACUACUGAAUCUCAAUCAGGUCCUCCUACGGGAUACCUUUUUGGGCUGGCAGUGGUAAAUAUGUCUUCCAAGUCUGGCCAUUAUCAUCCUGAUAGCCCUAAAAAUGAUGAAAAGGGGGCUGGACCUUCCUGGAGCGAAAACUGAUCUUUUGGCUGCUGAAUCAAAAAAUGGCAUUUUGUCCUUCCAAAUUCAGGAAGCUCCUGAAAAACAGAAUGGGGAAGCCACUGAAAUCAGGACACUGGAAACUGCAUGGGUUUACCCGAAUUGCACACCCCUACUUCUUAGUACCAUUGUUUUUCAAAGAACUUUACAGCAUAUCUUGUGAUUAACUUCUAGAGACUUAGAUAUUAAUAUAAGUGAAACCAGACUCUUGGGUAAUUUUUAAGAAUCAUUCAGCUCUUUUUCUGUGAGCAAGGAUGAGCCAGGGAAACAUGAAGCCAAGGAAAAUAUUCUGGCAUUAAUUCCUGGUGGUCUAGUGACAUUAUGUAUAUUGUUUCUUUAAACAAUUUUAUCAUGUGUGUACAUUCAACUCCAAAAUGCUUAGGUUUGACUUGAAGGCUGGAGCCAAACCAUUGGCCUGGUUUGACAUGAGCUUUUCAAAGUUCUAACUCCACAUAAUUCUUAACAAAAACAAUGGUUACAAUUUUAAGAGAAAAAUAAAUCAGCAUGGACACUCCCAGUGAAAGUUUAUUGGAAUCUUAUAAUCAAGUCAGCUACCAAUUUAUCUUUUUCCUGAUUUCUGUUUCUGGAAUGAUUUUCAGAAAUUGGCUCCUUGAAAAUGGCAAUGGUCCAUAAUAAUUUUGUUUUCCACAAAACCUGAAAUCCACCUCUUAGCUUUGAAACUUGUGACAUCAUAUUUGAACAGCCAAAGACAGAAACGCUCAUAGAGGACACCACGCACUACUGAAAGUCACAAUCACAAAUUCUGUCAAAUGAGUGGGACUUUUAAAACAACACUGCAACGCUGCUGUAUAGACCCUGUUGAUUUCAGAUAGGCAUAUAUUGGAAAGGUUUGAAGUAGGUGGUGCCCACUAUAUUAUAAAUAUGCAAUGUACUCCUUUUAAAACACAUACACACAUGCAUGAAUAACACUUUGCAGUUCAGAGUAUUUUCUGUUCUCAAAUUUUCACAUGUGUCACAAGUGAACAGAAUGCAGGCAGUCCCCAAGUUACAAACAAGAUAGGUUCUGUAGGUUUGUUCUUAAAUUGAAUUUUUAUGUAAGUCAGAACAGGUACAUUUUUAAAAUUUAAGUAUAUAUUUGUAGCUUUGGAUAGCACAGGGAAAGGUAAUGCGCUUGUGGCAUUUGUUUUGCUGUCUGUGCCCCUAUUUAAAAGAUUUUACCUCACUUGCUGUCCCUGAGAUAACUGAAUUUUUAAAAAUUUGGUUUGUUGUAGAAACAAGGAUUGGUGAUAAAACUUCAGAUGAGAAACCUUUUCCCCAUGAAACUUUUUCAGGAGUGAACUUUCCUUUCCUAGGGGUAGAUUUCUCUCACUUAUUGUUUCACCUCCAUUCUUAGCUAUGAGUUAUUUGUAAUUCAGAUGUUUGUAACUUGGGAACUGCCUGUACUAGAAUUAUACUGCCUCAUCAAACAUAUACAAUGGAAGUUGACAAUUUUGGUGGAUCUGUGGGUGAAAUCUUCCCCUUUAAACUCUUAGGGGACCAACUGGACUGCAAGGAAAAAAGGUUUAAAAACCCUAACAUCAAAUGUGGAAGGAAUGGUCCAGACAGCUGCCUACCAAAUUGUUAACCAGGGAGCACUCAACUCUCACAUUAUAACAGUUUCGCUGGCUAUCAAUCCAUCUCUGAGCACAAUUAAAAGUGUUGGUUAUGAACUAUAGAGCUCUAUAUGGCUUGGGUUCAGCCUAUUAAAAGAAAUAUAUCUUUGCACAUGACUCUACCUAGUUUAGAGAAGGAGGACCUCUGCCUUUUUGGCCCAUGCUGUCUCACAUUUUGGGCUAUACUGUGGCACCCUGUGCACCCUAUCUCCAUUCCCCAUCAUACAAUGGGGAUGGGACAGGGUCCGUUGGCACCUGUCCUUGUUCCCAUCAGAUGGGAGAUAAAGAGGCAACACACAGCAAGGGGCCGGGCUGUGGUGCAGGCUGGUGAGCAGCCUGCUGCAAUAAAUCACUCUGACCAUGAGGUCAUGAGUUCAAGGCCAGCCCGUGGCGGGGUGAGCACCCGUCAAUUUAAAAAAAUAUAGCCCUGCUCGUUGCUUACCUAGCAACCCAAAAGAUAUUUGCAUCUAUCAAGUAGGAAAUAAGGUACCACUUAUAAAGUGGGGAGGCAAAUUUAACUAACUUACGACAUUGGAAUGAGGAAGUGCCGUCACAGUGGAUGAUGAAGCAGCUGCUCCCCCCUGUAGCCAGAAUUUAAUAUCCCCUCAGGAGAAGGUUAAAUUGCCUCUGCGUCUGUCUCUGUCUCGGUUCUAUGUGUAUAUGGGCAUUGAAUGUUUGCCUUAUAUGUAUAUAAUGUGAUCCACCCUGAGUCCCCUUCGGGGUGAGAAGGGCAGAAUAUAAAUAUUGCAAGUAAAUAAAUAAGUAAAUUGCCCCACUGCCCUUUCCCUCAUCAUACAGGGAAAGGGGGGGGGGAGUGUGGGUAUGUUGCACCCCAGGGCAGCGUGAGCACUGAAAACCAGACAGAGACCAAUAAACAUAUAAUAUCUUUAUUAAAACAAUUAUAAAUCCAGGAAUGAAUAGGUGGAAAGGUUGAGCAGAUAAUAGUCCUUUAUGAAAAGGUAUGAAUUAGUCCAAAGAAUUGAAGGGAAAUGUACAAUAUUAUUGUCCAAAGUCCAGAAACCGAAACACAGUCAAAACUGUUGGAAAGUUCUUGAGCGGGGGAAAAACAAGGAAGCAAGACUGAAAUAACAAGGUCCAAAGUCACUAGGAAGUCUUUGAUAUCCAGGCAGGAGCGUGAUGAAACUGAGGCAAAACUUGGUUCAGGAGCUAGGCAAGGGAGUAGACUUAAUCCGGGUCUACUCGGGAGUUGCGUCUCGGCUUGGCCGCCAGGAUCUGGAAACUUGGCUUGGAAGAAACAGGAGCUAGAGUCGGUGAACCUUUCUCAGGAAAUAGCAACGUUGACAUCGCGAAGUGUCCACAGUGCAAAGCACUUUUAUGGAACUUAGAUUUGAUCACAAACAAGGAAACCCAAACUCCCUAAAGGUUCCCAAGGGAAAACCUUCUAUCCAUUAUCCCCUCGAGAUGCCAAGCGGUUACUCCUGCAGAUGUCUUGUUUCUCAGAUCUCUGGUGAUGCAGAAACUCCCUUCUGUUGAAGGACACAUUCUCUGGGGAACUAAGAACAUCUGGUUCCUCCAUGGGAGUAAUAUUUUCACUUUCUAUGCCAAUUAAGGAAUCGUCCGAGCUAUCAACAGCCGACAGCUGUAAUUGGAAAGAGCUCUGUGGACUAGGUAAAAAGUCAGAAUAAGUUUCCUCCUGGUCAUAGUUCAUUUCUGGAUCAGGUUCAGAAGCCAAAGGUGGCUGGGGUAUGACAGGGUAGCUCCCCUAUGGUGGAAAGCACCUUUCGGCAUUUUCCCUCCAUUUUGGGAGGAAUGUGAGCGGGGCCUUCUGUGCGUCUUCUGAUGGCGCUCGGCAGACCCUGUCCUAGUCACGAAUAAAAACAGCAAAACUGGGCUAUUUUGCCCCAUGUAAAAAGGUCUUUGUCAACCACCUUCACAAACAUGGUGGGAACAUGACAGUGGGUGUUCGCUGUGGCUCUUCCCAGGUUCUGGACCUCUCUUCCUAAAGGAGAUCAAGUUGGCUUCUUUUUUGCUGUCUUUUCAUCAGAGAAUUGAAUGUUUUGUAAGAAAAUUGUUUUUUAACAUCAAGUUUUACAUUCAUUCUGUGUUUUAUAUUUAUUGAAAAUAGGGUUUUUUUAUAAUUAAACACUAGUCAAGUCAAAACGUUUUGAUAUGUUUUUAACAAUAUUUGUUUUUACUCACAAUUUUCUAUAUUUGUGAGGUAUAGUGUCAGCUUGAGGGAAAAACAGUGUAAAAACAAAAUGAUGGAAGGAUGAGAUCAAAAGACCACUUCUGGGUUUGAAAAGCAGAAUAAUCAGUCAGGGUUUUCCAGGAGAGGGAAUUCAUAGAAAAUGAAUGGUCUGAAAAAGUCAAGGGUUGGGCUCACAAAAACAUUCUCAGGGGGCUCAGGUGCACAGGCAGAUGUGCACAUUUGGCUACCAUCUAGUGGCCCUUUUGUCCCCUGGCUACUUACCAUCAUGUUCCUUCUUAAUAUUCUUAAAGAUGAAUGGAAACUUCUGGCUAUUGUCCAACCAGCUUACUGAUGCAGGGCAAAAGUUUAUCCUACAGUCUCUGCUUGUGCUCUCCACACAGAAGUGGAAAGCACACCAUCCCUUUAGGUUGAUUCUAGACCCUAGGAUUCAGGUUUUGCCCCUGCGAGAGUCAAAGCAAAUGUUAAUUGGUGAUAGAGUUGACUAAUAAUUGUUCAGCCUAUUCUAGAUGGGAUUCCCACUCCCUGUAAAGGAUUAGGGUUGCACUUUGAUAGUACAAUAAAAUUUGACCUGGUAGAUACAUGUUCUGGCAGGCUAUGUGGCUUGUGGCAUUUGAUCACCAAGAACUUAAUUGUGCAACAGAUGUUACCACUCCUGGUAAAAAGUUGACUUAGAUACAAUUACAUUAGUCUGUUGACAUUUAGACUGGGCAAUAGCAAUAUGCAGUAAAUGGGGCUGCAUUUGAAGGCUAUCUGGGAAUUACAACCACUGCAAAAUGCAAAAGCCAGAUUGCUAGCUGGCUCAAGAAUAAGGAAAUCUGUCUUGCCAGUUCUAAAGGACCUAUAUUGGCUGCCAAUCUGUUUAGUCUGUUUCUGAAAACAAAUCAAAACACUGACCUUAGCUUUUAAAGACCUCAAUGGCUUGAGAUCAGGGUACCUGAACAAUUACUUGAGCCCCCCCCCCCCCCCGAGCCUCUCUGAUGACUAAAAUUGUUUAUAGUUUCCAUACCUCCCAAAGGAAUGAGACUGAAGAGAAGGCAAACCUGUGACAAAAAGUCAGUUGGGUUCUAUUCCCUUGGCCAUUUUCCCUUGUAUCGUACUUGGUAGUUUUUAGAAUGAGACUGAAACUGGCUUUACCUUUGAAGAGAGUCUAGCUCUACUGUUAUUUUGAUAUUAUCAUAAUCUGUUGUCUGCUUUAAUUUAUAUAAUAAUUGCCAUACCUGACUUACUGGAUGGGGAAAGUUGUGGGCAGUACUACUGCCCACCUGUCAUCUUUCUCCCUCCCUCUUGAUCUCCCUCUUCCCAGAGGGCUGCAUGGUGAGCGCCUUGUUUCUGGGAGGUAGAAAUGGCCAGCUAAUAAUUUCAAAGGGUUUCUGGGCUGUAUGGCCAUGUUCCAGAAGUAUUCUCUCCUGACGUUUCACCCACAUCUAUGAGGUAUACUUCACAACUUCUGAGGAUGCCUGCCAUAGAUGUGGGCGAAAUGUCAGGAGAGAAUACUUCUGGAACAUGGCCAUACAGCCUGGAAAACACACAACAAUCCUGUGAUUCUGGCUAUGAAAGCCUUCGACAACACAAUAAUUUCAAACCUUGUUGGUUCCUUCUGAUUGGAUGGUGGGGUGCAGAUCUGAGGGAGAAUUUUCUCCUUCAGGUCUGCCUCUCUAGAAUAAAUACAGGCUCCCCAGCACCCCAAGUGCAGUUGGCCUCAAUCACUCACUCUUGCUGUCAGCUGUAACAAACAAGUUGUGGUCUUUUGUUUUCCAAAAAUAUUGUUUUGUUGUGUAUUUUUCUGUGUCCUGGUGCUUCCUCCAGGAAGGAUAUGGUUGUUCUGCACACACAACUGUUCUCCUUGCAUCUGAGGGUUGCUGGGUUUUUUUGUUGCUGUUGUUAUUACAUAUAUUCAUAUUCUGAUUCAACUCCAGUGAGCUCAUGGUGGUAUACCUAGUUCUCUUCUACAUUUUUAUCCUCACAAAAACUGUCAAGUAGCUUUGGCUGUUACAUAGGGACUGGCCAAAGUCAGCAAAUGAACUUUAUUCUCAAAGAAAGAUUUUAACCAGGGUCUCGCCAGUUGUAAGCCAAUAGUAUAACCAGUAUACUGUGCUGACUGUGGCUAUGUAUUCCUAACUGCCUUAUGAAUCAUUGUGAUCAAGAGGUGGGACAGAAAAAUUAAAUAAAGUAGUCAUAGAUGCCCAAAAACAUGAAAGAGUGUGUAGCAAGUGUUAAGAAAACACAUCACAAAACAGGAGGUAUUUUUCAACACAUAAAAAUGUGUCACCUAAAACAAGUUUUGGCCCUAGUUAGGCAUAGUAUAUAUGCAUUGGGGGAAGGGAUGUGAUAUUUGCCAUUAAUAUACUGAACAGUAUGUUUGUUGUUAUGUGCCUUCAAGUCAACUCUGAUUUAUCCUUACACUGUAUCCUAGAAAUAUUAUAAUUUUGCCACUCAACAUUUUGGGAUGGUUUUUUUUUUGGGCAUCUUUGGCACCAUAUUUUCAGGGGAAAAAUACAGUCCAAUGUUGUAUCUUUGUGUGCAUGAAUGUGUUGUGUAAGAUGUAGUACAGUAUAAAGGUAAAAGUAAAGGUUUCCCCUGCCGUUAUGUCCAGUCAUGUCUGACUCUGGGGGUUGGUGCUCAUCUCCCUUUCUAAGCCAAAGAGCCGGCGUUGUCCGUAGACACCUCCAAGGUCAUGUGGCCGGCAUGACUGCAUGGAGCGCCGUUACCUUCCCAUCUGAGCGGUACCUAUUGAUCUAGUCACAUUGGCAUGUUUUCGAACUGCUAGGUUGUCAGGAACUAGAGCUAACAGCGGCUGCCCAUGCCACUCCUGGGGUUUGAACUUGGGAUUUUUCAGUCUGCAAGUUCAGCAGCUCAGUGCUUUAACGCACUUCGCCACCAAGGUUCCUGUAGUACAGUAUAGUAUAUAGUAUAUUUAGUAGUACAGUGCAGUUGAUGUUCCAGCUAAAGAGCAGCAAAAUUACUAGAUCCUCUUAAAUAUAUUAAAACAAUGUAUUAAACCCUUGAUUCAUCUGAUAACUUUCACCCUAUCCCUCUCUCCACAUAAACAAUUUGGGUUUUUUCCCCCAAUAGCAUUUGAGUAAAUUGUUAACACUUCUCUGGGCUGUUUUUAAAAGAUGGCUGAUGUGAGGUAUUCUAGAUCUUAAUGACACUAUUAAUCAAAACAGUACUUUUUAAAUGUAAAAUAUAGCUUUUCUACAUGGUAAUUAAUACCAUGGUAAUUAAUUCAAUGGCAGUUCUUUGUUUAGAGAAGAAAAUGAUGGAGAAAGGUACAAUAUUACAAUCCUAAACAUUUGCACUGGAGUAAUCAUAGGCUAACAUAAGUAAUACAUGCACACUUUUUUUCUCCUCCCUUUUUUAGUACACUUCACACUGUUCAGUAAACCCCAUAAAUCCUAGAAGCAGCUUAUUCAUAAAUUGAGAAUAAUAUUCAAAUAAUAAAAUUAUACUGGAUCACGCCAGUAGUUUGGUUAAGCCAGUACUCUGUUCACAUAGUAGCUAAUCAGUUGGUAUUGAUUUAUCGUGUCAGAAGAAAAUUGAGAAUACAGUUAUCAUAUAUAAAUGGUUGGUUAUAUGAAAGAUACAAACAGGAUGAAUAGAACAGCACAAUUACAAUUGUACUUUGCAAUGGACAUCCAGAAGCAUACUGCCUCUGGUCAGGAGUAUAUAUCCAACAUGAUUGAUAACUAGUACAACUUCCAUAUUAAAGAACCACAGUUCUACUUGCCCAUGGUUUCACUUAUUCAUGUAGGGCCUUCUCUAUAAGCUACACCUUCUGUUCAUUACCUGUGCCAUUCAUCUCAUUAUAAAUAAUAGGUUUAACUAUUAUCUAUGGUUUCACAUGUUUAUGCAAAGUCUGGUAUCAUGUCCCCCAUGAAUAUGGGGGUCAUGUAGUAUUGAUAGCCCAAUCUUCUUAUCACCUUAAAUCUAUCCAAGUAUUUAGCUGUCACUGCAUCUUGUAGGAACAAAAUCCAUAAUUUAACUAUGUGCUAUAUGGACCACUUCCUUUUAUCUGUCCUGAAUCCUUCCUCACUAUUCAACUUUGGUGAAUGGUUCUAGCUUCCAUUAUUACAUAAUUAUAGUGUCCAUGAUUUCAGUCCAAGAAGCCUGCUUUUUAUUGAGGAACAGAAAAAUAUGAACCUGCUUUGAGUCAAGCCAUUUGUGCAUCUAUCCCAGCAAUGUGACUCUUAGGGUGCAUCUACACUGUAAAUUAAUACAGGUUCUCUAACUGCCAGGCUCAAUGGUUUGGAAUCCUGAGAGUUUUAGUUUGGCGAGGCAUGAAUACUAUCUGACAAAGAAGGCUAAAAAACUUAUAAAAUUGCAACUGCAUUGGGCCAUGCAACUGUAGUGAAAGUGGUGUCAAACUGUACUAAUUAUACAGUGUGAAUGCAUACUGACUAUGACUAGCAGUAAUCUCCCAAAUUUUAAGCAAGAUUCAUUCCUAACCCAAGAUAGAGAUGUCAUAGAUUGAACCAGAAAUGUAUGAUAUGCAAUAAUUGUAUUUUACUAUAGGACAUAAGACGAUGGAUUCAGAUUACAAGAAAAGAGAUUCUAUCUAAACACUAUGAAGAACUUUACUUUGCUUUAAACUGUCAGGUAGUGCGAUAGACAGCUUCAGGGGAAUGGGACGGACUCACUUUGUUUUGUUUUUUUUAAUAACAGAGGUUAAAUGGGCAUCUUUCAGAGGUGCUGUAAUUAUGUAUUCCUGCAGAAAGUGGAAUUGGACCAUAUUGCUCUUGUUGCCCCUUGCAAAUCCAAGAUUCUAUUAUUUUAUGAGUAAUAAUAAUAAUAAUAAUAAUAAUAAUAAUAAUAAUACUUUAUUUAUACCCCGCCACCAUCUCCCCAACGGGGACUCGGGGCGGCUUACAUGGGGCCAUGCCUAAAACCAUACAAUAUAACAGAAUAUAAAACAACACAUCAUAUGUGUGUGUGUGUGUGUGUGUGUGUGUGUAUUCUUGUUAGGAUUAGUCAUCUUGGUUAUAACAUAGAUAGAAUGAUAGUCAGAUGAAUAGGACUCAGUUUAGAAUGCAUUCCAUAUAUCUACAUUUUAGAGUCGACAUAAUGGGGUAGGGAUUUACAAGAAAUCAUCCUGAAAAUUGGGUGCAAAGCAGCCCAAUUUUUGAAUAGAUUUUUUGCUCAUUUUAAGAAAUUCCAAUACUUUAUCAAGCCACCUAUUAAUAUACUGGCAACUCUGGCUCUCCAGUGGUGUUUAGCUUUCAACUUUCAUCAGUACUAACUAGCAUAGCCAAUGAAGUCAGAUGAACUGCAGCCCUCCAAAACCUGGGCCCCAGAUUGCCCACUGCUACCUUAAGACAUGGGCAUUGCCAGGUAAAAGCCGGUUGAAAUUUUGUUAGAGUUCACCAAAGGGCUAAUGACUCAUUCUGCUCAAUUAUGUUGUGACUAAUAGAUAUUGCCAAAACAGAGGAGAAAAAAGGCAGAGUUUUGCAUGACAUUGCAUAUGUUUACUGAUCUGUGAGCUUAGAAACGUCAUAUUUUAAAUUGAAAUAUGUCCCAUUACAUUGUAAUCCAACAGAUGAACUAGUGUUACCAGUCUGUCAUAAACUUCAGGGACACUACUAUCACUUUUUAUUGUUUUUAUUAUUCAAUACGGAGUUCACUGGGAGAGUCCUUCUAGUUGACAAAUAGAGGACUCUGCAAUAGACUGUCAAAUAGAGAACUCUACAAUGUAUAGAAGAACACAAAGCUAUCCUAUAUGAAUCUCCUCAAAACAGCAAGUCAGAAUGGCCAGAAUAAUUGGCCUUUCAUUUGACCAGACUCCUCCCAUCCAUAUUGGAUGAUUUCAUACUAUGUGAACUAUAAAUAAGACAGACAAGUGAUUUCUUCCCAAGAGAUACAAAAUUUGCAUGGUCAAAAUCAUAGAAAUGUCCUUCCCCCAUUCCCCUUUAAGAAUUUGCUCUGUCCUAGGUCUGUUCAGUGUCUAGAAUUCUGUCUUUGAAAUGCUGAGUUCUCACAUGUCCCGUGAGCCUCAUUUUGGAAGUUAUUUCAUAUACUGUACCUUGGCAGUGCUUGCGGACAGCAGUGAGACUGUACUAAACAAGCACACCCUGAAGGAGCUGAAUUGAACUAACAUGAGCCAAAGUAGCUGCAGAGCUUAAAGCUUUAAACAAGAAUGGAAGAGAACCUUUCUUCCCCCUGGAGAGAACUGGACUUAUGCUUCCCAUGCCGAGAAAAUUCAUGGAUGAAAAGGGAAAGCUGUGGAGCUAUUAAAAUAUAUUGGCACAAGGCAUUAGGGAGAACAUCUGUGCAUGCACUGAUGGAGUGAAUAAGGGAGUAGCACCGGAGUGAAGAAAUGGGCUUUACUUAAAGAAAGGCUUUGAGAAGGAUUUGACUUGAUGGAUAGGGAAGGGAAAGGAGUUUACUUGAUGGAUGAAGGCCGCUGUUCCAAACACAAGGUAAACAGGGCAGGAAGUUAUGAUUUAAAAGCAAACGAAUUUAAAUGUGUGACUCAAGAAUUCCCAAAAUGGAUACUGCGAAGGGUUUAUUAAAUAAUCCGGUGCUCCCAUAAGCCCAGAGAAUGAAUGCACAGAAGAGUCUAUCAGUCUCAACGCUGAGUGAUGUACCACUUUGCAUUUUCUUUCCUGAAAUCAGCAACCUCCGAGGGUGGCUUGUAGUGUCAUGUUUGUGGAUCAUUCAUUCAGUCCCAGUAAAAAAGGUGUUCACUAUACACCACAAUACAAUGCAUGUAGAGAGACAUUUUAUGUGAAUGCAUGAGCCCUGCUAAAAUGACCAAAAGCCUAACUAGUUUACCAUUUUGUUCAAACAGUGGCCAAGUUUUGCCUAUGGGAAGCCAAUGAGCAGAAUGUGAGUGCAAUAGCUCCUGCCAUUUUCCUACCUAUGAAGGGAGUAGGAUUAUAUGUUUCCUGUCUGUAUCAUGCCAAACCAAUAUGCUUGCCAAACCAAUAUGCCGCUACAUCCCCCCACCCUGUCCAAUCAACUGUGCAUUCAGCAUUAAUGUGAAAACAUCCCUUUGUACAUAUCGCUCCUUCAUGCCAUUGGGUAACCUGGUCAGUUUUAUCAUAGGACCAGUCAAAGCAUCUCGUUCACAGCAUCACGACCCUUAGCAGACAUGGUAAAUUAAUGGGAUUCCACUCUCCGAGCAUGUGCACCAAACCUUCCAAUUCAGGCGUUUCACUGAUGAAAAGUAAAAUGUGUGAUGACAAGCAAUACCAGUGUGUGGUCAAAAUGUUGUGCAGAAAAGUUAGGAUAGGCUGCAGCUGUUUGCUUUUGUCUGAGCUUUUGAAGAAGGGCUAGAUUUUGUCCCAUUUCUAUUCUCCCCACUGCAGAGUUGAAUGAGUGAUAACUACUGUAUUUCAUUGUGUAAUAGUCGCCACCGCAUAAAAAAUAUGAACAAAAAAGUUGUAUUUUUGUUUUUCUCACUUAAUAGUUGCAUCCCACAUUUUCCUUUUCUGCUCUCAGCAUCUUGCCCAUCUCACUUUCCUUGCCUUGGUCCAACCACAGCAGGAAGCUAUCUGGCAACCUGGUCAGGUUUACUUGGAAGUAAAGUGCCUCUGAGUUCACUGCCACUCCUGGGUAUGUAUGCAGGACGUAAGCAGGACAAAACGUGCUAAAAAGUCAGGUUAAUGAUUUUCUGAACAUUUCCUUAACAUAGUAUUUUUUAUGUUCAUAAUUUUUUAUUUUUUAUUGUGAACUGCAUAUUAUAUGCAACAUAAAUGAAUUGUUUUAUUUAAUAUUAUCAAUUCCAUGGACAUUUGCUGGAGUGAUGCCGUACCAUUAAAAUUGCGCAAAAAAUUGCGUCCCCAUUAAAGUUGCACAAAAUUUGUCGCAACUAAAUCUCCCUUAAAUUCACAGCCAAAGGUUGGUCACCCUAGUUAGAAGUUAUACUUCACUGAACAUAUAAUACAGGAAUUUAUGGUCAUAUGCUAAAGAGGAAGAACAAAAUAAUCAGAUACAGUGUCUGGAAAAAUUAAUUUUAAAAACCACGAUCCUCAAUAUACUAAAGGUGGAAUGUGCAUUGAUCAUACUAGGUGGCGGUUUCUAGGAACUGUAGCCUGAAAAGUAACAUUUAAAACUCUGAUUUGAUUUCAGAGGAGGGUAGAUAGAACAGCUAUUCCCAGAGAAACAAUCUGAGCAACCUGUCUAAAAGGUUGUUUUACACCUAAAUUGCAAACCAUUUGUGGCAUCAGAGGAAACUAUGCUUCUAAUUUUAAUCCAGAAAAGAGUGUGGCUCAGCUAUUAACAUUUUGGGACAUGCUAAAGCAAGACAAAAGACUUGGCCAUACUUCAAAGCAAGGCUUUGCUCUGCAGAUGAUGCAAGCAAUGAUUGCCUUAUUACCUUCCAGGUUGAGAAAUGCCAGAGCUUGGAAUACUUGCUUUUUGGAGGCUAUGUCUCCCAAAGUAUCCAUGCAGACUAAAAGAUUCUGGAUGCUAUAGUCCUCAAAGUAACUCUUCUGAACUCUGGGAAAUUUAAAUGCAUGGCACCAGUCAAAAUCUAAACAGCUAGCAUCAUUCAAUACCAAGCACAAUUUCAUGCACCAACACUGAGCAUUCCCUUUUUAUGGCUUAAUUAGCUUGAAUUACACUAUUAAUAUGUGUUUCCUUUCCAAAAACCUUUUAUGUCCGAGGAGAAUUUGGUGUCUACACUCUGGUUUUUAUAAGAUUUUGAAAGUAGAUGAUAAAGCCUUGCAAUUUUUUUAAAAUGAUAUUCCCUUAGAAAGAGGUUGAUGUGAGGCAGCUAAACAAAUAAUGCCAAGGUUAGCUUUUCUUCCACUAGUUUCUGCUUCUUGUCAGCUCCAUUUUCUUCCUCCUCCUCUUCCCUCAUUACAUUCAGUCUCAUUUGCCCACACUGCCGUUUAAUACUAUUGGCUUUGGGGAUAUUGUUUAUGAGUCAUGUCAAGCAGAACAUGAUGAAAUCAUGGCAAUCUCAUGUGGGUUGCUACAGCUAAGAGGAAUAAUUACAGAGCUUGGGAAGUUACUUUAGAAAAGUAACCUAUUGUGCAACUGGCUACAAAGGCACAAAAGGGAUUUUAAAAAAUUGAUAGUUUCAUUACCUGUAGUUUUUCUUCUUUCUUUCUUUUCUUUUAAAAAUCCAUUUAGGAUUCAUAAGAAUGCAUUAAACUGGCUUGGUCCUCAAUAAGUCUCUGUAUGUAUGGCAGAGAAGGCUUAAGCCAGUGGUUCUCAACCUGUGGGUCCCCAGAUGUUUUGGCCUUCAACUCCCAGGAAUCCUAACAGCUGGUAAACUGACUGGAAUUUCUGAGAGUUGUCAGCCAAAACACCUGGGGACCCACAGGUUGAGAACCACUGGUUUAAGAUGUUGUAAAACCACAACUCCCAUGAAUCCAUAGCAUGGGAGUGGUGUCGAACUGCAUUAAUUCUACUGUGUAGAUGCACAUUCAGUUGUAGCACCCCCCCCCUCUUUAUGGAAUGUUAUUUUCUUGAAUAACACACACACUUGAGGACCCCCUCCCCCCCAAAAAAAACCUAUAUUGUUAUCAAUCUCUUGAGGAUUCCCCCUCCCCCAAAUGUUUGGUGGAGCAAAACUUUUUAAAUUAUUCCUAAUGAUUAUUAUUCCUUUAAAAAAUUAAUGUCAUUUCCAUUAAAUAACAUAUUCCACUUGAAAUGUAACUUUAUACACCCUUGGUGUACACUGAGUGUAUACCAGUAAUUCUCUGCAUCCUGUGGGUGUACAAAGAAUUAGUGGUAACUGAAUUACUUAUUUAGAAGUUCCAGUUGACUGAUAAUAUUGACAAAUGAGGCAAAUGACUGAAAUAAAGGGAAAAUAGAUCCAAAAAUAUACCUGAAAAGUUGUAGAUGAGAUUAUGACAAACCCUUCAGAUUGCCAAAAAUGUUUUCAGCACUCAAGAAAAGAAAACACGACUCAAUGGGUAAAACUAGGUUGUCCAUAAAAUUAUUAAUUGCUUGGAGAAAACUCCAUUAAAAAGUAUUAUACUUUCUACAUUUGAGUAACAUGUAGCAGCGGUUCAAUAAAAUAGCUUAUCCACCAUUGCAGCCAUGUUUUCAGCAAGUUGACAAGUGAAACCUAAUUUGGAAGACUGAAGACAAGUUCUGCUCAUGCAGCCUAGUUGUGAUUUGUUUUGUUUUGCUUCAUUUUGUUUUAUUAAUAUCCUGUUUUUCUCCCACAUGGGACCAUAUGUUAAAACAAUACUGUUAAACAUUAAUUUAAAAUAAUUAAAAUGCAUUUAAAAACUGCCCAUUGCACUAGCCCAACCAUCUGAAAUACUGAAGGCCUAUAGGUUGCUUUUAGACUGUUGGCAGAAGGAAAACAGAUAAUAGACCAACCAAGCUUCUCUUAGCAGUGAUUCCCAUAACCUGGGAGCAGCCACUGCUCUCUUCCAGGUCUUCACCAGACAUAUAUAUGAUGGUUGUAGGACCAAGAAAAAAAAGAGAAAGCCCGUCUAUAAGAUCUUAAAAAAUACAAGUAGAUUUGUGUGAAGAUCUUUGGUUUUUCAUAUAUAAGUCAUACAUGGUAUUGCAGGUCAUAACCAGCACUUAGAACUGUGCUCGGAAAUGGUUUGAUUGCCAUGAAGUCCAUAACAGAUAACUUAAUUUUUGCAAUUAUGUUUAAAUUCCCCCCUCCAAUUCUAUUCUUAAAGGUUCUAAUACACAAACUAUUGCCACUUGAUCACACUUUGCUUGUAACAAUGCAGCGCAAAUGAAACCAUAUUGCUCUGUAGAAUAAUACAUUAAUCAUCAUCAGUCGUCAUUCAGCUCUGUACAGUGCGUUCCUUCCAAGCAGUGCAAAAAUAUGAACAGAUAUCCUCACGAGAAGGAUAAAUGUCUUAUCUCAUAGUUCACCUAGCUUGGAAUACAUAAUGGGGUUGCAUUGAGAAUGCAUGUUAUUUAUCAUCCCUUGUAUGGGGCAAAAGGCAGUGAUGGAUGCCUUUUGAACCAUGAGAGAUUUAUGAAGGUUUUUACUCUUUGAGUGCUGUGGAAUCACAGCGUUGGAGUCCCAUUUGUGCAAUGAAUUUUCAGUCUACUUAAUGAUCUAUUUAUUUAUUUAUUUUAAUUUUUAUUCAGACCGAAGAGAUUGGGAUGUCUCCUUUUCCUUUUUAAAAUGCCAAGCAUCUCGCUUUUUGAACAAAUGUAAACCAGUCAAAUUAGAACUAAAAUAAUGAUAUAUUGUCAAUGCUUUCCUAAUCUGAUCAGUUGGAUUACUAGUUAUAACAUUCUUCAUAGCCUGAAUUUAAUCACCCAGGCUACAUAAAAGCCAGGAACAGCCUUAAUGGCAAAUUCCCCUGCAAGAGCUGGUGAUGCAGUUGGUUUUAAGUUAAUGACAUUGAAGCUUGGUGACAGAGGCCAGAAUCCUAUUGGUUAGUUCCAGAUAGAAUAGACCCAUUUUUAUCAAAUGUUGAAUGGUGAGUCCACAUAUAAACAAAUCUCAUUUUAUCAAAAAAAAUCUACCAAACUUUUAGAGAGCCAGUAUGAUGUAAUGCAGUUGUUCUCAACCUGUGGGUCCCCAGAUGUUUUGGCUUUCAACUCCCAGAAAUCCUAACAGAUGGUAAACUGGCUGGGAUUUCUGGUAGUUGCAGGCCAAAACAUCUGGGGAUCCACAGGUUGAGAACCACUGGUGUAGUGAUUUGGGCAUUGGAGCAAGAGUACUCAAGUCAUGGAAAACCAUUAAGUGACCUUGAGCAAGUCGCACUCUCUCAACUUUAAAGGAAGGAAAAGGCACCCACUCCUGGUGAAUACAUAUUGCCCAAAAAGAUAGAGUUGACAUACACCAGACAUAAAUUGAAGACACAUAGCAACACCAACAACCAAAACUGUACAACUGAUAUACACAGUGUAAUUUGGGAGCAGGUACAUUUUAUUAUGUGUAUAUUUAAUUUAAAACAAAUACUUUUUUUGACUUACACAAAGCCAUGCACACCUUCAUCGAGUGCAAAUACCAAAUCUGCCUGGACACAUUAACCCAGGCACAUGUUCCUAGCUGAACAAAUGCUUUCUCCCCUUAAAAGGAGGAGUUCAGCUUUGACCCACCCUCCCACCCUUUAACAGUGUACUUUAAGGGCCAUCAAUGAGACCGGGUAGGAAGUUUUCUAAGUCCCCCCCCUACCCUAGACUGUCCAGGGCAAAUUGGGUGACUGGGCUUUAAAUAGGUUAUCAUGCAGAAAAAACAAGGAUAGGUUUACAUCUCGGUGUGCACCUAAGGCACCCCUUUGUGGUGUAGGCCAUGAACGGGAACCUUCAUCUGCCGUUAAAAGAACCAAGGUGAGGGCGAAUAGUAAUGGCCUUGAGCUGAGAGAGUUCUGGUCUCAAUAUCCUCUGGAAUUGGGAUGAAAUUCUCCAUCUGUUUCCGUGAAUGGUUGCCCUGGAAUCAACAGUUUGUUGCAGCCAGGGACCAUGUUGUCUCGCCCUUGAUAGAUGAGGAGUAGGUCUUGGAUGGCCACUGCCUUGGUUUAAUUGAACACCAAGUUCAUGCCCUUAAAUUGGUUGCCAGUUCACAUAGAAAUUGAUUGGUAACAUUUAAUAAAAGUUGCCCAUAUUUUAAUCCACACUGUUGUGUUGACUCAUUAUUUCACUGGUUUGGGAGCAAAUCACUUUAUCUAUGUAUGGUGACCUUCUGGAGACUUCAUAAAUCCCAUGGCAUUUGUGAAGGCUCAGAAAAAAAUGGUCAGCUAUUUAUUUAUUCUACCGGUUUUGGGUUUUAGAGGUAGAGCUGCCAUACCACACAGUCUGCAUGAAAUCCUGUUAUCAUUAUCAUGCUCAAUACUAAUAUCCCUCUUUUUCACAAGGAGACUCAAAGCAGCAUAUAACCUUAUUGCUAAUGCUCCAGCAUUUUUUUACAAGUAGAUUUUCUGUACAACAACAUUACUUUCUGCACACAAAAAAUUCAAACAAAAAUGCACCUUUCUUCGCCAGGUUUGAAGUAAGACUCAGCUUCCAAUCCAUUAAACUUACAGUCAAUAAAUUGUUGCCAGCCUUCCAUUUCUCUUUUCUGAUUUCUUUUCACAGAAGGCAACUUUUUCAUUAUUAUUUUAAAAAAACCUUUUCUUCUUUGCUUCAGGCAGCAAAAUAUCUUACCUGUUUAUUUGCUCUUUUCUAUACAAAAACUGAAUAUAUAUAAGACUGUAUCCUAGCCUUCUUGCUUUCUAGUCUAGACUUAUUACCCAACACAGAAAACCUCCCAGAAAUAUUUCCAAAAAUAUUAUAAACCAUGACUUGGAGAGGAUGUAUUUCUGGGCUUUGCUACUUUUUCUUUCAUCGUAAUUAUAUUCUCAGAUGUUCUACAGCCAUGCUGUAAAUCCACUGCUUUGAAAUUAAGUCAUAUAAAGAAAACAAAAAAGAAAUCAAUGACAUAAAUGCAGCACAUACUUUAUAUUACCAAGAAAGACAGAUGCAUGAGUAAUUGGAUAUGGUGCAAAUUAAUGCCAUACCAUGUUUUAUUUGAUGCAUGUUGUCAAUGUGCUGGGACAUAUGCAAGCAAGCACACUUUGUAAAGUACAUUGAUGAAAUAUAUCUAAAAGUUUGGAAAUGCAACAGAAAAUGAUCUCCAAAAUGUUUUUGGGGAAGAGGGUGUAAUCUGGGUUUCUUCUUGCUUGAGAGUUAUUAAAAAUAAGUCUUCUAAAUAUUAUACCCCUUACUAUAUAAUUCCAUAAACUCUGUAUUGACCUGAUAUUAAAACACAGUAAUCAAAAGCAAAUUAAGACAAAUAAAACAAACUUAAUGUAACAUUUCUGCUAAAAUGUUUUUUAAUCAGAUUUUAAUUGUAGUUUUUUAUCUUUGAUUUUUUUUUUUGGCCAGUUGCUAGAGAGUUUUGGUUGCUUGAGUUCUGGUUCACUGAGAGUCUACUGUAUUAGCUCAAUACACAUAUCUUUAUUUGUAGACUUCAGAUACUGUAGAUUUGUAGAACUGAAAAAUAAAAUUCUACGUAAGAUCUUACUGAACUCCCUUGAGUUGAAAGUACUUGUCGAACAUCGAGAUGGAUCAGGACAGUAAUUUGCUAAGGCAAAUCCAUUAGUGUCAAUUUUACAUGUGUGCAAACUUCAGAAGUAUUUCUAAAGCAUGCUUAAAAGUGUUUAGUUAUUUAUUUAAAUUUAUUUAAGAUGUUUAUAUUCCUCUGACAAAUGCUAUCAAGAUAAUUUAUGAAUUGAAACAAAAAGUAAAGCAAUCAAUAAAAUAUUUUGAUUUUACAAUCAAAAUGUGCAAAUCAUAAAAAAAUAUUCAACAUCAAAAGGUAAAAAGGUUGCAAUAAAAUUUAAACAGAAAAAAGGGGGGAUAUAAAUAAAUGACCAAAAUGUGUGCCAGAAAAGUAGCCCUUAUCCUAACAGAAAUAACAUCGAUGAAGAUAUCCUGAGAUGGUUCUUGUUGAGGAGGAGCCACUGCUGGGGAAGUUCGUUCUUUGGUGGCCACCAUCACACACCAUCGUGGCUGGUGGUAUCUGAAGAAGACCAUCUGAUGAAGACCUUAGCAAUAGGUGGCAAAAUGAGGUAAUAAUAAACAAGGUCAGCAUUUUGCAUUGCAGUUAUGGAUUCAUAGCCUAAAGCUAUGGAUGUGAAACUGUUCCUUAUUCAAUAAGACUAUGUUGUUGCAUAGUAGCACAAAGGCUGUACCCCACAGCCCACUUAACACUAUUUUAAGACUUCCACCUUUGCAGGCGCAGUUUGUAAAGACUUGUGAGAGAGACUUCUAUGUGGUUUUUCUAGACAGUAGAAUUCCCUUCUACAGGUGGUCCAAUUGGCCCUUUCCGUGCUCGCUUCUUAUUUAGACAGUCUUUGGAAAUUUUAAUUUUAAUUAACUAAAUUGUUGAGUAUGUGUAAGUAGUGUACUGUUUGAAAGUAUUCUUUCAUUUAUGUUUAAAGUGUUUUAAAGCAUGUAUUAAUACAUGUUCUUUUUUAGUUUAAUUAUGUUUUAUCUGCAUCUUUUAAAAUUAUUGCAAGCUGCCUUGGAUCCCAUUUUGGGAUAUAAAUGCAAUAAAUUCAAUUGAUUGAUUGAUUGAUUGAUCGAUCAGUGACGGUCAGCGGCUGCAUUGGGCAGAGGAGAAUUGGUCAGCUGCCAAUCAAGGCACAAGAAGGAGGAUGUUUUCGUACAUACACUUCCACCAGUGAGUGAGAAUACAAUGAAUAAUUGUGGCAGGGGUCCUCUUUCUGACGGUUGUAUUCUCAAAAAUCAGAUAUGGAUGGAAAUGUCAUCCUUGUUAUAACCCAAUCAGCAGCAGAACAGAGUGCAUUUGCUCACUGCAACUACUAUCUUUAAAGUGAGUUGGGAGGGAUCAGGCCAGGAGACAUUACCUAAUUAUGCAUAGACAACUUAGGAGCCAAAGUAGAAUAUCAGCACAGAUCUUUUUCAAACGCUAAAUUUCUGAAAUUCCAAACUUCUAAAAUCAACUUGCCUUCCCCCUUUACCAGAUUCUCUUUCUGCGAUUUCUGCAAAGUCUCUGGCAUUUACUGCUUUCAUUCAUUGUUUGCACUGCAAAAGCCAAGCACAUUCAACAAAGAAUGACAACAUUAUCUUGUAAACUACAGCAACACAAUGUGACAGAAAGCCUCUGAACCUGGCAAGCAGCAUACCUCACCUUCUUUCAGGUCACCUUUAGCAGGAAACUAAAGGGAGUUAAAAAUGGCCAUUUCAGCUGAAGAGGCAAAUGGUUUCCACAAUACUCAAGAACUGAUUGCCACAGGGAACUAAUUUUGUAUACCAUCCCCUGCAUCAGAUAGACAGGUUUAAUGUGAGACAGUUUGUACAGGAGCCAAAAAAGAAAAUAAAAAAGAAAUGGUAAAAAGUUAUAUAUAAUCCCCCAGGUGAACUUUCUCCUGCAACUCUGUAGGAGUUUUACUUGUGUUCUUAUUUUCAUGACGAUGUAUAAUAAUUUGCUGAAUUCUAUGCUUUGAAUCUCAUGGAAAUGAGGGAAUAACCCCUUGAUAGGUGAAGUGUAUCAUUUUGAUUUACGGUGCAACAUUUAAAUGUUUUGAGGUCAGACCUCUGUGAGAGAAUAAUUCACAGCUGGAUAUAUGGCUCCUUCAGAAUAUACAUUUAUUGCCAGCAAGUACCUCACAGAUUGUUUUUUACGCACUUGCUCUUUAUUGCUUAUGUGAGCCGCUGUAGCAGGAUAGUUCACAUAAACAUUUAUAUAGAUUUUCGAAAACAGUUGUUACUGAAGAAAUAAGCCUUUCCCCUUCUUUUUAUACAAAUUCAGAACAAAGAUUAGAUGCUAGUGGUUGCCUUGUGAGUGUGUUUUUUUCCAAUUCACUGACUAGAAAAAGAAAAUGCUUGAGAUAUAUUCUUGACACUCCUUAAAUUAGUGUAGCCUGACGCAUUUGUGAACAAUUUCUACAUACCAGGGGUUUUUAAAGUAAUGGGCAAAUGUUUUCCCAACGGACAGAAGUUUCCAAUCCAUUGAAACAAAGCAAUUUCUUCCUUCUCCCCAUUUGAUUACUUAAAAACAAAUAUUGUGGCACCUUUAAAAUGCACACAUUUAUUUCAGAAUGAGCUCUUAUGGAUUAAAUUCUGUGUAUCUGAGGACCUACAUCAUAAUCUAUGAAAACUUAGAUGCAUCUGAAGUAGAAGAUCCAUGAAGGUUCAUGCUAAUAUCUAUUAAGUCUGAAAAGUGUCAAAGAGACAUUGGAACAGAUAUGGCUACCCAUUUAAUUUUGUUCAAAGUACACAAUUAUGUUUCUUUACAUUCUUAUGCAAAGAAUAGUGUUUUAAUUUUUUUUGAUGCAAUGGGUUCAUGUUUACAGCCUACAGGAGAUUCUUUUUUAAAGAAUUCUGCAAGAUUUUCCCUACACUAAAAGGAAAUACCUAGGUGCAUUUGUUGGAUAAUACCCCCACUGUUUAGAAGAUAUUAUGUCUCUUUUAUUAAUCAUCAUUAAUUUAUAUAGCAUUCUCACUGUACAUGGCACUUUAUAAGUAAAAGAACAACAAAACACUCCUCUGCCUCAGUCUUAUAAUCUAAUUAAGAUAUUACCCAAAAGGAAAAGGGAAUGACAAUAUGGGAGGAGAUAAAAGACAAGCAGUCACUCCCUCUUCCUCUCUCUCUUUCCCUCCAUAGCCAGGCAAUGGCAGUUGGGAUGGACGGAUGGAGGGGCUUUCCUCGGUUUCUGGCCUUAGGCAUGAAGGAGCAGUGCCUGCCUCUUCUUCUCUCCCCCCAAAACCAGAGCAGUGGCUGUUGGGAUGUAGCUGCAGAUUUUUGUUUAUUAUGCCAACAUUUCCAAAAUAUGCCAGUAUUAAAUAAUAAUUAUAUUUAUUUUAAAGAAACAAAAUGAGUUAAUUGAAAAAUUAACAGAUCUGACUAAAAACCACAAAAUUAUGAAAGCAAAGUGGAAAGGGGAUUGACUGAUGAAAAUACAAGUAGUGUUGGUGAUUCACCUAAUAUGGGCGUUUGGGAUUUGGUAUAAAUUUUUGCACCUUACCUCAUGGCAUUUCCGAUAAUGUGUAUGGGUGAAUCUGAUAUGUAGACAGAUCUUUUCUUCUCUGGGCUCAAUACCAGAGAAUGCAUCCAAUCGGAUGCAAUGGGGAGAGAAACAACAGGGCUAUUUGCCACUAGUUGAUAAUUUAAAUGCUUAUAUAUGCUCUGCCAGCAUCUGUUAGUAUUAUGAAAGAUUCUGCUUUACAUUGCAAUAUUUAAUGGUUCAGCUGUGUGUAAACAAGUUGUUGAUCUGAACCAGCAGUAUAGUUGUUAGCAUGUAACAUUCAAUUUAGGGGUUUUAUACGUUAUGCUGAAGUUCACAUUUUACAAAGAUGUAAGUGAGAAUCCCUGUGACCAUGUUCAUUAUUCUUGAUUUACACCCAUAUACAACAAUCCUAAAUGGUAUUCAUACACUGCAUUCAACAGGAGCCCCCGGUGGUGUAGUGGGUUAAAGCCUUGUGACUUGAAGUUUGGGUUGCUGACCUGAAGGCUGCCAGGUUCGAAUCCAACCUGGGGAGAGCGCAGAUGAGCUCCCUCUAUCAGCUCCAGCUCCAUGUAGGGACAUGAGAGAAGCCUCCCACAAAGAUGGUAAAAACAUCAAAAACAUCCGGGCAUCCCCUGGGCAACGUCCUUGCAGACAGCCAAUUCUCUCACACCAGAAGCGGCUUACAGUUUCUCAAGUUGCUCCUGACAUGAAAAAAAAAAACGUCAUUCAACACAGAUACCAUUGCGUAAAGACCAUUGAUAUUCACAGCUGAAUUCCAGAUUCCAAAUUCUCAAUUACAACAUUGUUUUCUUCUUUAUUUUCACACCUUCUAACAAAAUUUGCAAGCUACUUUGAACUGUGGCUACAGGAUAUCAUCUGUCUAUCAUCCCAGUCAGCACAACCAAUGGUCAUCCUAGCUAGAAAUAUUGGGAAUGUUAGUCCAGCACAUUAUGAGGAAAUUAAAUUUCAUGGCUUUUUGUGGCAUACGCUUUUGAAGGCAGGAAGCUAUUUUCUCAGAAUCACUACAAAAUACAAAUUGCGCAAUGACACACAAGAGAUGAUGUGCAUCUUUUAUGAAGACACUGUCUUCUGUCCAAAACAAGCUUUGAAUGUACUAUAAAAAGCAGCAAAUCACUAUGAUGGUGUGUAUAUUACUAUUUAUUCUUAUUUAUUGUUUGUCAGGUGGAAAUCUUGCUUUAAAACUAAUAAUCAUCAUAAUCCCAGGCUUGCAAAACAGAACAAGAAGUGGAAAAGCAGAAGCUAGAGAUAAAUCCUUGCUGUUCUGCACCAUAUUUUGCAAUGGCAUUGGGUAUAUCAUUCUUGCAGAUUAAGUGUGUGCUGUUUUGCUCACAUGUUAAUAAAUUUUUCUCAUUUGUGAGAAUCACUGAAUGGAGCUAGCGAAUUGUUUUACCCAGUAGGUGGUGGAACCAUAAUGAAGCAUUGUGAUUAAGUAGCAUUGGAACCUCUUAUCUUCCUCACUGAGUGGGAGGUACCAUUAGUAGUAAAAGUAAUUACCUGUGUAGAACAUGCUGAUUGCAUCAAGGGUAUUUGCUAUACGAUACUAUGGGAAACUUCAAAACUUUAUGAGCUUUAAGGGAGCUUCAUUUGCUGAUGGUUUCAAAUCUUAAUCAACUGCACUUUUUAUCUUCUGCGUUAAUGUCUAAGUUGCAAACAACUUAGCUAAAAAGCCUCUUUCUCUCCUGAAAAUUGGUGUGUCAUAAUUGAUCCUCUUGAAAGAAAUGGACCGUUGGAUGCAUCAGUUAAAUUGCUUGUAAGUUUCUAAAUGUAAAAAAAAACCCUUUAUCUCUAAGGUUUGAACAAAGACACUUGUCUGUUACCUACCUACUGAACAAUAUAAGUUUUCUGGUAAAAUCAAACACUUGCUCCAAGCCGAUAUAUCUCUAUCCAAGCUAUUGGAGUGGGGAUGCAUUAUAGAAAGCAUGAUCAGAAUUAUACGAAGCAUAAUCAACAGCAUUUAAAUUUAGAAUUGGCCUAAGGAAAUAUUUCAUUAAAAUUCAUAAUAAUUUCAAAAUAAUUUUGAUCAGUUUUCACAGAUCUCUCCUGAAUUUAAAACUGAACCCAAUCACUGUUGCAGAACCAGGAAAAGUCUCCCUGCCAACCUUUCUCGUCACUCUCUUUUGUGUCUUAACAAUGACAGUUUGAGUGGGUUCAAGAAUAAUUCAAAAUAUUAGAAAAAAAACUGUCAAAAUUGGGUUUUUGAGUGUUCAGAGACCCUGAUAAGCAGAAUUCUGGUCUGAUGAGAAUCUUUGCAUCUUGGGAUUUACGGUGCGUAAAAUUAGUGCAUGGUCGUUUUGUAUAAAAAACACCAUUUUCGAUGUUGGAAACGGGAUGUUCUAUGCAGAAAGUUCUAUUUUCUGUACAACAUAACCAUUUGCAUUUUUGUAGAGUAAAUCCUGAACUACAAAUAAAAAUAAAUAAAAUAAAUGACUUUAUAAUCUGCCCUAUCUCAGGGCGCUUUGAAUAGGCUUUAAAAACUGCAUGGUUUUGAAAUAUUUUUUUUGUAAUGGAAAGAAAAUUGUUAAGUCUUGAAGAAGUUGUUUAAUGAAGAAUUACAUCCCUAUAUCACUAUAACUGUGCACUGAGAAAGGGACAAAAUAUAUAGUUCCAUAUGCAUUUACAACAAGAGCCAGACCUCAUUCCUUAUAGCCACCAUAAAUCCUUAUCACCACCGCCACUGUCCUCACUGAAUGAGUUUGGGAAAGGAUAUAGAAGUGUGUAUACAUGUGUGCAUGAGUAUCCAACAUAUGCAUGUGUGCACAAAAUUACCCUAUUUUGAUAUUUCACAUGGUCUGAUUCCAAUACAAAAUAGGCUUAUUUGGUCAGGGGUGAUACAUUUGUAAACAUUUACCCCCUCUCCCCAUUUUGUUCUGUCACUCAUAAGAGUCCAAGCUGAUUUAUGGAACAACAUAUGUAUAGGCCUAUCACAUCUGCUGAGAUCAUAAUGGGACACAAUUGUGAUAGCAAAGAAAGGGUAGAGUGACCCCCUCCUUUUUGCUGUUCAUACAGGUGCCUUAUUCUGAUAUUAGCAGACACGAUGACGAUGGCCUGGCAUUUGCAGGUAGCUCUCUGGCUGGGACGAAGCAGUGACAUGGGGAUGAAUCAUACUCUUUUCCCCGUGCUGAUCAACACAGGGAAAAGGUGAUGGCAGCAGUCCCCCGCUGGACAGAUCAGACUAAAACAGACCCAAUCCAGUUUCCCACAUGACUGCAAAGCCCACAAAUAUUUCAAAGUUUCUUGUAAACACUAAAGAAUCCCCCAGAUUUGCUUAAAGUGAAGUAAAAUUUGUGAUAAGGGCAGAAAACCCAGAUACUCCCCAGAAGUUGCUGUUAAUCUUUUUUAAAGGGUAGGCAAGCCCCUGGAUAUCAACAAUUCCUAUCAUGCAACCCAGGGAGAAAGCCACUGUAAAGCAAAUACACCCCUAUUCUGUUUAGUACAGGCAUUGGAAAGAGUUAUAUUUUCCCUUUCAGAUGACAAUCAUAGACAGUUCCAUAGCUGUUAUGUUUUUUCCCCCAGCUAUUUUUGGCAAUGUAUUAGGACAUAUUGAUUUGAUAAUGAGUGGCAUAUGCACAAAUGAAUGCCGCAAACUGUCAGGGAAUUGAUUGCCCAGUUCUGUACCAUUGUCUGUUCUAACCAGACGAAAGCUUGUCAGAGUAAUGGUAAACCUUUAUCAAGUCUGUUGAAUCAACAGUCUUGCUAAAUUGUGCAUAUAUAUAUCCAUAUAAUCCCUCCCAUCUGGAGAGUUAAACUUUGCUUUUCUAAAGUUAGAUUGUCAAGCAAAAUUUACAGUGAUCUUUUGAAACUCGCAGAAAGGGUGUUUCUUCCUUUUAUCCUUACUCCUCCCCCCAUGAAGUGCUGAAAUAAGUUUGGUGCCUCCUCUAUGUGUGUGUGUGUGUGUGUGUGUGUGUGUGUGUGUGUGUUUGUACAUACAGUGGCAAAUUGCUAAAAAAGAGUGCAAUCUGGUUGUUUUUGUGAAGUUUAUGUUUAAUUUAAACAUUACGAUACAUGUAUUCAUUCUCAGCACAAUUAGCUAGAAAAGAAAGAAGGAAAGGAACAUAAUGAUCACAGUCUAAAUCUCCUGAGUGGUGGCGAUGGGGAGAAAGUCUAAUUCUCACAUAUGCUGCAUAGAGAAAAACAAAGUGAUGGGGUCCUAGAAUCUGUGAACGUUAGAAAUGCCGAAAUUGUCAGUCUUAAGUAAUUAUGCAAAGUUGAACAUUUUGAUCUUGAUAGCACCAAGGACAACAUUCCUAUUCUUGUUUUAGAGAAAUGAAUCCAAGGAUCUAUCUAAAUUUUGGUACGCGUCCAUUGGCUUUCUUAAAAUAAUUAGAAGUAUAUUUCCAAGCAAGAAGAGGAAAAUUAGUUGUUUUCAUCCUUGAGGAUUUGUUUGUGCUCUUAAAAAGAAAUAAGAUUGGGAAAAAAUGCUUUUGGCAGGAAAAAUGAAACUGUAUGCUUAAAAGGCUUUCUUAGAAUGUCACAUCAAAUAUUGUUCUUGAUAAAACUGAGCCACAGACAACAGUGAGGAACAAAAAACUGAGAAAAGAAACAGACCUUAGACCUUGGACUCGAAAGAAAUUUCAAAAGGACAAGUCUUAAUUUGAGAUGAAAUAGAAGACUGAGCACCUGAAGUUCAUUAGCAGAGGGGGAGAAAAAUCAUUGUCUUGAUAGCUUGGACAGAAACUGUUACUGUGAAGUGAAAUUAAAUUACCUGAACAGCUUUUGAAAAUAAAAGAAAUAGAAACCUGAUUUGUGAAAACAUUUCAGAUUUUUGAGUUUUUCCUAAGUCUGGAAAGGCAAACAACAUCUCAUUUGCUUGUGGCUAAAGCAUUGUUUUGGCAUUUCUUCAAAGGAACUAUAGUGUUUGAUCUGUUAGAAACCAGGAUUAGUCUUGCCAACCAACCAAGGGAAAACUUGUCCUACCUGAUGGUUGACCUUGUUGGAGACAACGAUGCAGCUUACUUUAACAUUAUAUGUACUUGUAUGGCUUGGAACAAACAGAGUUACAACCUCGUCGGUCAGGGGAAGAAUCAACAGCAUGCUCCACAUUUCCACCCCUUUAAGAACAGAGCCCACCGGCUCCUAUUACACGAUGUCAGGACCCAGGCUGCAGAGCACCAAUAACCAUACACAGAGGCCAGAAUCUAUCUAAUAUCUUUAUUAAGGAAAUAUGUAAAGUCAAUAAAAGUAAAUGUAGAAUAUAGUUCAGAAGAUGACCUGUCAGGAAAGGUCAAAUAUAGUCCAGGAAAACAAUGUCCAAUAUGAAAUAGUAAGGUCCAAAGUUGUAAUCCAGUAACCGAAACACUCACUUUGCCAAGCAAAGUGAGGGGAGAUGACAAGGUCCUUUAGUCCAUGAAACUUAGGCAAGGCAAGGAAAUAGCUUGAUUCUUGGUACACAAAGCUUGAUUCAAGGCAACAAGGAACGUGGAGCAAGGACAGGAUCCGUGGUAAUUACGUGGCGAGGUCCAAAAACAAGGCAAGGUCCGUGAAGCAAGGCAAGGUCCUGGGAAGCAAUACAGGGCUGGAAACAGGAGCAAGAACUCGACCGCGGGAGUAGCGUAGUCCACACACAACCUACUCCCGUAGCUGACGAAUUGACUCCGCAAGACUCCUUCGUGGGCAAAACACCUAAGUAGGGUCUCAGUUUCCCGCCAAGAGCAGAUUCUCUGGGGAACCAGAAGCGAAAGCCAUUCUCUGGGUCCAGAUGCAUGACUCCCUAAAGUUUCUCAUGGGAAACAGGUUUAAUCAACCAUUUGUUUGGCCGCGAUUCUCAGGCUUCUGCGAUUAGCCUGUUGAGCUCCUCUCUGUUGUUGACAAUAAUAACGGCGAGAAAAAGGGGGAGAUUUUGGCUCAGGGCUUGUUUGGCAAACUUCUGGAAGGCAAAUCUCCUGCAGGUGCAAGGGUUCCAGUUCUGGCUGAGAAAGUUCCAAUUCUGACUGAAACGGAGGAAAACCUAAGUUUUCCUCCUCAUCUGUCUCAACAGUGUUAGGGACGGGACUACAUGGCCCAUGAGUCAUCACACACGAUGUGCUAGUACUUCUGGUGGGGCUCCGUGCUUAAAGGGGUGGCGAAGUGAAGCGUGUUGCCACAACGGCAACAGAGGAAGCUUCCCAUGUUGCCUUCGAGCAAUGGGGGGAAGUCAGAUGGUGGAUGAUUCCCCCUGUGGGAUCACCCUACCGAUAAGUUGGAUGAUGCGGGGCGUGGGACAAUGUGUUCCCCAUGCCUCCCGACAGUGGUUGCUGGAUUCAUCAUGAUGCGUGGCAACUUCAGCAGCCAGUGUGAAGAGGCUAGAAUGUUUGCUCUGCUUAACCUAUGUUCUCCUUCCUUCUACCAAGAAUGAUACUUCUAGUGUGAUUCACAUACAGCCCACAGUAUCCAUGGUGGUUUUGUAUCAAGAACUCAUGUGGAUGGCAAGAAAUACAUAUGUUGGAGUCCCUAUUAGUAAAAUGGUAAAGGGCAGCAGCAGAGGUGGCAGCAAGCCCAGCAGACCCACAUUCUUCAGGUUCUGCUGCAUCUGGGGAUCACACCAACCACUCACUUCUGCUUUCAAGACAGCAGUUACAGGACUUUUGCUGGAAAUAGUUUUCAAGAGAUGAGAGAUUGCAGAGGCACAGAGAUAUGUAAAAUGGUGGUAGAUGUGGAUUCACACCAAUCUUGGAUUUCCACCAUUUCACAGAUCCUCUGCAGCCCUUCCAUCUCUCUGUAGCCUUUCUCCAGCCUUUCAAACACAGAAUAAUAAUAAUAAUAAUAAUAAUAAUAAUAAUAAUAAUAAUAAUUGUGUGGUUUUCUGGCAUUGUAUAUUUCUGCUGCUUCUGUGACUGUUCAUUUGUAUUUUGGUUCCAUAGCCCACUUGUCAAUGGAUGUCCAGAAUCUGCAGCAUCCACCGCGGUCCUUUUUAUCCUGGGCGACGACCGAGCCAGUAUAGACUUCGUUUUGGUUUGAUUCUCCACAAUGCUAAUGGGUUAGGUGCUCUUAGUUCUACUCCUUAGCUGAGACCUCUCUGGCUUGGUUGAACCUGCUGGUAGUUACACUACCGCCAGCACAGCUCUCAGUCAUCACUGGAGUAGUUACACUACCGCCAGCACAGCUCUCAGUCAUCACUGGAGUAGUUAAGCCCCCCCACCACGGCAAGGUGGCACCUAUGGGGGGGGGGAGAGAGAGAGAGAAACCAGUGCAGGUGGUCCCGGUGGUGAUCGGCACAUUGGGUGCCAUGCCAAAAGAUCUCAGCCGGCAUUUGGAAACAAUAGACAUUGACAAAAUUACGAUCUGCCAACUGCAAAAGGCCACGCUACUGGGAUGUGCGUGAAUCAUCCGAAAAUACAUCACACAGUCCUAAACACUUGGGAAGUGUUCGACUUGUGAUUUUGUGAUACGAAAUUCAGCAUGUCUAUCUUGUUUGCUGUGUCAUACAGCAACAACAACAACAACAACAACAUAAUGCUUUAUUUGUAUCUCACCCCAUCUCCCCAAGGAAAACUUGUAGUGGCUAACAAUACAAUAACAGUGCAAACUACUGUUCAUUUUUAAUUCCAAAACGUAAUCUACUUUCUGGAUAGCCCUCAUAAUAUAAGAUCUUGGUAUAGUCUAGUCUGUGUAUGUGAGUCUUUCAUAAGUACAUCACACAGACUCUUCAAGUUAAUAUUCCUUCUUAAAGUAUGGGGCCAGCACAUGAACUCUAUGUUGCCAGGCUAUUGGGCUUACUGUAACCCAAAGCAUCAUGAGAAACUGCAUCAUGCAUCUGUCUAGAGCACGUAUGAAUUAAUCCCAUAUAAUUUUUCAAGUUGAGGACCUCAGUGAACUGAUGGCAAAGGGACAAGCUCUUGCAUACUGACUUUACUGUUGGGCCCCAGCUCUUUCCUUAGCAUACCACAGACUCCACAUCCUUGAUACAUAACAGUCUUUUUGAAAUUGAAUCAUGGCAAUGUCUACCUUCCCAACAGUAAGCUAGCCCCAGGAGCAAUGAUCCUCAGCUGUCAUUUGGCUUGGCUGACCUCCUUUCUUUUCUCCUCCCUUCUGCUGCAUACUGAUUUCUCUCCAACAAAAGUUGGCACAUUUGAGAAUAUUCCCUUGAGAACAAUGGCAACUGUCCGAGGAUUGAUUUCAGACAACAUUUUGUGCUUUUCACUCAGGUGACUUCCCUGCAUUCAAUUUCUUCACUGGAAAAAGUGACAUCCGUGUAAUACAAGGCACAGUGACAGCAUCCGGCCCCUCCGUUUCUCUGCUUCACUAAAUUUUAUUAAGAAUAUUCAUAACAAUAACACACACUAGAACAAAUGGUUUUGAUCAAUCUGAAUAGCCCUGAAGGCAAACAUCAUGUUCUGUAUGCCAAUUACCAAUUAGUCUUGAAUCCAAAGACAAAAAUUCACAGGAGAGAAAAAAAUAAAGAAAUUGGAAGAGUAAAGUACUAGUUUAGUUCUACUUUUCUUUUUUAUAAAAUGAUAAGUGUCUAGAUAUCAUUAUUACACUGAGUAUAUUUCAAAAAUAGAUCAUGUCUGUUUUCUAAGGAGGAAGAAGAGGAUAAGUGGGACUCAUAGCGGCUGGAAGGACAAUAUUCAUCAUUCUCUUUAAAACUAAGCUGAGUUGUUCUCCAUCCCUGUUAUUUGAGCUCUUUUAACAGGACAUACAGAUUUUAUCCAUGUUCCUGAGCUGUAAGGAAAUGUGUAUUCUUCAGCAUAACACUGCCAGCCCCUAACUGUACAUUUAACUAGGACCAAGCUUACAGUUUGAAGAUAAAUGCUUGUUCUGCAAGAAAACAACUUCCAACUUCACCUUUUAGAACCUCCAAGUAGGAUUCAAUGAAACUGUAGCAUUCAAGUCCUGAGCCACUUCUAGUUAGGGUAGACAACACUAAAAUAUAUGGAUCAAUGGCUAUAUUCCUCCAAUGGUAGCUCCCCGUGUUCUUAAAUAAUGUUUAAAUGUGUUCUUUUUUUGGAAUCACAAAUUCCAGAAUCCCACUGCCAGCAUGCUGGCAAGGACAUUUUUUAUAUUAAUGCUAAACUAUUGUAAUCUACUAUGGAUCCUGUGCCAAAAAGAAAAGCAGAGUGUAAAUUAAAUGGAUAAACAAACAGUAUUUCCAACCUUUAGUUCCUAUAUUGGGACUUCAUAAGUAAUAUGAGAUAGGAAUUCACUACCUCUUGUGCAUAGAAUUAUGUAUAUUAUUAUGUUGUUGUUGUCGAUUCCCAAAAAUAAUUAGUUAUAGUAAUGGUAUUCCAAAACAGUGGGAAAAAGUAAGAAAUAUAAUAAAACCAACUGACAAAUUGUUCUCCCUUUUAUGAACAUGGAGAAAAAUCUCUAUUUUUGAUCUUACUGGAUCUCUUUGAGUUGUUGACAAUGUUUCUGUGUGUAUUAGAUUGCCCAAGACAAUGUAUGCUGCUACCCCAUUUGUCCCCAGGGAUAAUUGUUAAACGAUACGUAGAAACGAAAAAAAAAAAAUGACUUAAGAGACAAAAAAGGAGAGAUGAGGAUGAAGCAUAGAGAAAAUAGUCAUAAAUAAUAUUCCCAGUUCAGAAUUCUCUAGUUCAAGUGUGCUAUUCCACAGGUCCUUAGUUGUAAUUUCUAAAAGACUCAUUGAAACCUUUCAGAAUGCAACAACUGCUUGUAAUGGGGCAUAAUGGUUUUGGGUUGGGCAUACAGGGGACUGAAAAGUGGGGAAAAUUAAACAAAUUUAACGCAGUCAAGAAGCCAGUGUUAUGGUUUACGAUGUCCUUGGACAGCUGUAAAAAUCCUUCUCUAGAGUAUUUGAUUAACGUUUAGGCUUAGCAUGUUUCAACUGCAAAAACAGGCUUCAGUAAUGAACUUGGCUUCCAUCCAACUUUUAUCCCUGAAUUUUGAUAAACAACUUUAGUCCCAGAAGUAGAGUGCCAGUGACCUACCUAUGAGAAACUCAAAUCCCCUGAUGUUUUGUUACAUGUGUGAGGAGAAUAACAAGGCCACAGCUUAAUGAUGGGCUGUAUCCUCAUUGGUGUAAAGCUGGGAUGCAUCUGAGUCAUGCCAAAGAAAGUAUCUGAUUUACAGCACCAUCAAGUCCUGAAGCACUACAGGGAGGUGAAAGGAAGAGAUAAAAGUUAAAUAACUCCCAUCUUGGCUUCACUCGUUUACUCCGGCCAAGAAAAUGUCACAUUAUUUCUUUGAAGGUAACUUCAUUACAGUGUUUUCAGACCUUUGAUACUUAUUCUUUUCUUGAAUAAAGACAGAUGAUUGCAACUAUGUGAGAGAGAUAUAAACAUUCCCUCCCUCCUUCCCUCCCUCCCUCCCUCCCUCUUUCUCCCCAUCUACACUGCAGAAUUAAUGCAGUUUGGCACCACUUUAACUGCCAAGGAUCAAUGCUGUGGAAUCCUGGGGUUUGUAAUUUUGUAAGGCAGCAGCACUCCGGCAGAGAAAGCUAAAGAUCUUCUUCAUCACUAUUCCUGGCCACAAAACAUCCAAGAUGGUAAAAUAUAGUGCAAUCCUACCUUUAUUUAUUUAUUGGAUUUAUCUCUCAUCUUUCUUUCAAAGACAAGAAUUAGACCAGUUCAAAAUAAGACAGAAUAACAAUUGAAAUAUAAAGCAUGGUUCACAUAAAAUAGCACUAUGGCUAUGGUUUUCUGGUCUUAACCCAACUUUGCCACACUUUCUGGAGUAUCUACAGGCUUCACAGUGGUCUGGACACCAGUUUGGACAGCCAGAUCAGGCCCGUUUCAGUCCAGUUCCUUGUCUAGAUGGACACUGUUGCCAUCAGUCUUUCCUUGUGCUGAUCAGUGCAGGGAAGAUAAUGCUCAUCCUCCGAGUCACUGAGUUGCAAGCACCUGACCAUCACUUGUGAUGUCUGCUGAUAUCAGAAUGGGGCACCUUCAAGAUCAGCAAGAAGGAAGGGGUUGUUCUAUCCUCUUCUUGUUGUUCACAUCGGCACCUCAUUCUGACAUGGUGGAUGAGGUGACAUCUCAGUCUGAGCCAACACGAACACUGACACCAGAUAGGGUAGAUAUACACCAGAGUAACUUGCCCAUUGUAAACACAGCCAAUCUAUAUCUACUCCAAUAGGAAUUGCCAACAAGUAAAUGCAUAUCAAAUUGCAACUCUGCUUUCUCAAAGACCCCUCCAAGACCUGUGGAAAUUGCUGCUUCUCCGUGUGGUGGCUCCCAGAAGAAAUCCUGGUGUUUCAGAAUGGGAAAUGACCACAUCAAAGAUAUUUUUUAAGAGAGCUUUUUCUUUUUUGCUGUUGCUAAUAUGAAAUUUCACGACCAUACAUAUAGCUCUUGGCAGACCCGUUUAUGAGCAGGAAGCUUUUAGUUGCAAAGGUAAACAGAGGAGUAUAGAUGAUCACAUUGUUUGCCUACAUAUUUUUUAUUACAGGAAGGAUAUUAUAUGGUGCUUUUCAUUGCUUUUAUUUUAUUGUAUAAUAUAAUUUUCUUAGGUUGCUAUUGUGAGCUUAGCCAUGCACGGGUAGGGCUGACUAGUUAUCAUACACUCACUGCAAUGUAGAAAAGUUAUGUGUGUAUAUCAGGAUUGCCUCCCUUGGAUCACUCUUUCCCUGAUCUGAUGUACACACAUUUGGUAUAAGUUGUAAAAUGUACACACCGUGCAUGCACUUAAGACAUUCUGCUCUCAGCCUGGUUCAUGCCUGCAUGGUUAGGGCAGCUAUGCAGAUAAAUUGUACAGUCUUAGGCUUUGGCAUGUGUUAUUCUGAGUGCAUAUUGGGAGGGAAAGAGUGCAAAAACAGAAGUAGGAAACCUGGACUGCAACACAUAGCCUAUGUAACCAAUGGUGCCAGUUGCUAGAGGCUGAAAUCUAACAAUAUCUAAAGGGUUACAAGCUGUCAACUCCUGCCAUAGAACUUGUGAGGGCACAAUCCCAUUCUGUUCUCUGUGCAAGUGUCUGCAGUCCCAGAGUUUGGAAAGGAUACGGAGACAGAUACCAAAGACUGGAGGAUCUUCAUAGAUGCAGCUCAAUACAGCUAAACAGAUGUUAGCUUUUCUAACAUCGGUUGAGCUCUUUUCCAAACUUUCAAUGUCAGGACAGCACAGAAACAGGUCAAAAGCACUAAAUGAACAGAAGUGGCAUGAUUCUGAUCUGUCCAAGUAGCCUUCUAAAUCAUUCCAAGCUGUCUGAAUACCAAGGGAUGAGACAUCAUGCAACAAAGCAGAAGCGUUUCUGUACUGCUCCCAGCCAGAGACCAGGGUUUGAUUCCCUGCUCUCCUAUGGAAAUCCAUAGGCUGAGUUAGACACUCUCAGCCCCCACCCCCAAAUCAUGAUCAGUUCACCUUGAGGUCACUAUAUGAUGGAAACAAAUUGAAUACAAACAACAACAACAACAACAACAACAACAACAACAACAACAACAACAACAACAACAACAAAGCAUUGUUGGCAUUUGCAUUGGAUUAUUAUCCAGUUGGAUGCUGACAUUUUAAAUUUGGUUUGAAAAACUGUUUAUUUCUUUGAAUUACAUUUGUUGUUACUAGAUAUAUUCCACAUUGAGCAUAAUUAGCAGAAACACAAGGCAUAAUAUUUGUGUAUGAUGUAUAUCUAUAUAAAAUGUAUAGUCCACACUCAUGUCCUCUAUGUAAUCUAAAGCCAUCACAUGAAAUUUGAAAAAUACACAGAAGGGCUUUCCUUAAAAUAAGUGAGAAAGAGGAUAGUAUAACUAAAAAUAGAUAUGAAAGUUGUAGGAAAAGGAAGCUUUGAGAAGAGGAUUGCAGCAUGAUUAGGGAUAAGGUUUCUGGAAGGAAACUGCACAUACGGAAAACUUUGACUCAAUGGAUGGAAUCAUUUCAAGGAGAGAAAAAAUCCCUUGGAUAAACCAGAAAGACAAUAAAAAUUCAAAAUUCUCAGUAGUUGAUUAAAACCAGAUCUGCUAGCUUCCUGCUUUGAGCAGGAAACGACAGCUAUUUAGGAUCAAUCUAAAUGGUAAUUUCCUUCUUCAACAUGCUCACCAUUUUUAUGUUAUAAUGCCUGCUAGUUAAAAUAAAAAUGUGUACAAAGGUCUACUUCACUGGAAACACUGAGGUGAUGGUAUCACUUCUCCAGAAGACAUGGGAGUGAUGGAGACAAUGAAAACUGAGGAGGCUGGAUGCUACCCAAGAAGCCAAAUUGCUAGGAGAAAGAAUGGAAUCAGUAUGGAUUACUUGAUUUCUUGUCCUAAUUCUGUAUGUUCUUGGGAUUUGGUUAGAACAGGAGAGGCAAUUGUCUAGCCUGCCAGAUGUUGCUGGACUAGAAAUUGUGUAGUCCAGCAACAUCUGGCAGGCUAGACAAUUGCCUCUCCUGUUCUAACCAAAUCCCAAGAACAUACAGAAUUAGGACAAGAAAUCAAGUAAUCCAUACUGAUCCCUGAGUUAGAAGAUCUCUUGAUGUAGAUGUGGUCUUGGUGUGGGGCAAUCAACUAAAGUAGCAGUGCUUCCCUUGGUGAGCAUACCUUAAAAUGGUGAUACUCAAAAUGGUGGUCCAUCCAUGGGUGCUGGCCCAUCAGCUGCUAGUCUCUGGAAAAUUUCUAGGUACAAAAAAGAGUUGUAAUCAAUGGAGACACAUGUGGUCCCUAGCAUUUUGUAGUACAAAGCAAAUACUCAACAUGCAUAGGUUUAGUAGUUAAUUCACAGGGAUGUUUUCCCACCUUGCUAUGCUGCAGAUAUAUUGCAUUGUAACCACUUUUGCUCCCAUCUAUUAUGCUCCUAUGGUGUCAGGAAAUACCUGAAAAUAAUAUUUUGAAGUUGUCUACUCUAUUUGAAGGAGGUCCAACAAUAUGUCCAUGAAGACUUUGCAUGAGUGUGCUAUCAAAUGGGCUUCCAUAGAAUGGGAUUUCUUGUAAGCACAGUAAAAAAGGAGGAAGACAAGGAACUGUAUAAUUCAAAAUAAAUGGGUGCUAGUUUGCAUAAUUUCAGAAUAUGCCAUUUACACACACAUGUGAAAUCUUUAAAAUGCUUAAAAGCUUUUAAUACUUCUGGAACAUGGUCAUACAGCCCGAAAAACAUACAACAACCCUGCUUAAAAGCUUGUUUGUAUGUUUUUCCAGGAUGUUUCUGUCAUGAAAAACUACCAUAGUAAACUUCCUCAUUGAUGCAUCACCAGCACCCUAAUAUUUGAUAACUAACUAUUCUGUUUAGGACAUAAAGAUUCUCAAAACCUUUUAGAAAUGAAUUUCCACAGAAAAGUCCAUCUCUCUUCUGUUUCCCCUCUUUCUUUGGCACCAUUGUAAGAUAUUCUUACAGGAAUGAAACAAGAUUAUUGUUUGUUGAGAGUAAUGCCUGCAGACAGAAUGUUGUUAUUGCUUCAGGAUUCAAUUAGAAUUAUUUUUCUUGAAUUAGUCAGUGUAGAGAAAACAAGGAAUAUUAAACGGAAAUAAAAUUAAAAUGAGUUAUAUAUGUUUUGCUGCUCCUCAAAACUUUGAGCAUUUCAUUUGGUAUGACUUCUAGAAAGCUAUUCUGCUUUUUAUUAUGUCUGUACAAGAUCUAUAUUAUAGUUUUAUCUCUUUAUCUGUUUAUAGCUAAGCCAGCUGGUUUCCAGCUCAUGAGCUGAUUUCUGGCCUAAAGGGCAGGAUGAGCAGCUCAAGUGUAGUUUCUGGGUAAUUCUAGAAAUUCAGCCAAAGAGGAAUUUGAAACUUCUGUGAUGCAUGUAUGUAAAACCAAUACACAAAAAAUGUUGUGGUACACUCAUACUACGCUGACCUGCUCUGUCACCCCAACCGAUGUUCCCUCUCAACAAUCCUACCAACCCUACUAAUUACACUGUGUAAGAAAAUUUGUAACAAAAAAUCUGUUCCUAGUUUGAAAGUGUUAUUCCUGUUUAACUGUGUGGUACCUACUUUGAAUGUAGCUAUUAUACUCCAGAAACUUCAUUUUUGUGGCAAGCAGAAUUCUGGGAAAUAUGGUUUGGGAAGGCAAAGAUCUCUGUAGCAGAGUAUUGAAAAACCCUUCCAUACUAAACUACAUUUUCCAGAAUUUUGCUCACACCAGAAGAAAGGGGCUGCCCACGUUAAAACCCCAGUGUAAGUUAAUCAUGUGUGCUUAACUUGGAAGCAUUCUUAAAAAUUAGAAGAUAAACUGAUUGUUCUGAAACUUGCUAGGCAUACUGCCCUGCUCAUGUUGUUUCACUGUCCCACAAUUUGAGGAGAUACCUCUUGUAGUUUUAAAACAUAUAUUUUUAAUUGAAAAACCUUUUUAAAUUCCUAAAAUCAAUAGAUGAACAAGUAUUUUGCAGGUUUGAUUAGCUGCUUAUGUUGUCUUGUUGUGCAGAAAUUCAAAGGGAUACUUUUGUAUUAUUUUUAAAAAAAAUUGUAAAAAGAAUUUAAAAUUCUAAAAAUCAGUGAAUGACUGAAACAUUCUGAAACUUGACAGGCUUAAAGUUGUAAAUGUUGCCUACAAGUGUGCCAGAUUUCAUCCUGAUAGCCAUAAAAAUGACAGAGAAACAAGCCUCGAAAUGUUCCCCAUUGCUGUUAAUGGAACAAAUCCUAACAAAGUAACUAUGAAGCUUUGGAGAUUCAAAUUACGAAUUGGAAUAGGACACCUCCUGAAUCUCCGAAAUGAAUUACUUAUUGGCUUUCAGCUGUUUCGCGCACCUCUAGUCAGUCAUGAGCAGGUGUGCCCAUUUUGGGUUUUAUUCUGAACUUUAAAUGGGUUUUCCUAAGUAUCUAACCUGUUUUGGUAACAGGUUCUCUUUGAAACUAAAAUUUAAAAUGCUCUCUUUCUGAUCUAGGUGUUUUUUUACUGAAAGAGCUUUUACUCAAUCCUGAAGGUAAAGGACCAUCAGAAGUGAAAGCAAAGGCAGUGAUAUGGCCCACUGAUGAUUAAGUUGGCACACAGACUAGUUACAGUCUUCACCACAAUGAUGACAUGGAAUUCUUCUGGUUACAGUCUUCACCAUAAUGGUGACAUGGAAUUUGUUUUGAAUUAAACUGCGGUAAUUAGGCAUGUGUACAUUAUGAUAUGCAAAUAAUAUUAUGAAAAUCGGUAACCUCCUUCUUCUCCUAUUUUGCUGGCAUCUUCUCACUGUUUUGGUGAUAUGUAAAUGGCCACCUAACCAGGUCUGCUUAGGCUUUCCUGCAUUUGCAUCCAUUCAGUUAGAGCACCACAUCUAAAAAUGACCUUGUCCUGCAGAAUGUUACCCUUUAAAAAAAAUGAGCUGGAGUGGAAAAAGAAAAACUUUGCCACAAGCUUUCUGUCUGUAGGCCAAUUCCAGGAGUGUUACUUUGAUAGGUUUCCCCUCUUUGACAUAUAAAUAAAACUCUGAACACAUAAACUAUCCCUAAUCCUGGUACUAGGCAACCCAGGCCAAAAUUGUAUGUACAUAUCCUUGUGUGUAAGUCCCAUUGAUCUCAACUUCCUUUGAAUAGAGCCAUGUAGCCCCGCAGUAUGAAUAUUGGGAGGAGUGCUGGUUUGGGGUCUAGGAGAGGGGGUUUCCAUAUAUGAUUAAUGUUUACAAAAGGCUUUGUAUGUUUUUGCUUUACCCUUAAUGAGGCAGCAGAUCAAGUUUAACAGAAAGGACACUGUGGUUUGAAAUAUGGGAUUGUGCCCAUCAAAGUCGGCUUGGGUCUUUGCUUGGCUUAUGAUGAAUACAGUUCUUUAAUAGUGGCCUGGUGUUCAUGAAAAACGUAUUACAGAGGCAGAGGGAAGCCAAGAAUGAAGAAAUGGCUGAGUGGCACCAAUCAAUCACUCCUUUUAAAAGAUGAACUGAUCUUUCUUUUCUUUCACCCUCCUUUUCUUUUUUUCCAAAGUAACACUUCAUAAAAAGCCUUCCAACAUAAAUAUGCAAAGCAUUAGGGCAAUUAUAUUUUGCGUGUUCCUUCCAGCAUUUCUGGUACAUGGACUGGCUCAAGCGGAGAGUUGAGAAUGUGGGCAGUAAAACAGCAAAUCUUGCUUCAAAAGGGGGGAAGAAGGGGAGGGGAGAGUGGUUGGAAUUUAGAGGGAAGUGCCUGUUAAAUAGGAGCUGUAAAAUUAGAUUACACAGGAUGUGUUCUAAAUACAAGUCUCCCUGUAAGGCUUAUUUGGAGGCCGAGGUGUGUCGCUCAGGGACAGUAAGGAGUUUUUAAGGUGGAGUUUAAAGCACAAAAGAUGUGCAUGAACAUACAAAAUACACACCAUAACCUCCAACUGUACCAAAUCUACAGAGAACCUUAUCACAUGGUCUUAGAAGACAUGUUUUAAACAUUUCCCCACUGGGUUAAACGUGUCCCUUCCCAUGACGCACAUUCUGUUCCAUUAGAAAUCUGUGGGUUCCUGUUGGGAAACUGUCUGCUGCCCAUCCGUUUUGAAACCAGUUGGGAAUCAUAUUUGCCUCUCUAUGGGCACAUGGGAAUCAGUCAUCGCCCAUUUUGACCCAUUUGAUUUCCGUUGACACAUCAUAGUGAUGUAUUCUGUGUGGGCAUGCAUGAUGGGCAGGUCUAGUUAUUCCUUUGCCAUAGCCUGGAGAAAAAGAAGUGUGUGUAUGUGUGUGUUGGGGGGGGGGAUAAACUGGGUUUUAAAUCUUAUUUUUCUACAACAGAAAAAUCAUAGAGUAGCCACUUCAAGAUCAUUAUGUUAAUGUUUGGAAGCUUCGGGCUACUCACCUUAAGAACUAGAACUCCCAAGGCAUGAUAUCAAAAACAGUGCUAUGGUCACUAGUGAUUUUAAGCUGUGAUGUAGGAAAUCUCCUGAUGAAUUGCGAGGAGACACACACUGCUCAUGUGAUGAGGUAGAAAGCAAAACCAAUCUUUGAAAAUUGGAAGAAGCGCAUCACAUGUGAUGGGGGUGAAUUGGCACCCAUCUUCUUUUAAUACGGCUUGCAUACUGAACACUAUGGAAUGAUGUUCUCCCUUUAUUUUUGAUUUACUUUACUGAGUUCAAAGUACAAAAGGGGUUUGUGGUUAACUCAGCAGGGAGAACAGGUGUGUGUGAGAGAGACAUGUGUGUGUGUGUAAUUGUGUCCAAAUGUUGCUACAAGAUUUCUUAACUUUUUGCCUCAUUUUGUCAUUUUUGUUGUUUUGAUUGUACUGUGCCUACAAGGCAAACCUGGUACUUAAUUUUUGGGGCAAGUUUUAUUCAGAGCUGUAAAGGUGAUAUCAUCAUCAUCAAAAUUUGAACACAAGGUGGCUUACAGUUUAAAACAAAAAUACAGUUAAACAUACAAAAAUGAACUUUAAAAUAUAAUUAAACUCAUAAUAUUAAAAUCCUUGAAAUUUCUAGAAUAAAAGAAUAAAAUGCAGUUUAAAAGAUUUAAAUGCUAUUAGAAACAGUACGAUCAGUUUAAAAUGUUACAACCAGUUAAACACUAUUUCAGUCAGUCUGGUGAGGCAUGCAAUUUGCAGGCUAUCAUCUGAAACAAAUUUCCUUUUCCUUUAAGGCUCAGAAACGCCUUGUCCUGCUCUGAGGAUUUGCCUCCACAGUUUACCUUAUUACCUCUGCAUUCCAUAUUGGUUUUUAUCAUACUCCUGUAUGUCCAAACUCAGAUGGACAUUGUGCCGUCUUUCUUCCCCCUGUGCUGAAUGGCACAGGGGAAGGGGAUGGCUCACCCUGUGUUUAUACUCUGGACUGGCACAAGAAGCAGCCUGAUGCACUCAGCUGAAUGCGAUACUGGCUAGUCAUGCAGGUGCCCCAUUCUGACACCAGCAGAGAUAUCCACAAUGACUUGAAACUUGCAUGGAGUGGUGAUGACAACAUUGGACAUACCCUCCCUCUUCCCAUUUGCCAUGCAAUAUAGGGAAAGGGCGAUGGUGUGGAGCCCAUCUGAACAGUAGAUCAGGCUGAAUCAGACCAGAUCCAUCUAUCCAAACUGCCACAUAGCCCUGGGAUACUUUGAAGUUUCCAGCAAGUUUCCAGUCAACUCUGGACCAUCCCCUGACUUUGGUGAAAGUGAGGCAAAUUCAAAGUAAAGCAAGAAAACCCACAAUAAUCACCAGAAGUCAGCCAAUGUUCUGGGUACAGUCAGCAAUAGAUUGGAUUUAAGUCCACUUUUUCUUGUCUGUGUAGAGUUACUCUUAGUGGCUUUCAGGACUGAAUAGUGUUAACAUUCUACCUGCCCAACACAAAAACCUCUAUGUCCUGAGUCUUACUGCAAUUGGGAAUGGCAUCCCUGAAGUGAAUCUGCUGGCAUUGAGUUCAUGCAGAAACUUUGAUCAAAAACUUAAAACGAGUAUAAGCUUUUGCUCGUUUUUUAGCCCAAGCAACUGGGACUGGGAGGAAAUUGGAAGCUCUUUCUCCUUAGCAGAGACAGUGGGUUACUCAUGAAAAAGCAUAAUGGCUUUCAUUCAAAGGUGCCAUAUGGCUCUUUAUAAGAUUUCUGCACAGCAAUUGCUGUAGCAGUAACUAAACAAAUGACACUGUAGCACAAUAUAAUGCCUGUCAAGAGUGGUGAUAAAAGAAUGUUUUAUUUCUCUUCUCUUUGUAUUUUUCUUCUUUCCCUGCUUCUUACUUAAUGCUUAUCUAGAGGAUAGAAUUGCUAGGACACCCAGGGUGACUGCUUUUGGCUCCCAAAGAGACCUGUCAGGGAGCUUGGUUCAAGUGUUACCUUUAUCAACUCAUUUAACUACACUUGGUUGUGGCACCACAACCAGAUCUGUUGUGGCACCACAACCAGAAGUAGAUCUUCUGGGUCUCCAACCUUAACAAAAAUCAUAGAGGCAGGUAGGGCUUGCAACAUCAAGUUUCAACAUAUCUGCAUAGUCAAGUAAAUCUACAUUGUAGAAUUAAUGUAGUUUGACACUGUUUAACUGCCAUAGCUCAGUGCUAUGGAAUCACGGGAGCUAUUUUUCAUGGUCUUUAGCCUUUUCUGCCAUAUAGUGACAGUCAACUCCCAUGAUUCCAUAGCAUUGAGCCAUGAAACUUAAAGUGGUGUCAAACUUCAUGAAUUCUUCAAUAACAGGAGAGGAAAACCUCAAUUUCCUAAACCCAUCCAAAUAGGCUCUGUGACUUUGGCCAGAAGCAGACAGACAGCCUAGUCCAGCCCUCUUUAAACAUCUCUUGAAGAAAUCAGAAUAUUUCAGCUUCCCAGGUCCUUACCAACCAGUAAUCCCACUAAGGCUAGUCAAUUGGUUACCAGACCAAAGAUCAGAUUCAGCAUUUCCUAGCAUACUCUUCUUGCAAUCUUUGCACCCAUUGCAAGUUGGGUAUUAUUAUCUUUAUUAUGAAGAUGGGGCUGGUGAAGUUGAAAGAUGGUGAGGUUGAAAGAUAAUAACUUGCCUAAGGAUGUCUAGUGAGUUCAUGGUAGCAGUAAAAUUUGAACCUGAGAUUUCCUGAUCUGUUGUAGUAUAUAAACUACACUACUCCACUGUUUUCUACUCUGACAACAAUGACUUUCUAAUCACUGGCUACCCUGACUGGUGGAUUCUGAGAGCUAUUGUUCAAAGAGUAACUUUCCCAAGGUUUAUUCUACAGAGCCAAUAGCAUUUUUUUUCUAUGACUACUAGGUAAAGGUAAAGGUUUUCCUCUGACAUUAAGUCUAGUUGUGUCAGACUCAGGGGGUUGGUGCUCAUCUCCAUGUCUAAGCCCAAGAGCCAGCAUUAUCUGUGUACAUGUCCAAGGUCAUGUGGCUGGCAUGACUGCAUAGGCUCCUUCUAUGAUUGCUACCUAAUCCUAAUUUAUGGCUGGAAAUUGUGUAGUCUUCUAGAUGUGAUAGAACUGCAACUCAGACUGUUUCUCACCAUUGGCUUCACUUGGUUAGGGCACCUGGAAGUUUCAGUCUAGCAGUAUUUUAAGGCCUUACAGUUCUCAACUUUAUUGUGGAAAUCAUAGCUGGAUGUUUUCGUAUGAAACCUCUAUUUUAACUGGAGUUUAUAGAAAUUAAAACUGAAACCUCAUUCAUGAAAAACAUGUGUUCUGUCUCCAAACUACAAUCACUUCUACCUGUUCACAAAUACUAACCUCAUAAUAUCAUGCUACAUCAGAAAACCUUUGAUUAAAAAAAUCUGGAACAUUUAGCUGUCUUUAUUUAGUGUGAGAGGAGAAAAGGCAAGAAGUUAUUAAAUAUCUUAAGCCUUUUAAAGUGGUACAUAGGCACCAUUGACAAUCUCUACAGGUGGCCAGGUAAGAGACUAUUUUUUUAUACAGAAAUAGCACUGAAAUUGCCAUAUGUCUAGUGUGAUCAGAAGAAGUCAUUCCACCAGUCUUACCAACUCUGAUAAAGCUUUUACAGCAGAAGCAAAUCAUACUGUAUGUCUAUCACGGUUUGGGGCUGUGUGGCCCUCAAAAUGUUGUUAAAUUGCAUUCUUCCUUUUUUGCCUAUAAUACCAAUGGUUGCUGGGAGUUGCAAGACAGCAACAUCUAGCUUGUAUCAAUAGGUGGGUAAUGCCUAGAAUGAGUAAAAGAAUAACACCACUAUCUUCUGCUUUGAACAUAUCUCUCCUGGAAUCUCACCUGGAAUUCUGUAUCUAGUUCUGGGCACAGUUCAAGAAGAAUAUCAAUAAGCUGAAAUAUAUCCAGAGAAGGGCAACCAAAAAGGUCAAAGGUUUGGAAAUUAUUUGUUAUGAAGAAUUGUAUAGAGAACUGGGUAUGGUAAGCUUGGGGCAGUGAAAAUUGAGGUGACUUGAUAGCCAUGUUGAAAUAUUUGAAAAUAUGUCAUACUGAGAAAGCAGCAAGCUUGUUUUCUGCUACUCAAGGCCCUAAGAUGUAAUGGAUGCAAACUACAGGAGAAAAGAAUCUACUGAAACAUUAUGAAAAAAUGUCCUGAUGAUUAAAAAACUCUUCAACAGUGGAAUAUGUUGCUUCAAAAUAUGGUGGAGUCUGAUUUUCUGGAGGUUUUUAAACAGAGGCUGAAUGAUCAUCUGCUUGGAGGGCUUCAAUUAUAUAUUCCUGCAUGGCAAGGAGGUUGGACUGGAUGGCCCUUGUGGUCUCUUCCAAUUCUAUGAUUUUAUGAUCUAGAUUGAGGACCACACCAUUCCCACUCCAUUGAAUGGGACAUGUCCCAAGUAAUUUCCACUGUCUCUUCUACCCAAAAAUGAAGCCAAAUAUAUGCAAGAGGGGGAAGAAGCAUAUGUUUUUAACUGCUGAAGGCACUUGAAAUAAUACUGCCCAUAGCUAUGCCCCCACGCUUAAUGCUAAAAUCCAGGUAGUUGGUUUUCAUCCAGUUCUAGCAGGUGUUUCAUAAAUGUAAUGGGUCUUAAUUGGUCACUCAAAACCAAGCCAUGCUAAAAUACUUUGCAUCAUAUUCCUCCCAGUUAGUGUGAGAAUUGCUGCUGAGCUCAGAGGCAAUGUGCAAGGGAUGGCAAAGAAAGGUGCAAGGGUGACAUCAUUGUCCCUGCAGAUCCAACCAUCACGGGGCUUUGAUUCUGAGCUCAAGUAUACCAUUUGGCCUCCAGUCUUCUAAAGCAACAUUUACAACCUUAACAUUCAGCAUUUUAAAUGGUGAUGAUCAUGAGUCAGAGGAGAAAUGCAGCAGCCCUUGAGCGCCUAAUCCAUAUUGCGUAUUUGCUGAUGAAAUAACAAGUUUUCCGGCUGCCUGUGUCUUUUUUCCCCAUGGAGUCAUCAAAAGCCUGUGCUAGGCCGGUAAUAUAUAUUCACUUUCUGAACUGUGCCUUAUAUAUUUACGCCUGCAUUAUGCUCUUGUUUGGAAUCACACUCGAGGGAAAUUCGGUUUAGAUAUAGUCCUCUGUUUUUUGUUUUCAUUUAAAAAAUGAAGCCUGUAGUGAUUCCAUAUGCUGUCCCUUUCACUUUCCAUUCCUUAGACAAAUUGUUCCAUGGAUUCUAUAUCCACUCCCCACCUUUCAGUUCCCUCUUCUCUCUCUCUCUGUCUCUCUCUCUCUCUUUUCUCUCACUUUCUAAAUGUAGAGAGGUAGCUCGUCUAAAGUUAACCAUUCUGAAUCAUUUAAUAUUUAUGCUGCUCUCGUGCUGCUCAGCAUUUCCUUUAUGCAGGAUUGCAUAUUAGAUAAGAUCACAGAUCUACUCUGAGCCAAAUGCUGUAGCUCUACUGAGGUCUGACUGUACUUCAGAUGUCAAAAAAAUAUGAAUAGGUGGUCUUAAUGCUCUCCUCUGGUGUUAUAUCUGUCUAUAGAGAAUAUAGCUUACAACAGAUUAGCAGCAAUAGAGGACUUGACAUAUACUGGAAAAGCAGGAAGAAUGAUGCUUGUUGACAUUAUCGGCUAAACCUGUAGGGGAGUUUUCUUCCUUUUUUUCCUUUUUUUAAAAAGAAUAUUUGCUUAUUUGUUCACCUCUACUAUUCUCUGUCUAUGUUUAUUUGCUAUUUAUCUUUCCAUAGUUGUUUUUUGUAUUUAUCCAUCUAUUUUAUAUGACAGCCUUAGUAGGCAUUUUGUCAGAACAUCUUAUAAAUCUGCCUGCUCUCCUCUUUUAUUUAUUUAAUAUUUCUUUUUCUCUUCAGCUUUUAAUCAUUUGCUUAAAGGUGACAUGAUCCAACUAGUUAACAGCCAAUAGUGACUGGCUACCACAGCAUUGGUGAUGUUACAGAAUGGGACACACUGUAUGGCUGGAUGGAGUAUUGUGGAUUCCAUGGUCCAAAAAUUUUAUGUUUCACCAGUAAGAAGUCAAUAUUUUAGCAAAGUGAAAACUUCUGUCUGAAACUGAUUGGUGCCACUUAAGACUCUUCCAGACAGGUCCCAAAGUAUGGGCCUUGAUGAACUUUAAACUGAGAUGUUCAAACGACACCUCUGGUAAAAGAGGAUUAAUUAAAUGGAUGCCCCAUUAGUCCUGUGCCUUUCUAAAAGAGUCUGUCCCCACAACCCAAUUCACUUCUUUGGGCUCCAUGAGCCCGAAGAUAUGAAGAGGGCACCCUCCUCCCCAACCCCCCUCCAAAAGCCCUUAAAAUAAGAAGAAACUUACCAGGCAUUAUGAGGCCUCUCCGGCAGGCCUCCUGGCACGUAGAAAUGAUGUGCCAGGAAGCGGCAUGUCAUUUCUAUAUGUCAGGAGACCUUUGGAGGAGAAGUUUCAGUGGCACUAAGGCUACCGUGUUGGCAUGGGAUACCAACUGGGCAAGCCCUAUUGUUUUGGGCAGGGCAUGGGGACUUAAACCUGCUUUGGAGUUAGUUUCUUUAAUCUGCUCUGAAGCAGGUUUAAGCCCUGUCUGGAAGCUCCCUGUGUGUUCUUUAUAACUAACAUUUCACAGAUUAAAACUGGACAAGCAAUAUUAGAUUGUGUUUAAUAAUGGCAAAGGUUAGUAAUGGGCAAAAAAACACAAAUUAGGAGAAGCUGCAGCGGUUUGCUUUUACCCGAGCAAACUGGAAUGGGAUUUCUCCUCCAUAUCCUUUCCCCUUGAUAAAUUAACUACACUUAGAAAUCAGUUAACAGGAAAUGAAUCAGCGAACAAAGGGAAAAGUUGCAAAGAGAAAAUGGGAUCUGAGAUUUUUAAAGCAAUGGAAAAGCCAUCUGGCAAAAUUAGGACAGUUGAAAGAUAUGAUCUACAAAUGUCCCUCCAUAUUCACUGUUUUGGGGGGGUUUUUUGUUUGGGGGGGGGAUUUGAUUGUUUGUGAUUUUGUAGUUGUCAUUUAACUUGCUUGAACUUCUCACUCACUCCUCCUCAUCUGCUCCCCUCUCCAUCUCAUUUCUUCCCAUUGCCCACAGUCUUUCCCCUUUCCUAUUUUGGAAUCAGAUUUUCAAAGCCCUUCCAUCUCCCUAGGACAGCUGUUGGCCAAUUCCCUUCUUUUUGCCCCUACUUCUCCUUCUCCCUGCUCCCUGCCUCUUGUCCUGCCAACAGUGUCAACCCAUCACUCUCUUUAUCCUUCUUGCUGAUCAUGCAGAACCUCCUACCAGGCACUUGCAAGGACUCUGUGGUUUGGCAGGUAGAAACAUGGGACUGCAGUUCAGGGAAAGGGUAAUGGGGGCAGUAGUGUCCAUGUGCACAUUGGAUUGGUCCAAAACAGACCCAGUCCAGCUGUCCUGAGGGCAACAAAGCCCUAGAGCAUUCUGAAGUCUCCUGUAUUUCCCUGACAUUGCUUGAAGUGGAGCAAAGUUGGGUUAAGGGCAAAAUAUUUGAGAAUACUUAUUGAAAAUCCACAUGCAUCGUGAAAAUUACCAGUGCUAGAUUCAGGGAUUUUUACUAAUAUUAAGCCAUUGCAAUGAUUGGAACAGUGAAAUGUGCAAUCUGAAAAAUUACCAAAUAAAUAGCAAGAGGGAAGGAGGGAAAGUGAGCGACACAGAGGGCUACAAAACCUACCUGCACUAUUAUGGGCACAUGCCUACGUUCAUUGUCUUUAGUAAAGAAUGUCAUAAAAUAAAGUUUUAUGAGAACUGCUGUGGCCUAUGAAGAAUAGAAGAAGUGAUCACCAUUGCCUUCAAGUUACAAUUUCAACAACUGUGGGUUUCCAUUACUUCUGGUAUUCUCUUACUGAACAUAUGCUGGGCAUUUGUGAAAGGGCUUUAAUUCUCUGGAUUAGCCCAACAUUCACAUAAAUCAGUAGUUGAGAGUAAUGAAGCUUUUGUAUCUCAUAGCGCUUCUUAUUCUUGAUGAAUAGGCUAAGAAAAAGGAGAAAUACACAGUUAUGUAGGGGUGAUGGUCUCAUGGUUAACCUGCAACUUCACAAUUCUCUGGAGUUGAAUGGCCUAAGGUUACAAACAUGUGGGUUUUGAAACUUCAGUGAGAAAGGCCAUCUCAAGCAUAAUAAAAUGAAUUUUUAAUUCUCAUUUUAAAAAGCCUGAAUUUGUACUUGAUGAGGUUUAUGGCCUGGCUUCUAUCAACAUCACCUUAUAAAUUCUGCUCCCAGUCUCUGACUCCCAAAGCUCUCCAUAUAAAAAAGAGCAAUGAAUGGAAUUUCACUUUGUUUUUGGUUUGAGCUUUAAAAGAAAUGAAACAGGGGAGAAUGAUACUUGUAACAUAUCAGAAUAGACUAAUGACAGUAUGUCACAUUUACUGGAAUAUUACUGAAAUGCAUAAAAUGAAUUUGAUUUUUUUUUCUUACUAUUCAUAUUUUUGGAACACAUUGGUCUGCCAUCUGGCUUUGGCUGAGGUUUUUUUGAGAGUAAACUAUGUCAUUGACCCCCUAUUUUUGUGACUUUUAUCAGUCUCUCAUAUUUGUGCUUAUCAAAAACAAUGGAAAUAAUAUAUACCAUUGUUCAUUUCUUGAUAAAAAAAAAGAAUAAUACAGAGGUGUGAUUUUUUUUUUUUGGCGUGGUACUUACACAUCCAGAAAUUUGGAACUUCUACAUCCAGAAAUUAUUAUGAAAAGAAAAACAUGCUUUUGAUGGUAUUCAGGGCAAAAUAUACUUUUCCCAGGCAUCUACCUGUGUUUGUGUGUAUGUGUAUGUGUGGAAGAUUGCUAUUGUCUACACAAGAAGAUAUCAAGCUUGCACUACAGAAAUCUUCCACAAAAAGCAGCAAGCUUGCAUAAAAAAUAGACACAUGUUUUUAUUGUGCAAGAUUGCUGCUUUCUAUGAAAGACUGUUAUGCAAAACUGCUGUUUUUUGUGUAGGAAAUCCCAGUCUUACAUAAAAAGACCCACACAUGGCUGCUUGGAAACAGUGUUUUAUGUGCAGAAAAAUUUCCCCAAACAUUUUGGGAGUGGUGAACAUUGCACAAGAUCUGUGCAGAAAUCAUUGUUUUCUUUGCAUUCUGUAGAAAACUCUACAAAUUAUUCAUGCUGACAUGGUUGUGUGUUGUUAGACCCCUGCUUCAAACCUUUUGCACCUUAUGGGAAAUUAGCUUCUUACUAACAUAGCUGUUUUAGAUAACACAUUGAGACAGACAAUGUUUGACCACCCUCCAUUUUGAUGCAGGAGCUACUGGGAUAAAGGUCUUUCUGGACAGGCCCUUGGUCUAGUCUACUGAUAGUUUCCCUUCUAGAGAUAGUGUUCCGUCCCCCAGGACGAUGGUUUGCCUUACCUAUUGGUCGUUUGUUUGUUUUCCCUCCUUUACAUUUUGUUUGAGCCUCUGGCUGCAAAAGCCUAGGAAAAAUGGCUUGGAAUCUGCAAGAGCUGGCUGCAGUUUUCUUUGCAGUGAUUGGUCAAAGAAUGCAACAUCUUAGGACCGCCCUUUUUACCAGGGUCUAGUCUCCAUUUUGGAGUUUCAUUCUGGCUAUAGUCUUCCAACGUGCUGGAGCUGUGCAAGGCUAACUGGGACAAAUCAUCCUCAAAACCAGGCCAAUCUAAGCCUAUCCAAAUUAGAUAAGUAUUGAAUUAUAUUGAUCUGGAAUAGGAAAUCUAGUUAGAGGAGCAAAGUUAUUCCAUCGCUUCUAGAACUAAUCUUUGCUGUAAAGAUAGGGAAGGAAAGAGUUUUUCCUUCUAAUAUAGGCAGCGUGAUUAGGGUAUAGUGGUUUUAUAAUCACCUUUGCUUUCUGGAACCAGGGAUAAUUCUGUACCUAAAACCUAUAGAAAUUUGUUUCAUUUUCUGCAACUUUAAGAUCUGUGCCAGGUUUACAACCUUGUAUGAAUAAACAUCCUUUUUUGAAGUUAUCCAGACUCAGUCGUUCAAUAUCUAUAGGACAGCUUAUAGGGAUUUGCAGUUCGCCCGGAUAAAGGACAGCACGUUUCAGUUUUAUAGUUUUUUAUGGUCCGGCGGACGGCACAGUUUUGAGGUAGAUCAGCGGUUUUUCCGCUUGAGCUAGCUUGCACGGCUUUAUAGUUUUUUAUAGUUUAGGAAGUUUUAGUAUAGGCUGCGGCUUUUCCGCCUGAGCUCAGUCUGCAUACCUAAAGACUCUACCAGCGUCUGAGGCAGUGGAGCCCGCUCUCAGACCUGAAGGAGUCAAAUAGUGGGGCUCUAUUUCCUUGCUAUUUGGCUCGCGUGUGCGCACGUGGCCCAGUGGCUUUCUGGGUUUGCACAGGCUGUGCAGUUCCCAGCAACGUCCAGGGCUCCCUCGGCGGUAGACCUCGAGCCGCGGAGCACCAGCGACAGUUCUUUGGCUGGCUCUGAGGCGUGAAGCCCACCAGAACCAGGCUAGAACCUGGACAGGCCUGGCAACGCUGCUGCGAGUUCGGCCGGAGCACUCGGCCGGCUUCGACCUGCCUCAUCGUCCUGCGGUGGUGACCUGCCUCAUGGUCCGGCGGUGGUGACCUGCCUCAUCGUCCUGCGGUGGUGACCUGCCUCAUCGCCUGGCGGUGGUGACCUGCCUCAUCGUCCUGCGGUGGUGACCUGCCUCAUCGUCCUGCGGCGGUGACCUGCCUCAUCGUCCUGCGGUGGUGACCUGCCUCAUCGUCCUGCGGUGGUGACCUGCCUCAUCGUCCUGCGGUGGUGACCUGCUUCAUCGUCCUGCGGUGGUGACCUCCCUUCACAGCGGGGAGGAGGCGUCUCUUCUCUCCUCCUUUCCAAAGCCAGCCUCGGUGCUCCUUCGGCGGCAGGCCUCGAGCCGCAGAGCACGAGGUGCUUGAAAAUUUGGCGAAGUCGCCAUUUUGGCAGUUUACGUCACUCGGGCAAGGGAGGUAUCAAGUGGCAAGUUGCUGUCAGUUGGCAUUUUGCAACUUGCUCACCAAAAUCUGGCGCCAAAGGUCACAAUCUUUGUAAAGUAUAGUUACUUAGUGAUAUAUAUUGCUAUGGUUAAGUGUUGUGCAUUGUAUUAUAUAUUGCAUUUGCUUUUAUUGUAAAUUUACUUGCUGGUAUGUUGUAUUUGCUUUUGUUGUAAAUUUACUUGCUAUUAAGAAUACAUAAUGUCUAUGCAAUUUCAAGACGAUACAGAUGGUAUACCUCCUUCUGAGGCUGAAAGUAGGAAUGAAAGGCCCCAAAGGAUAAAGCACCCUUCAGCCAAGAUGCUAGCCCAUCUAAUAGAUGAAAAGGAGCUCCUCCAUGUGAGGUUAGGUUCGGCAUGGGAGCGAAUUGUAACAUUGAUGGACAGAAUUGAGAGCUUGGGUAUUACAAGGGUGCCAUCCAUAUUACAGACAGACCUUGAAGAGACCUUCGGUCUCUGGAGGGGUUUGGUGUCUAAGAUAGUCCAGGUCCUCGAGCGCAUUAACGCCAAGGAUUCAGAGUUAGAAAUAGGGAGUGUUUUAGCUGACACUAAUGAGAAAGAAAAUAGGGUGAGGGCAAUCCUAGCUUCCUUAUGCAGCCAUGAGACCAAUCUUUUGAAAUCACCUGCUGUGGCACUUAGUCUUAAGUCCAACCGCUCUAGCCAGGUAUCUAAACUAAGGGAGCGUGCAUCGUCUAAACACAGCCACUCUAGCAAGUCUUCUGCUGCUGGGAGUGCCAUCUCUUCCCUAGCUGCCUUGCACAUUAAGGAGGCUGCACGUCUGGAGCUAAAGAGUAAGGUAGCGGGGGCGGAGGCUGAUGCUAAGGCAGCUGAUCUCACCCUUCCCUUUAAAGAAGAAGAGCAACGACUGCAAAUAGAACAGGCCCGUAGACAAAGCGAAAUGCAAAUAGAACAGGCCCGUAGACAAAGCGAAAUGCAAAUAGAACAGGCUCGUAUAGAGAUGCUUAGAAUAAAGAUGGAUGCCGCAGCCAAAAGGGUAAGGGCUGAGACUUUGGCCAAGGCCCUAAUUGAGCCACUCACAGAAGAAAAUGUAAGCCAGUUACCAAUACAGGACCCUUCUGCCAAAGUGUUUGCGCACCUUGGCAGCAUGUACAGCCAGUUUUCGGAUGAGGAACAGGGAGACUUCUCUCCUUACCCAGAGCAGGGCCCCAAAGUCACUUUUGAGUUUCCUGCAGAGCAGAGCGUCAUAGCGGGGAGCUCACCCUUGCUCGAGCUACCUGUGCCUCCUGCUAAAACCCUAGGUCAGUCAAUCAGGGCCUCAAGGCCGAGCGCUAGUUGGCCCCUACAGACAGCUGCACAGGGAACCAUCGAUUCGUCAGUGGUCGAUGUCAUCCCUCCAAGAGGCCAAAGGUUGACGCAAGGUACACGGUGGGAGUCCACUCCACAACAGCAAACUCCUCAAUUGUUCCCUUCGACGCCAGAGUCCCAGCUUGUCUCCAUCAUCAGAAGCCCCAGAAGAGAUCUUAAGGACAAGGGUGUCGAAAAGUUUUCGGACAAGCCUGAGGAAUUUCUUCUCUGGAAGGCCACCUUCCAGAGAGCAAUCAGAGACUUAAAGUUAUUGCCUGAGGAAGAACUGACUCUUCUGGCUGCAUGGUUGGGCCCAGCCUCAUCCUCACAAGUUAAGAAGAUCUACGCAGCCCACGUAGCCGAUCCCGACAAAGCCCUGGAAAAGGCCUGGGCCAGGUUGCAGCAGAGGUAUGGGGCCAGCACAGAGAUUGAAGCAUCUCUUAUGGACAAGCUCCAAAGGUUCCCAGCUUUAAAACUCAAAGACUUCAAACUCUUGUGGGACCUCAGCGAUCUCCUUGGUGAAUUAGAGUCGGCCAAGGAGAAUCCAGAACUGCCCGGUUUGAAGUGCCUCGAUCAGCACCUGUCCCAGAGGCAGAUCUUGACCAAGCUGCCCUUCACUUUGCAAGAACGCUGGGGACAGGAGGUCUUCAACUACAAGGAGGCCCACUCCCAGGCAUACCCUCCAUUUUCUCAUUUGGUCCAGUUCAUCACCAGGGCAGCCAGAGAAAGGAAUGAUCCACAGACGGGCCUCCCCACCUUAUACCAAGGGACCCAGCCAGAGAAGGCACCUGAAGUGGACAAGAAACCACCUAGAGAGGCCAAUAGACCUGUCAGCGUAAAGGCAGUCGAAACUCAACUCAAGACUGACGAACCCAGGUCGGAGGUAAAAGAGUUGCUUUGCCCUAUUCACCAAAAGCCUCACAGCUUGGCCAACUGCAGGGAGUUUAGUAGAAAGACAUACAAAGAAAGGCAACAGCUAGUUCAAAAGCAGGGAAUCUGCUUUAGAUGCUGUGGAGCAACUCCACACUUUGCAUCCAACUGCAAAGAAAACAUCAAGUGUGAGAAAUGCAACAGCCUCAAGCAUUGCACCACAAUGCACAACUCCAAUAUCAUCUCCCACCCCAAAGAGAACGCUUCACCAAAAGAAAAGUCAGCAGUCGAAGACACCGACAAGCCAGCCGCACCAGAGAUGCAGGUGGAAGUUUCAGCAGUCGCCUGUACAGAGCUGUGUUCUGACUCGCACCAGUACAGAGUUUGUCAUCCUAUCUGCCUAGCGGAUGUAUAUCCAGCCAAGAGCCCUUGGCUUAGAAAGAGACUCUAUGUGGCCCUGGAUUCACAGAGCGACGCCUCCCUGGCUACUCCAGAGUUCUUCCGCAUGUUUGACCUUAAAACCAAGAUGGUCGACUACACUAUGACUACGUGUGCAGGAAAAAAGAAGUUGCAGGGUCGCAUAGCAUCUGGCUUCGUUGUCUCCUCUUGCGACCAGAAGAGACAGUUCAAGUUGCCAGACCUGAUUGAGUGUUCCUCUAUUCCCCGGAACAAAAGGCAGAUUGUCACCAGAGAAGUUGUGGAGGCUCAUCCACAUUUGCGACGGUUAAAGAAUGCUAUACCAGCCUUUCGGCCAGAUGUGGACAUUGCCCUUUUGCUUGGCUCGGACUGCCCGAGCUUGUUCUGUGUGAACAACCAAGUUAAAGGACCUCCAGGUGCACCUAUCGCACAACAAUUGCCAUUAGGCUGGACAGUCAUAGGCCCAGUGUGCAUAAACAAGAUGCACCCACCAUCGUCGUUGGACUCCAAUCAAGCACAGGUGCUUAAAGGUGGACGUCCUACACUUGUGCGCAGUUGCCUAAGUCAUAUCUCGGUCUACUGCCAAGCAAUAACUCCAGAGUAUUCCUCCAUCUUCAAAGUCUCUGAGAGAGACGAAGCCACAGCGCUCUCGAAAGAUGAGCAAAGGUUUUCGGACAUUAUGAAUGCUCAAGUCUCACGAAGUGCAGAGGUGAAAGCCUGCAAAUCAACCACAGAAAUCAAGAUGGGCCAAAGAUCUUGUCUGGAACGACACCAUUUUGAACGUUUUUCGGAAUGGCACAGUCUUCUUAGAGCAGUUGCUAGGCUUAUACAUCGCUUAGUCUGCAAAGAUAGUCAGCCUUUGCAAGUUCAGGACAUGUUGAAGGCUAAGGGAGUAAUAUUCAGGUCAGUUCAGAGGCAUGAGUUUAGUCUAGAAAUAGCCAGGUUAGAACAAGGGCUUGACACCCCCAGCCGGAGUUUCUUGCGUGAGUUAAACCCAUUUCUAGACAAGGAGGGCAUUUUAAGAGUGGGAGGGAGGUUAGCUAAGGCUAAACUCAAAGUGUGUACAAAGAACCCCAUCAUUGUACCCCCCAAUAGCCAUAUUGCUUUGUUGUUGGUUCGUCACUACCAUGAGAAAAUCCAUCAUCAGGGUAGAACUCUGACUGAGGCGACCCUUAGAAAUGAAGGCCUGUGGGUGGUAAAUGCUAAAAGUUUGGUCAGCAGUGUUAUUUUUAAGUGUGUCAAAUGUCGGCGACUCAGACGUAACUGUCAAAGUCAGUUAAUGGCAGAACUACCUCAGGAUAGGACUUUGACAGACCCACCCCUUUCCCAUGUGGGAAUCGAUGUGUUUGGUCCUUGGGAGGUUGUCACUAGGAAAACCAGGGGUGGUGUUGUAAAUAACAAAAGAUGUGCGGUUUUGUUUACUUGUUUGUCAGUACGAGCUGUCCAUAUAGAAGUCAUAGAAGGGAUGGACACUUCAUCAUUUUUAAAUGCAUUGAAAAGGUUCAUAGCCCUCAGAGGGCCAAUUAAGUCAAUUUGAUCGGACUGUGGCACCAAUUUUGCAUGUGCAGACCUUAGCCAACCACUUCUGGAAGAGGUGGAAGGCCGAAUAUUUAAGCCAGCUUCCAACCAGAAGACUCUGGCAAACCCCAGAGGACAAUUUCAAGGUGGGAAACCUUGUGUUGCUAAAGGACAAAGACUUGCCCCGCUAUGCCUGGCCUAUGGGCAUUACACUAAAGACCUUUCCUUGCCCUGACGGUAAGGUUAGAAAAGUUCAGGUAAAGACUCAUAGUAAGGACAAAAUGUCUGUCCUGGACAGACCAACCAGCAAUCUCGUGUUGCCUGUCCAAAGUGUGUAAGUUUUAUACUGUUUUAUUGUUGUGUAUACAAAGGUGUUUGUAUGUUUUUGAUUGGUAAAUUCCCAUAUCCUGGGAAUUUAGCGGGGAGUGUUCCGUCCCCCAGGACGAUGGUUUGCCUUACCUAUUGGUCGUUUGUUUGUUUUCCCUCCUUUACAUUUUGUUUGAGCCUCUGGCUGCAAAAGCCUAGGAAAAAUGGCUUGGAAUCUGCAAGAGCUGGCUGCAGUUUUCUUUGCAGUGAUUGGUCAAAGAAUGCAACAUCUUAGGACCGCCCUUUUUACCAGGGUCUAGUCUCCAUUUUGGAGUUUCAUUCUGGCUAUAGUCUUCCAACGUGCUGGAGCUGUGCAAGGCUAACUGGGACAAAUCAUCCUCAAAACCAGGCCAAUCUAAGCCUAUCCAAAUUAGAUAAGUAUUGAAUUAUAUUGAUCUGGAAUAGGAAAUCUAGUUAGAGGAGCAAAGUUAUUCCAUCGCUUCUAGAACUAAUCUUUGCUGUAAAGAUAGGGAAGGAAAGAGUUUUUCCUUCUAAUAUAGGCAGCGUGAUUAGGGUAUAGUGGUUUUAUAAUCACCUUUGCUUUCUGGAACCAGGGAUAAUUCUGUACCUAAAACCUAUAGAAAUUUGUUUCAUUUUCUGCAACUUUAAGAUCUGUGCCAGGUUUACAACCUUGUAUGAAUAAACAUCCUUUUUUGAAGUUAUCCAGACUCAGUCGUUCAAUAUCUAUAGGACAGCUUAUAGGGAUUUGCAGUUCGCCCGGAUAAAGGACAGCACGUUUCAGUUUUAUAGUUUUUUAUGGUCCGGCGGACGGCACAGAUAGUGUGGUGAAGUGAUUUGUGAUAGACUAGGACUAAGUGAGACCUGAGUCCAAGUCUCUACUUAGCCAUGGAAACCCAAUGGGUGACUUUAGAUAAGUCACACUCCUUCAUUCUCAGAGGAAGACAAUGGCAAAUCCCCUGUAAAGAAAACUUGCCAAGAAAACUUUGUGAUAGGUUUGCCUUAGGGUCUUCAAUAAAGCAAUUCUUUCAAGCUCUUGGGUAUAACAACGACCAUAAACAGUCAAUGUUAAACACUUAAAUUCCUCCUCCCAUUCAAAUCAGUGAGACUUUACUUCAAAUAAGUCCCAAAUUAUUUGCAGUACUUUAUCUUUACAACCAUGAGAACUAUCCUGUGGUGAUUUCUUCCCUUUUGUGUUUUGUGUGCUGUCUUAAACUGUGAAAGGAACAAUAUAUUUUUAUUAAUUAGUUAGCUAAAGAAUAUUCUCAUAGCAAAGACAGCAAAUGAGUUUGUGGCUAUGAUUUUUAAUGGGAGGAGGAAGAGUGAUUGAUUAAUUUAAAACACUAUGUGUAUAUGUAACAACAACAACAAUAACAACAACAACAACACCAACAACUACCUGACCUGAAAGCUGCCAGGUUCGAAUCCCACCUGGGGAGAGUGUGGAUGAGCUCCCUCUAUCAGCUCCAGCUCCAUGCGGGGACAUGAGAGAAGCCUCCCACAAGGAUGGUAAAAACAUCAAAAAACAUCCGGGCGUCCCCUGGGCAACGUCCUUGCAGACAGCCAAUUCUCUCACUCCAGAAGCAACUCCGGUUGCUCCUGACACGAAAAAAAAAAACAAAAAACCAACAACUACAACAACAAUGAAUUUAUUGCCCACUUCUUCCUGUGGCUUAUGAUUAUAAUUGAUUUAAAGACCAUAAGAUUGCUUUUUAAUCCACAAUUUGUUGUGUCUUGCUAACUUCUGUGUCUCCUCUUGUAAAUGCUUGGCAACAGAAAGACAUAUGUCUAUAUGCAUUCCUAAUUAGGAUACUGAUUCCUUCAAAAUGUUUUGGCUGAAGAUCUCGGUAUAGCAUUCUGAAAGUUUAUGAGACAAUGAUGUGAGUGCUCAUCCAAUAUCCUUAGUGUGCAAGUAGAACAUAACAUGGCUAUUUGUAUUUGCUACAAGGAUUUGCCUUAAGGUGAAAACAUUCCAGACUGAAUGAGAAUGAAACAAUGGAGCAUAGUUCCCUUCCCAUGUCCAUGUACAUUCACGAGUAUUUAUACAGUUGUGCAUAUCCUCCGGAGUACUCUUGCCUUGGAACCAGGCCAAUGCUAAAUCUUUUGUGAGCAUAGCCAUCUUGGAAUAUUGCUGUGAAUCUAUAGGACAAGAGUAUUUCACUUACUAUGAGACCCUACCAGUGGCCAUAGAGAGAAUGCCUCCAUUUUAAACCAGGAAGUUAGUUAUAUAGUAACUAAUUUCAGAACAGAUAUUAAGUAUAAAAGACAUAGAACCUGGAGUGGAAUGAGGACAUUUUAGUGAAAUUAAGCUCCUACAACUGAGGUGCAAAUCUAGCCCGUGCCUGAAAUUGUUUUAAUCAUAAUCUCCAAAAUGUACAUAAUUUGGCUAUGGUUUCUUCCUUCUUCAUAGUAUUGGAAACUUUGCUGGACCCAUUUAAAGUCUGUAUUCAUGAAUAGAUCUUGACAGUGAGGAAUUACACAUUUCAAAAUAUUGAAAUUCCAUAAUUUUUUGGCAGGUAUUGUAAACAGCUUUGCUCACACUCACACGUACAAGUUUUUAGCCAACUUUUACCACAGUCCAAAGGAAGACAAACAAGACAGCUAAUAUAUGUGGAAAUAAACAGAUUUAUUUAUUUCUCAUGUCAGAAGCAAACUGAGAAUACAGUUAUAAUGUAUAGAAAAGCCAAAACAAAAUUUUAAAACUUGGCAUUGUACUGAAUGUUCUUUGACCAAAAGCUGGCCACUUGGAGUGCCUCUGGUGUCACUGUAAGAAGGCCUCCAUUGUGAAUGUGUCCGGGCUCAGACUGCAUUGUAGUAAGUGGUCUGUGGUUUGCUCUUCUCCACACUUGCAUGUUGUGGACUGCACUUUGUAGCCCCAUUUCUUAAGGUUAGCUUUGUAUCUCUUCAUGCCAGGGCGCAGUCUGUUCAGCACCUUCCAAGGCACCCAGUCUUCUGUGUGCCCUGGGGGGAGUUUCUCAUAUGGUAUCAGCCAUUGAUAGACAUGCUAUAGUGAUACCACAAAAUCUUCCUUUACAUAUUGACAGCAUAUCAAAUAUCUUCAAAUAAAUAAAGGAGUUAUCACAAAAUCUUGAAAACUUCAGAAAGCAUAUAAAAAUUAAUAAAACCAUUGAAAACAUAGGACGCUAAUAGAACUCAUUUUGAAUAUUUGGGCUUGAACUUGGAUUUUUAAAAACUUUUCUUUAUUAUUUUUGUUUGUUUUUGUCAUGAAUUGGGUUGGAACAGGGGGUGGGGGGUUGUGAAAAUAAUUUAAGUCAAGCCUUCUGAGAAAUGUGUGCUGCAUGUUUUCCCCCCUAAACUUAUCCAACAUGAUAAUAAAUACUGUACACAUAACAAACCACUUUGUAAAUAUAAUAUUCUCCUCCGUCUAUGAAAUACAUCUUUAAAACCAGAGUUUGAAAUAUUACUUUUAGUACUAUAGCUCCUUAAAUCUCAUAGUAUAGCCACUAUGGCCACAAAGUAUGGCCACUAGACAGCAAUGAGUAGUGUUUCACAAUCUCAGACCACUGACUCUCUACUUUUCAUCACACUUUUCCAGGUGCUAGAGAAGGGAACACAUGUUCCAGUUUUGAUGUGCUCAGCUCCAGGCACAAGGAAAGAGCUGAGUACAAAUCUAGGACUCACAUAGUAGAACAGCUGUUUGCUCAAUUUGCGAAGCUUAAUUGAUUUGUUAAUGCAACUUGUGCAGUCUUGCCAGACAGUUUGUGUUUUUGCUUUGUUAGGUUCCUCUUUGCCUCCUUGCUGUUGUGUUGCCUGGGCUCACCUUCUGCACUGCUUUGCAUCCACCUUUUGACUAGGAUAAAGUAGGGUAGAUUAAAUGUCCCUCAUUUUAUCUCCCUAAGGAAGCAAGAAGGAAUAAUCCCAUCAUUUUGCCAUGCUCUGGGAACAGUUCCUUUAGCUAAGAUAACUGUCUUAAUGUUUUAUUGUGUGUACUUCACCCCCUCCCACACAAUAUCGGUAUGCAAUCUGUGAGCACCAAUUGUUUAUUCUUAAUGUAUAACACUUAACUGAGACCAUCCCUAGGUCUCAGAAUUUGGUUUGGAAGCCUGAGUGCCUGGAAGAUUCUGAAUUGAUAGCCUUAAGGUGGCUACUACUCAUGACAAAGAGAAAGAGGAAAAAAAAUAUCAAAAACAAUAUGCUUCUACGUGUUAGAUAAUGGAUAUAUAACAAAUGAUGUUGCUCUUGGGCCCUGCUUUUGGAUUUUUCAUAGACAGCUACUUGGCCUCUGUGGGAACAGAAUGCUGGGCUAGAUAGUGCCUUGGUUUGAUCCCGCAUGGCUCUUAUGUCCUUAUGUGCAAUCAUGUAGACCAUAUUUAACUAAAUGCCAGUUAGAGUAGCCCAUAGAUUUCUAGAUGGCUCAGAAGUACAAAACAGCAUCUGUUGAUUGGGAAAUCAUCAAAGGCACAGAAAUUGUGUGUUUCUGCUGCUUUUCUGGACAUGGUUUCAAUAUACUUAAGCUUUUAACGACAUUAAACAGAUUGGUGUGUUGUUCUGGAACCCACAACCCAUAAACUCUGUGAGGCAGACUACAGUCGCCACAAGCAUUGGAGCCCAGACACAAUACACUAAAGACGAUGAAAGCAGACACUGCUGCACAGACAUAUGUAAUAUUCACUAUCUGGAAGGAAGUCCGGUACGCUGAGGAUGGUAAUGUAAGUGAAUAAGGGAGAGUGUUUUGGUUGUUUUUUUAAUAGUGGAAAUAUAAAUUGGUAGAAUGUUUUGGCUUACUUCCUACCCUAAUGGACAGGGGAAAAGGGAGAGGCAGAAAAAGAGUCUAAUGGUGCACCGACAAACACAUACAAAUCUGUAUUUAACAUUUUAAAUGCACACGUGAUGUGUUUUCAGUCUAGAGUGUCUGUACUUGAUACAAACAACCCGACCCACAGAUUUGCUGUCUAGGCAUGUACAUGCUUGACAUAAACAAUGCCAAAUAGACAUUCCGCAUCAACAAAGGGAAGUGUAAUAAAUGUUACUGGUAGAUUCAUUUCCCCAGGGCUCAUCUUCCCAAGGUAGUCUGAAAAGCUUUUUCAAGCUGCUAUCUCUUUCACAGAAGCUUAAACCAUACCCCCCAGUUGACCCAGUUUGCCAGAUAUAGUCCCUAUCAAUUCUCUGUUAUCCUACUUUUUCAUCUCAGCAGCUAGUAAAGUCCAAUGCGAUUCUAGGCUGCAUCAAUAGGAGCAUAGUGUAGAGAUCGAGAGAAGUCAUAGUUCCACUCUAUUCUGUUUUGGUCAGACCUCGUCUGGAGUACAGUGUCCAGUUCUGGACACCACAAUUAAAGAAAAAUAUUAACAAGCUAGAAUAAGUCCCAAAAUGGUUUGGAAACCAAGCCCUAUGAGGAACGGUUUAGGGAGCUGGGUAUGUUUAGCUUGGAGAAAAAAGUCUGAGAGAGGAGAUAUGAUGGCCAUGUAUAAAUAUGUGAACGGAAGUCAUAUGGAGGAGGGAGCAAGCUUGUUUUCUGCUGCCCUGGAGACUAGGGUGUGGAACAUUGGCUUCAAACUUCAGGAAAGGAGAUUCCACCUGAACAUUAGGAAGAACUUACUCACUGUGAGAGCUGUUCAGCAAUGGAACUCUCUGCCCCAGAGUGUGGUGGAGGCUCCUUCUUUGAAGGCUUUUUAAUAGAGGCUGGCUGGCCAUCUGUCGGGGGUGCUUUGAAUGCAAUUUUCCUGCUUCUUAGCAGGGGGUUGGACUGGAUGGCCCACGAGUUCUCUUCGAACGCUACGAUUUUAUGAUUCUGUGAUUCUAUAACAUGAUAGCUAUGUUUAAAUCUUUGAAAGUAUGCCACAUUGAGAAGGAGAGACUCAGUCAAAAGCAAACCAUUAUAGAUUAUCCCAGCUUUUGUGUUCUUCAUCAUUAAUAAUUUUGCCAUUUUGGCCACCUGCUAGUGUGGCUUGACAAUUUUCAUCCACAAAUGCUGCAGGAUAUAUUAAACCUGCUUUUGUGCCAAUGUUUCUCUGAGUGUGAUUACACAACUACCAUGCCUAGAAGGGCAUCACUGUUAGGAUUUAUGUGAGAUCUAGAAGAAGAUGGGCCCCUUUCUUGAGUGCCAUUAGACUUAUGGCUUUUACAAUAAUGAUAGAGAGGGGUGGGCAUGGUUCCCCCAGAUGUUUCAGCCUUUGGACUCCCAACAGUCCUAACAAGUAUGACCAAUCAAAAGAAAUGCUGGUUGUAGUAAUCAAAAACAUCUGAAAGGUCAAAGGUUCCCUGUUCUUGAAUUAUGGCUACCCAUAUGCUAGAUGUCCCCUCAAAGAAGUUGAGUGAAAUCUAUUUAAGCAGGCUUUUAAAGAGGUCAAUGAAAAUGCUUUUUAUCUUAUCUGGUCUUUUUGAUCCCUGUCUAUAAAGUGCUCAGCUGAGUUUCCUUUUUGAACAGUUGGCAGAUAUUGCCUCCUUUAUCGUUCAAAGAAUCAUUGACGUUCCAUAGUUCAUAGAUAUGUGAAAAUACCUGAAAAUAUACUUAUUGUAUUCAUUAUGAUGUGGCAUGCUUGUUUAAUUGCCCACUAUGAGAAGAAUGUGAGAAAGGGAGCCAAUGUCACAAAUAAAUGAAAUAAGUUCUUUAAAUGCUGCAGACAUUUCCUUUGCCCAUUUCAGGGGAAAAUUUCGAAGGGGGGAAGCAAGGGAGGGAAUUUGCUGCUAGUGGAUUUUGGUUGCAGUUAAACUAUAAAAUUGGGAUAUUUUGCCCUGAUGCAGCUCCUGAUUUAAGGGGAACUAUUGGAGCCAAUGAACACCUAGAAAAGGUCUGUCAGUGUGCUGGAGAGAGAGAAAAAAAUCUUUUCAGAUUCCCUCUUUAGCUUGUGAUAUAAUCUCCCAUACUUUCCCAAAGAGUUCUGCAAUAUUUUAUACCAAUUUUCAGAGGUUUUUGGAGAUGGAGGACAGGAUUGUUGCAGAAGAAUUUACUGAAAAUCACUACUCACUUAACUUCCUCUACCCCAAACACAUCUCUGCACUUGGAUUAAAUCCAACAAUUUCAGCAUUUUAAAAAAUGAGACAGGUACUCUGUACCUGAACAUACUGUAUACAUAGAGACUAUAGCUAAGGCAGGAGUUAUUAUUUUGACUCCAUGGAAUACUGAGAAACAUAUUAGGAUAAAGGAAGAAGACUGUUUAACAGUAGUGAUUUACCAUGAUUUGCAUUUACUCUUCUAGAAGAAUGGCUGGUCAGCUGAUGUGGUAUUUUUUUUUAAAUGCUGUGGCUAAAUUGUUGCAUUUUUUCAUCUCUAAUAAGAAUACUAACAGAUACCAUAAUGAAUUGUCAGAUGUGCAGUGCAUUCUGACACUCAGUGAAGAACCUUUGUAUUCAUCCUUAGAAGUCUAGUGAAGGACAAGGACAAGCUCUCCUCUCGCUUGACAGGAGAAACUGCUCCCACAUUUUUAUCUCCCAUCAUGAUGGUUUGCCACUUUUCAGAAUGAAUGAUGAUAUUCUCAGGGUUUGGUUGCAUUCACCAGGUUCUUGAUUACCAUGUGUCCUCCACAUAUCCCUAAUCUCUGCUCAGACAGAUGACUGUGGCAGUGAAGUCUCUAUAGGUAUGCUGAUAGACAGAUGAAGGCAUCUGCAGUUCUUUGUCAAACAGUGGAGUUAUUUUACAGUUCAUGUUAACAUUGCUGCUUAUCCCUUAGCUAACUAAUAAAAGAGAAAGCAGCAAAUAGUUUACCAUAAAUGGCUGGAUGAAAAAAGACUGCAUGACCAGUGGGUUGUGCAGAAAAAAAAUUAAACUAUCUUUAGCUUUGCCCACAGUGGAGAGAUUGAAUACAUUCCUAUUAAUUCCAAUGUGAUUCCUAAGUACCCAUCCAUGUUGAGGGAAAUGGAUCCUCACUACAAAAAAAGGAAAAGGAAAAGCUGUUUUCUCCCACUUUUAUAUCUGUUCAUCUGGUAGUUAGAUUUCUCUAUCACAAAGCAAAAGUAUACAUUUAUGAUUUUAGAGUGGAUCAAAGCAUUAGGACAAAGAGACACUUGGGCACAAUGAAAUUUUUCACUCUGGUAUUUCUCAGUACAAGUUUCAGUGCUGGGUUUUUUGGGCAAAAUAAUGACAUUUUCUGUGCUAGCAAUUUAAGUAGAAGCAAAGGUGAUUUUUUGUUUUGUACAGAAAGUUUAAGUCCUUCACAAGAUAACUGUCUGGGGCUGGCCAUCUUCCUCCAACACAUUACCACCAUAUGGUAAUGUGAUGACUGGAGUUUGGAGGUAUGGGCAUAUAUGUGAUGAAUAAUGAAUUAAAACAAUAAGCUAAGGCAACAGAACUCCCUUCCUUCUUCCCACAGUUUCAUAUGUGGUGGGUAUGGCACCGUUACUGGUUUCUCUUCACUCUUGCCUGUUGCAGCUGUCACUACUUCAUUACUAGCAGGCGUUUUGCAGCCCCCUGGCUCUUGUGAGACAUUAGCCCCAGCUAACCUUGAAAUGCCAGGGAUUAUUAUUAUUUGGUUAGUUGGCCCAAGCAGCAGAAAGCCAUGGGCCUGAUUUGACCUGGAGGACAUGAGUUGCCAAUCAUACUGUUAUAGCAUUCACUUCCACACUAUUUCAAACAGAUGUAGCCAAUGUUAUGAGAACGUGCAUUCAUACUUUUUUUUUGUCUUCCACUAAAAAUAACUGCUGAGAUCAUGUUAUCCGAUCAACUAGGUCACACAGGAUCAAACUGAAGUGGAAUGGGCUCCUUGCCAAUUGUAUUUUACAAAUUAAUCCCCUACUGUAUGAAAGAGUUUCUGUGUAGAAAUGCUUAUUCUUUGUUUUAUUGAAAUCAGAAUAAAAAUUGAAAUGCAGGAUAGUCAUGUUGACCAUAAGAAAAACUGACAAAAGGUGAAAGAAUAGAGAAUGAGAAGAAUUGAGAUUGCUUAACUGAAAGGCUAGCUAGUUGGUCUAUCUUUGCUUUUCGUUGUUGAGAUUUGUUGCAUUAUAUAGUGGAUAAUGCAAUCUGAACUUUUCUGCGGGGGGUCCAAAAAUUGGCAAUUCAGUGGACAUGUCUUAUUCUGGCAUCUGAUUCUGUUCAUAAAGCAGAGUAUCCAGGUGAUUCUCUCUGAAGCCAUCAGAGCUGAUUUAACAUCUUUUCUUUUUCUCUUCCUUUUGUUCAGGACACCUGUUCUUCAAGCUUUUAGAGUGCAAAAAAAAGCCUUUGCAAAACAACUGAAGUUGACUUAAUAUGGAGAUCAAGAGUACUGUUUUUAUCAAGCAAACUAUAGUCUAAAAAAACAGAAUUUUCAAAUAACAAGGGAGUCUGAUAUUCAGUAGCAGCUUACAGUGCUUUUGAAAAAUUAAAAUAGCUAUAUGCUGCAUUCUCUGCUUUCAGCAUACUGUGUAAGCAGGGAUCAUUAAACUUACCUGGGUUAUGGAAUCACACAGCAAUGGGAUUUCCUGUGUGGUUUCCUCAGCUACCAUCAUGAUAGCUGCUCCUGCUUUGGGUCAGGAGUAUGCAUUGAAUUGAAUGUAUUAAUUACUGUUUUAUAUCACUGGAGCUGCCCCAUGACAGGCCAUUCUAUACAGCAGACACGGGCAAACUUUGGCCCUCCAGGACUUCAACUCCCACAAUUCCUAACAGCCGGUAAGAUGGCUGGGAUUUCUGGGAGCUGAAGUGCAAAACACCUGGCGGGCCAAAGUUUGUCCAUGCCUGCUAUACAGUAAUAAAGUUGUGUCCAUUUGUCUUCCAAAACUAAGGAUGUAUCUACAUGGUUGAAGUAAUGCACUUUGUCACCACUUUAACUGCCAUAGCUCAAUGCUGUCGAAUUCUGGGAUUUGCAGUUUGGUAAGGCACUAGCACUCUGUAGCAGAGAAAGACACUGUAAAACUGCAGCUCUCAUGAUUCCGUAACAGUACAAGCACCAGGCACAUCUCAAUUGUAGUGAUAUCUUCUCCAUAAAGACAGCUCUGUGGUUCACUCUUCUACUUGCUGUUUUACAAGCAGUGGUUAGUAUGUUAUUUUAUUAUUCAAGAAACUUAUUGAGGAGUGACAUGACUGAAGUUCCCGAUGCUGUCUCAAGAAAUGCAGAUGCUAGCUAGGGAGGAAAGUGGGAAAGUCAUGAGAGCAUUCUCCCUGUUAAUUACAAUUUGAUUUUGUUGUGUGUGGAUGAUUUUUUGAUAGCACCAUAUAAACUACAGUAAUCUUCAACUUUUAUGCCUUUGAAAUGUCCUGGUUGCUUUCUCUUCUUCCCACUUCCCUUCUUUAUACUCAGUUGCUACAAACAGAGUUUAAAGUUUGUACUCUGUCAACUCAACUGGGCGGGGGGAUGAGAGAUAGAAAGGAAUCUCGCUUUUCCCAGUAGGCCUGGGCAAAAGCAAACUGCUAGAGAAUCACUUUAUUUGUAUGUUAUUUUUCAUUAAUAAUUUGCCAUUUAACCACACUCUAAUGAUGUUUGGACACGUGUGUCCACAUUUUCAUUGCUGAAAUGCUGGAGGAUAUGAUAUAGUAGUGUAACUGAUUUUGUAAUGUGCUAAAGAGAAGUAUCCAAUACCUCUUUAUAAAAUGGUUUUGUCAAGUUGUGCUAAAUAUGCCAAAAGGAAGGUGUGUCAAGUUGUCCCUUCCCUGUCAAGCAAGGUAAAGGUAAAGGUUUCCCCUGACAUUAAGUCUAGUCGUGUCCAACUCUGGGGGUUGGUGCUCAUCUCCAUUUCUAAGUCAAAGAGCCAAUAUUGUCCAAAGAUACCUCCAAGGUCAUGUGGCUGGCACGAUUGCAUGGAGCUCUCUUACCUUCCCACCGGAGUGGUAGCUAUUGAUCUACAUACAUUUGCAUGUUUUCAAACUGCUAGGUUGGCAGAAGCUGGGCCUAACAGUAGGAGCUCACCCUCCUCCCUGGAUUCAAACUACUGACCUUUUAAUCAGCAAGUUCAGCAGCUUAUCGGUUUAACCAACUGCGCCAUCACAGUAGUCACUGUCAAGCAAAACUACCAAAACUACCAAAAUACUUCUUUAUAAGUCAGUCUUAUGUUUACACUGGGGACUGGUUUUGAGGCCUAAAUUAUGAUAUGACCCAUGGAUAAGCUGAGGGUCAUUCUGAAGAAUGAGUAUCUCACUAAUGCCACCUCAUGGGGCCUUCCACUCCUGGCCACCACUGCCUUUUCCCCUAUCCAGACAUCUAAAAAGGCAAGAAGUGGUGUCCUGGUAGAGAUAAUAGAGGGAGUCAGUGCUUCUUUUAUGUUCUCCCAGGUCAGACCAGGCUCUUGACUAUCACUACUCUACUUACAGAAGGGGGUUGUUCCUUUUUUACUCACAUUGACCCACGGAUAAAUCAACUUGUGUUUUGGGUUUUUUAACUUACAUUUCUAGACUUACACAUAAGUAUAUGAGGUACUUUAUGCUUCUUAGGCUUCAAACCUUGGAUCCAAUGCCCCCCCCCCUUUAUUUAUCAGUGCUAACUUUGAGACAGGUUGUAUAUAUUUUUUAUAAAAAAGAAUAUGUUCACAAAGCUUCAAUGACAAGGAGUGAGAUUAUGGAACUAUCAGAAGAUGGCAUUAAAAGGAAUUUGAAAAGAAGAAGGAGAAGGAGCAUAUAAUUUUACAACACAGGCAAAAAAAAAACAGGUAACGAAAUUUGAAAAAUUGCAUUAGUGUAUCAUUUUCAGUACAUAAGCCAUUAGAGAGAAAAACUCUAAAUUACACCUUGUAACAAAGUAAGAAUGUUUUCAAUGUUUAAAGGUAAUUUUGUAUUACUGCUACUAUUACUUAAACUCUUAUCUCUUAUAAAUAUCUAAAGACAGGACCCCUGGCGAUAUUACCUGUGUCUUAGGAAAAGAGCAACAAUUUCAACCCCAUUCAGCUGCAUUUGUAUUUUGCCAAGUGCUAUCAAGCACAGAGUUGCAUAAUUUGCGAUCUAAGUGAAAUAGAUAUUUUUUCAUGCCACACAUUUAUCACUCUCCUGUGGGCCUCAUUACUGACAAUCAAAUCAUAAAAGAUGCUCGAAAUUGUCAUGAUGCACUUAUUUGCUCAUGAUCUUCGAUACAAAUAGUUUCUGCAACCAAAAAAAUGAAAGGAGGGGGGGAAAGGAAAAAAUAAGAACUCAUUUUGGGCUGUCAUCCUGAUUGUGCCUUAAAGCCACAGGAUGCUUUUAUUGUUGUUGAGGUUAUAUUAUUACAAUUACUUUCAUCUUAAAGUAUAUUUUACCGUUCUUAUCUCACUUAUUCUCUAGACAACCCUGUGAGGUAGAUCCUUAAUGCUUCCACCUACAGAGUCAUCUGGGUUUAUCUGUGACGAUGGAGAAUCAAUCUAGGCAUUAUGUCAAGACACCCCAAAAACAAGCUUCUCGUUUUCCUUGAGCUCAGGACCUCCACAAAUCCCCUAAUGUAUUAUGGACUUGGAUAAUAGGAAGGGAAGGAUAGAGAAUAAUGCCUUGCUAGGGAGAAGGGAAGUUUCACUUUCUUUUGAUUUUGAUAGGAUUUCCCCCCAAAUGCUCAAGUGUAGGUGACAAUGAAAGUUUGGGCCAUUCAGCCCUGGGUUUUUAAAGUAUUUAGGUGUUUAAAGUCUGGGUUCGAAGCACUUUAUGAUUGCUUACCAAUGUUAGUGCACAACUGACCACCUCCCUUAUUUUCCUCUUUUUAACCUAUAUGGUAUGUUUCCAUUGAGUAUGGGUAAUGUAAGAGGGCGAGAUCUUUACACACAUAGACAUAUUUGAAGAAUAUAGUAAAAUUCUUGAUAUUUGGGAAGGAAAGACAUAUAAAGCAACUUUAUCAAGUUCAGCGCCACCUUGCUCAAGGCAAGGCCCAAAGACCUUUGUGCCUUUCAGACAAGGGGCCACCUCCAGUCACGUCCCUGGUCCCAACGUGGAGGGUACAGCUGCCCUUUACCUUGCCCUCCUCUCUUGGCAUCAUCCCACAAACCUGGCCCAGGCUGUUCUUGGGAGACCUUUCAACCUCACCAGGAUCCUAUGCCAGGGGUCCCGUCUCUAAACAUCCCCAGGAUCAUAUGAGAGGGGCAUAGGAGGGAGCGAGGGAGGGAGGCUCUUUUGUUGCCGAGACCCCCUCCAGCUGUGGAGAGGAAAGGAAGGCACCAGGACACUUUUAAACCUCCUUUCUGACCUUUUCACCUUUCCCUUCCUUUCUUUUAUGUCCUUCCUUCAUUUUUUUUCUCUCUCCAUUCCACCCUUCCCCUCUCUUCUUUCUCUAAUUGCCCUCUUUCCUUCUCAUACUCCUGUUUUCUUUUCCUCUCUAAUCCUUUUCUUUCUCCCUUCCUUUCCUUCCCUCUUUCCCUCUUCCUUCCUUUUCUUUCUUCUCAUCUUUUCCUUUCCUCCCCCCUCCCUCCCUCCCUCCUCCUUUUGCUUUCCUUCCUUUUUCUUUUUUACCUUACUUCUAUGCUCCAUCUGUCUUCUUUCUUCUUUCUCCUCCUUUUUUCUUUUCCUUCCAUCUUCCCCCCUUCCAAUUUCCCCAUCUUCCUUUCCUUCCCAUCAAGUGUUAUCUUAUUCUCUGGUGAAGAUUUGGUGAUCUAACACUUUUUAUUUGUAAAAAAAGGAAUUCUAAGCGCAUAUCAACUGUAAAUGUACACCUUUUUGGAACAAGUUACAAAGAGUGCAUUUUUGCCACUGUGCAUUACUUUUACCAGCUAAUAAUUUUUGUGGUUUCAGGGUUUUGAAAACUGAAGUAUGCAUUAGAUUUGAUGGCACAAUAGAUUUGAAUAAAUACGGUAUUUUAUUCCCACAACUCAUAAUGGUAUUCAGAAUAUAAUUUGUUAUAAUUACUCAUUAACAUGAUAUGAAAUGUUAUUAAAGUAACUAAUCACACUGUUCAUGCCUUGCUUCCUGCUUUUUCAUUGCUCUUUCAUUAUUAUUAUUAUUAUUAUUAUUAUUAUUAUUAUUAUUAUUGAACAGAAAAAUGUAGAAUUAGGAUGUUGCAGUAGUAGAGGGACAAAAUUUAGGCACUGCUCCUCUAAAUAAGAUUUCUCACAAAAAAAAUCGGAAAUAAUUCCUAAGUAAGUAUUUUUCUUGAAGGCAGCAGUAAGUAAUUUCAACCAUUUGUUCCUGCAGCAAGAAAGCUUUCAAAAAUGACACUGUUUUUAAAAGCUAUUCACAAUUUAGGAUGUUUUCUGCUCAAAAUUUGCAUGUGGUUGUUUUGCACAGAAAACAUAAUUUUCAAUACGCUUUAUUAUUUCAAUGCAGAAAUAAUAUUUCAAUCCAGUGCAAUUCUUACACUACAUUGUCUGUGCAGGAAUUGUUACUUCUGCAUUGACAUAUGAUUUACUUUACAGCAAUGGUUCCCAACCCAUGGGCUGCAGCCCAGCAGUAGGCCAUGAGAAUGAAAAUCCAGUCCGCGAACCUCCUUCCUCUUUAUUUUAUUUUAUUUUAUUUCUGCUCCUUUCUGCAGAGCUGACCAGCCCCAACAAAACCAAAUCUAAAAUUGGCCAAAAACUGAUUUGUAACCCUUUUGGUGAUAAUGUUGGAGAGUGGUCCCUGGUCAAAUGGGCCCUAGUAAAACACAGGUUGGGAACUACUGCCUUACAGAAAAUGUAUGCAGUGCAAAACAUGAUGUUUUUGUGCAAAACAACAACAUGUAAAUUUUGCACAGGAUAAGUCUUGAUCUGUGAAGAUUCUUGUCAGUUCAGGAUUCUUUUUGUCAAGAUUCUACAACCCUAGAAAAAACAUGUUUUGAUAAUUUUUCAAGUAUUUUCCCAAAACUCAGUGGUAUCAAGGUUUAUACUGAACCUGUAUAACCGGAAGGAGAAAUAAGAACAACAACCUGCUGUUAGUGCUUCUCAAAAUGCUUAUACUUGUAAAAGCCAGCCCAUAAACAUUUAUUUAAUGCUACUUGCACAUACAGAGUAUUUAAACUUUUCACAGCUGUUAUAGCUGCUGGUGAAAUGCAUCAAAUUACACACAUUUUUUCCUAGGUUUUUAUUCCUUUUCUUCCUUCCAUCUUCCUAUUAUAAUUUGAUGCACUGGUUCAAAGCUGAUUGUCUCUGAGGCUAUGAUGGACAAAGGUGAUACGUGGUAGAAAUGCAGCCCACCUGACCUUACCCGGAGAGACAGCCAAUGUAAAAGUAAGAUGCUGGAUAUUUAUUUGUAGGGAUAAAUGAGAAAUAUAUUUGUUAGUGAAAUGGAGCUUGCUGCAGAGUGCAUAAAGGUGAAUUUAUUUGUCAGAAGUUGAAGGAGGUUUAUGCAAUGGAGUAUUAUUGAGCUGGGCUAUUAGCAGAGUGAAUUGCUACCAUGACACACCAUUAAAUUGUUUUUAGUGUCCACAAAGGUAUCAUUCUACAGCAGGCAUAGUUAGUAACCAAGUUGUAUAUUUACUGGACAGCAGCAGAUUUUGAGGAAAAAAUACUGCAUAUUGCCAAAAGUUUUUUUAAAUACAGUUUAUGAGCACUGCAGAUAUUAUAACAAGGGUUUCAUACAAGUUGUAGUUCACCUUUCUUUAGGACAGGAGAAAGCACAAAGAAUGCUCUUGGGAAAACAGUUAAUGUUGCUAAGAAUGGUGAAAAGCCAUAUUCCAAGUCCUAUUGCUAAGAGGGUAUACUUGAAAGUACAGUAGAGUCUCACUUAUCCAACAUAAAAGGGGCCAGCAGAAUGUUGGAUAAGCGAAUAUGUUGGAUAAUAAGGAGGCAUUAAGGAAAAGCCUAUUAAACAUCAAAUUAGGUUAUGAUUUUACAAAUGAAGCACCAAAACAUCACGUUAGACAACAAAUUUAGCAGAAAAAGUAGUUCAAUACACAGUAAUGCUAUGUAGUAAUUAGUGUAUUUAUGAAUUUAGCACCAAAAUAUCACGAUGUAUUGAGAACAUUGACUACAAAAAUGCGUUGGAUAAUCCAGAACGUUGGAUAAGCGAGUGUUGGAUAAGUGAGACUCUACUGUAUGUGGUCACUGACUGCUCAAAUCUUUAAAAGUGUUAGAGGGUUGCUGAAUGAGAUUUGAAAGGGCUAGGGAAAUGGGGGAAAGCUUAAAUCCUUUAUUGCUCUGUUUUCUACAAUGUAACUUGUAAAAUUAAAAUUAAAAUAAAAUUAAAAGUAAGAAGACAAAGAAAAGAAAAAAGGCAUACCUGAUAUCAUAAUAAGGCAGAAUCAGUCAAUGAUCAAUUAUGCAAACAUGUAACUAUGAUCAAUUAUGCAAACAUGCAUGAUUGACAUAAUCAGAUUCAACUUUUUAUUUUCUAUUUUAUUUUAUUUUAGUUUAGUUUUAGUUUUUUUUUUUUUAAAAAAAAACCAUAAUGUAGAUCACACAGUUCUGCCUAUAAUACAGAUGUUGGAGCCCCCAGAUGGCGUAGUGGACUAAGUGACUUGAAGGUUGGGUUGCUGACCUGAAAGCUGCCAGGCUCGAAUCCCACCUGGGGAGAGUGUGGAUGAGCUCCCUCUAUCAGCUCCAGCUCCAUGCAGGGACAUGAGAGAAGCCUCCCACAAGGAUGGUAAAAACAUCAAAACAUCCGGGCGUCCCCUGGGCAACGUCCUUGCAGACGGCCAAUUCUCUCACUCCAGAAGCAACUCCGGUUGCUCCUGACACGAAAAAAAAAGUGGAUGUGGGCAUGGUAGUUAGAAUAUUAUAACAGGAAAUUCCAAAUUUUGCAACUUAAAAGUCAAACUAAUAGAUCAUAAACAUUCAUAGCAUGUGUUCAUUUUACUGCAAUAUUAUAAUAUUGGAGAGUCUUUCCAUAUUUGAAAUGUUCAUUUCUCCAGGUUUAUCUGGUUUUUCUUAUCAGGUUAAGGACAUGUAAUACAGAUCUAAACUCAGGAUAAUCCAAUCUAGAGUUCAGAGCAACAAAAACAAUUCUGGGGGUAGAAGAUUCACCUUGAGGACCCCAAAUGGACAACAGCUAUUGCGUCUGUCAGGCCCCAUCUACUUUUCAUAUAGUGCAGUUUCAUAAUGCAGUUUAAUUGCCUUGAACCAUUAUAUGAGUUUCCACUGCCAUAUAAUGCAGUUCAAUGCAGUUAAACUGCAUUAUGAAACUACAUUAUAUGGCAGUGUAGAUGGGAUGUCAGACUUCAUUUCCACCCCUCAUUAAUCCUGUAUCUCACAGCAUCUGAAGUAGUUGGAAGGAAAUAGUUGAGAUAGUCCAUCAUGUAAUGUAUGAGGGCCAGUCAGUACUUACUCUGUCUGUAUUACACUCCGGUAGGGUAAAAGCAUUCUGAUUGGCUAAUAAAGAUUAUAUCUGUUUAUGAAUUAAAUUAUUUCUAUUUAUAAACUGUUUGUCCUAACUGGGUCCUGACCAGAAACAUGUAGCAAGCUGGUGAGCAGAUGAUUUAUGACAUUUUCCACAGAAUAAGUAUUCUCUUCCCCAUAUAUUUGAAAUUCCAUGGCUUCUGAGAAAUCUGUAGGGUUAGAAUUUUUGUUGCUGUUGCUGCAAUCAAGUUUCUAAGUGAAAAAAAAAUCAAUAUCAUAUAAAAUAUGUUGCAAGGAAAAAUCCACUGCUUUGGAAAUUCUCACAUUUGCGAAGCUUGGGGUUCAUUUCAGGGACAUAAAAUACCGCAAGAAUAGUAAAAAUGAAAACAGCUGAAAAUGUCUACAGUUGAAAAACACAUUCAUACAAACACAAACUCAUUAGGGAAUAUGGAAAGCUGAAGUGCAUACAAUAGGAAACAUGUAUGGUAAAUUAAUUCUUUGGGGAAAUAUAAAGUAAAAUGUGUACAAAUUUCAAUAUAAGCAGAAGGUCAAGAUCCAGUUGAAAGUGAAUAGAAUGGAAAAUCCCACCCAAGAAGUUCUGCUGGAUUCGGUUGCUGUGAGUUUUUUUUGGGCUGGAUGGCCAUGUUCCAGUAGUAUUCUCUCCUGACGUUUUGACUGCACCCCUAUGGCAGGCAUUUGCUGGUUUGCUUGAUUCAGCAUUGUGUAAUAAUAAUAGUAAUAAUAAUAAUAUAAUUUUUGUUUUGUACCCCACCUCCAUCUCCCUGGAGGAGCCUCUGGUGGCCUAAGGGAUAAAAGCCUUGUGACUUGAAGGUUGGGUUGCUGACCUGAAGGCUGCCAGGUUCGAAUCCCACCCGGGGAGAGCGCGGAUGAGCUCCCUCUUUCAGCUCCAGCUCCAUGCGGGGACAUGAGAGAAGCCUCCCACAGGGAUGGUAAAACAUCAAAACAUCCGGGCGUCCCCUGGGCAACGUCCUUGCAGACAGCCAAUUCUCUCACUCCAGAAGCAACUCCGGUUGCUCCUAACACGAAAAAAAAAGAUCUCCCUGGAGGGACUUGGGGCGGCUUACAUAUGGCACAAAGUGUGUAAAACAACGCAUAAAAUAAACACACAAUACAAAAUAAAACCAGUAGUGUUAAAACAACAAUUUGAACUCAGAACAGCAUCCAAUAACCUAUAAUGUCAACUGUCAUAAAAACAUGGCCAACUGUAAACAAGAAGAAGGGAAAGGGAUAGUGCAAGUUGUAACUAAGGAACAAGGGCAUGGGAUGAAAGUGCUGUGCUGUAUCAUAAUUGAGGACCAUUGGGCUAGAGAUUCUCAAAGGUCUGCCUAAAUGUCCAGGUCUUUAAUUUCCUCUGGAAGGGGGACAGUGUGGGAGCCAGCCUAACAACAACGGCUUGUGCAUCUAUUGUGCACAUGAGCAGUAGGAAAAUGAAAAAAAUUGUGGCGCAUCCACUGUGUAGAUGGUUUGCCCCCAAAGGAUCCUGCCCCAAGUCUUACCAUCUGAUUCAAAGAACAGAAUGAUAUUGCAGCCAGGGUUUCAUGACAUGCAAUGAAAUUGUGUUGGAGGGCUUUUUCAUGUCCCUUGUUGCAGCUAGUUUAGAUUUUGUCAAGCUAAUAAUGGAACUAGAUUCUGGAUGACACAAAGAACUGUUUAAUUAGAGUCUAUGACAGGGCAACAGAGGCAGAGAUACAUGUAGAGACGGAGAGGAUUGCUUGCCUUGCUUAAGACUGCUAGGCUCUUUGUGGACUUUAUCCUGUGGGGUUUCGAUCAUCUUGGCUGCACUCCAGGAGAGCACUUAUUAAGCAUUUGUAAACACGGUGCCAGUCCCAUUGCUGGGCUGCAAGGAAGAGAGUCUGCCUUCCAAUAUUUAUAUGAAGUAUAUAAACAUCUCCAAGCCUGGAAAAAAGAAACUCUCCUUUUAAAUACGUCAUAGUUUCCCCUCCUUCUAAUAUAGGUUUUGUGAGAAUUAGGCAUGUGCAAUUGAUAAAAAAAUGUUUCAAAAGUCAUUACAAAAUUAGGGAGCACUGGCAUUUCAUUUCUAAAGUAUUGCUAACAUAUUGUUAGUAAAACGUUCGUUACUAUAGUGAGAGUGAUGAAAUUUCGUUACUUUUCAUAAUAGUAAUUGCAGAAGUGGUGAAAAUUCAGGGGCUGCUUUCUCUCUCAUUUUUACAACUAUUGGGGUGAAACUUGCUACAAUGGUAGAACACAUUUGACACAUCAAGUUUCAGAAUGUUUCACUUAUCAAUUUUUUUAAUAAACAACAUAAAAAACUGCAAGAGCUAUCUCUUUGAAUUUUCUAUACAAUGACACAAGGGGAUCAUUCUGGCUAGCUGCUGCUACGGAGGAAAAAUAGCUCUCCCCUAUCCUGAUUGGGGUUUUCUGAUGCUGAGCAGAAUUCUUGGAAAGGUAGUUUAGGGCAAGGCCUUUUCAAUUCUCUGGCAUAGGGCUCCUCACCUUCCCAAACUAUAUUUCCCAGAAUUCUGUGCUUUCUCAGUUUCUUUCCCAGUGAACACUGCUUUUUUCCUGCUGCUUCCCUCUCCUCAUGGCAAGAGGCCAAUAAUUUAAAUAGGAAAGGCAGCCUUUUUGGCUUGGCUUUGCUUCCUUGGACUGUUUUUUGAAAUGAAACUAAUUUUGGAAGCCUUUGAGAUUUACAAAAAGCAAACAAAAAAUAUUGGGUAAGUUUCAAUAUUUAUGUUUUUGGAACAGGGCACGCCUGCACAUCAGAUAGCAUGUCAAAUGUAUGAAUUUAUCGAAUUUGAUACGUGUCGUGCCUCCGCAAGAACCCUCAUUGUUUCUCCUAUUUCAGCCCAUUUUAGUUAGAGGUAAUUAGCAUUUUGUGUAUAGGGGUUUUUGGGGGGAGGGGGUCAGUCUAGAUAGCCUCUUUCCAUUUGAAGCCUCUGUCAUCCUUCCAUUUGAAGACUCCAUCACCCUGCCCCUUGAAGAAUCUGCUCAGGGGUAGACCAGAAGGCUUGGAAGAAUUAGCCUUUUUGUAACUGGAAGGUUAAGAGGGAGGGAGGCCGGAAGGUCUACAAAAUAACACAUCCCGUCAGAGCUGUAUUCAAGUUUAGCCAGAGUUAAAAAUUGAGACCAUCUUAGGAUAGCCACUGGCUUCCAUUUCACUAAUAAAGUGGAUUCACAAAUGGUAUUGGUGUUUCUCUCUUUCCAAAAUUCUUACCUAGGAUUUAGCUUACUUUUUGUUUGAUUGACUGCUUUAGUUUUGUGAAAUCAUCCCAUUACCAUCACCCCUAAAAUACAUUGUUUAUUCUCCUCUGCGAACUUCAUUUACCAUAGUCCUUAUGACGGCUUUUUUUCCUUCUUUACCUUUUGAAUUAGUGUUCCUUUCUCUAUAGGUGUGUAAGAUCCUGUUUCUUAGAAUCAAAAUUAUGUUGUCUGUCCAACAAACGUCCUUCACCCUCAUCCUUUUCUUAUUGACCUUUCAUACUUAUUGCUACAUUCAACUUGAUCAAGUAUUGUCUAGAGGUGAAUAUUUUCAUACAUUUAAUUGGUGGUUUAAUCAACCAAUGCUUGGCUGAUUAGUCCGUAGUUGCCAAUUUUAUUCAGUGAAGGUAAAUUUUAAUUAGUGGGGACAAAAGUUCAGAGCAUGCUAGUUUUCUUGGGGGCUUUUGCUUCUAGUGUAUUACUGAAAUUGGAAAUGAAAAAGGGAGCAUGAAAGAUCACCUUUCUAACAGGGCAUGGCAGCUUUUGUUUAUUAAAUUGCAAAUGGUCUCAUAAUUCCUUCCAUAUUUCAAAAGUACUGAUCUUUGAGUAAAAUUAUCCUUAUUUCAAUUUAAUCAAUUAAUUGAUAAUGUUAUAUGAGCAAUCAAAUUUCAGGGAAAUUUGAACAUUUUAACAUCUAGUUUUUUUUGGGAAAGAUUGGACAUGCCAACUGAAAUUGAUAAGCCUGCCAAAUCAAUGGGCCCAUAAGACUUUCACAGAAGCAAAACUCUGCGGUGAGGAUAUGAAAGUGUGUUAAUUUCAUUUUUGUUAUGUUUCUCAGAUCCCCACUGCAUUCAUAACCCAAUCCAAUUUCUUAUCUGCUUGUGAACUCCUUUUCUCUUAAAAAAAAUCUAUGCCUAAUUUUGUUACACAUUUUUGUCCAUCUUUCUCUUGGUCAAAGAAGUGGAUGAAUUGCCUUUUCUGAAAGCUCCAAAAAGUGGCAAUUCACUUUUUCAACAGGUUAACAGAGAACACUCUCCUGCUGAGUUGUGCAAGCAGAAUUUAGCAUGAACUGUCAUUGGUAAUAUAGUAUAUAUCCAGAUACAAACUGAAUAUUGCAGUUAUGCAUUUCACAUUUGCUUACACCUUCGGUUGUUUAAUUUUCCAACCUUCUAGUACACAAUCGUCAUAUAACUCCAAGUGUAAAGUUGAUGUCAUCCUCAGAAGCAGGUGACCUUGUUGAUAAAAGGACUGAAAACCAAGCUCCAUGUGGGUGAGAUUGGGGAGCUCUGUGAACUGAGUUUGGAGAAAGCUUAGGAGUGAUAUGCUAGCCAUAUUCAAAUGUCUCCAAAGAUUUCACAUAGAAGAUGGAGCAAGCUUAAACCAAAAAAAUUCAAAUUACAUCUAAACAUUAGAAAAACUGCCUUGCCUAUUUGACGGUAGAAUAGACACUAUUCCUGAAUUUGCCUGACGGUUCUUUCAAGCUUCCUAAAUAGACAUGGGAUUAUCAUCUCUCAGGAGUGCUUUAGCUGUGUAUAUAAUUGUGCAUGACAGAGGAUUGUACUGGAUGGUCUUUGUGGACAUUUUUGAUUUUAUGAUUCUGUUUCUUGAUAUAGGACUCAGCCCAUGUUUUUAAAAGCAGAAACAGAACUUUGGUCACUUCAAUUUCCCAAACCCUAUCCAAGAUAUGAGAAUAUUUGACAUUCAGUUAAUCCCAUAGUUCCCAAGGAACACUGCAACCCACCCCUGCUCUAUAUGCUUACUCAAAUGUAAGUCCUCCUUCAUUCCCACAUGGGUCCCUCCCAAGUAAAAUGUGUAUAAAAUUGCAGCUUUACUUAACACCAAGCCAAACAAAUGUGUCGGAUCUAAAUCUGGUGCUCUAUUUUAAUUUGAAAACCUUAUAACACAACAAGAUUCAAUCACAAGCCUUUAAUGUAAUCAUAUUUCUGUGACUUACUGGAAACAGGGAGUGGGGGGGGGGGAGAGAAAAUUGCCGAAAUUAACAUUUUAAUUUAGCUGCGCUAAAGCACAGAAGGCGCUUUAAGGCGAGAUUUGUUAAAGGGGGCGGGAGCCAGAAUGAAAUAUAUGUAUAUAGAUAUACAUAUUAGAUUAAAUGCUUUAGAACAUAAAUCAGUGAAAGAAAAGUAAUAAAUAAUACACGCUGGAAAUGUGAUAAUGUUUAUUAAGAAGCAACAGCCUUGUCAUCUUCAUUUUCUUCUUCACUGAUUCUCUCCUCAAAGGGUACACUCAUUUGGGACUCCCUGCAAUUUAGCCCGAGGCCACUUUCUCUAAUUCUUGGUUUCAAAAAUACCUGCUUUGCAGAAAUAAGUUAAAAGCAGAACAACUGUGCACACCGAAGGUCUUUGCAUUAAGCCCCUUAAAAGCUACAUAGUGAAUUUUUUAUCAUUGUUAUUGUGAAGACUCCAAGGCAGGCAUUAGCUAAAUAGAAAAAGAUGGGGGGAGUAGCAAUAGAGGAUGGCAGUAGAUUGCUAGGAUGAACUGCCUUGAUUUUCAUUCAGUUUAGUUGAAAGUCUGUCUUCUCCAGGCUGGGCCAAUCCUAAUAUUAGGAAGGGCGAGGCAACUGCUUUAGGUGUCAGAUUAUGCAUGGCAACAAUGAGCAAACUCUCUGCGUUAUUAAAGUGUCACACUAUGUUGUUAUAGUACUUCUAUUCCAUUUUUGCUGCCAUGACAACACUGCAUGGAAUCCUGGGAUUUGAAGUUCAGAGUGAGACAUUAGCAUUCCCAGCCAUUCUUGGGCCUCAAUAAACUACAAACUCCAGAAUUCCACAGAAUGUUAAAAGUAGAAUAAUAAUAUAAUACAAUAGGGCCCUUGCUGUUACAUAGCGAUCUCUGCAGCAACCAAACUAUCCUGCUUCCCUUAGAAGUGUUGGACAAUAGUAUCCUGUUGACAAUUUAAAAAAAAACCUCAGCUGCUAGUGCAUUUAACUCUUGUGCACAAAUUGCAGGCAGCCACAUUUUGUUCUUUGGUUCAAUAAGCAGAGUAUCUUGUGCUAACUCUAUUUGUGCUACAAUGCAACAGUGACCAUAAGAUCAUGAGACAUGGCACUGUUGAAUAAAAGUAGAGAUUUAGCUGUUCUGGCAUGUUGUUUCUCACAGUAGUCAACUGGAUGGUUUUGGACAGCUCUGGCUGAGAAAUGGCACCAGUAGCCUACUCACUCUGAACCUGGAUGUUUUUCAUAUCUGUAAAUAUGCAUAGGGAUGGCCAUGUUAGUCUAUGGCUGUGCCAACUUAUCCAAGGGAAGAAGAGGGGUGUGUGUGUGUGCAUAUGUAUUUUUAUCUCUCUCUCUCCCUUUACAAAAUCUAUAGAACCUGUGGUUUCAAGUAGAGGCAAGCUCGUAUCUGCAUUCCCCUCCCCACAACCAACAUCAGAUGGAAAUACUUUGUGAAGAAGAAAGAGAU